CGGCGGUGGCAGUAGCGGCAGCAGACUACUCCGACGCCACCCGUCCGAGUUCGGGUCGCUCAACUGCCUGCACAGGCCCCGCACCCUCAUGGAGGCCCUGCUCAUCGCCAAAAUGGAGAGGGCCUCGCUAAACGGAUGCGGCGGUCACCAGUACGGUUCGCAUCCGUCGCUAGUGCGCACCGAUUCGAUCGGGUCGACCAGCUCGCUGGACUCGCUGUCGUCGUUGAACAGCGACGUGUGCCGUUGCGACGACUGUCUACUGGGCAUCGCCGACUUGUACAUCAACACGUUCGCGUACGAGGGACGCCACAGAAAGGUACGCUCCGUCACGCCACUAAUCUUAACACUCUUACUGUAUGUAGGCCGGAAAUUUCUACGUCCUAAAAACAUUUAAAUUAUCACGACGCGCGUACGUGCAAUAAACAUAGUACGAUAAUGACAAAAAAAAAAAAAAUCACGUUGAAAAUGUCCUAAAAUUACGCACUUAAAAUAUUCUCUAAAAAACACCGAAAUACGCGAAAUAAAAUUGAGUACGCGUCAAUCGUGAUUGGGCGGGAAAUGCGCUUUGGUAUAAAUCAGCUACAUUUUUAAUCAAUACAAAAAUUCAAAACUGUAUAAAUCUCUGCCGUAAUUACGUACCAAACUAUGAAUUACAUUUGGACUCGUAAAUUAUAUGCACUUCCGGAUCUCUGUGGCGAGGUAUCGGAAUACUCCCGACACUACCCGGUGUAAGAGGCGACGUCGGAUCGAUAACCGGUGUAAAAAAAUGUUUGCAAAUGGUUUGGGAAGUUUCAAAUAAAGUCUGGGCGAAUGAUUGUCCCGUCCCGGAUGUAUGCGGGAACAGAAUAAAAAGAAGACGAUGUCUUCGAUAUAGAGUUCAAUGUGGUUCGAUAAAUCGGAGAGAAGCGUUAGGUGUGUUACGUGACGAGAUAAUUGCUACGAGGCUUAAAUGUAAGUUCUACAAAAGCGUGGUGAGACGUAUGGUUUUGAGUGUCGGACAGUAGACAGAAAAAUAGAACAGACACUGAAUCAAUCAGAAACGAGCAUGCUUGGGUGGGUGAGUGGAGCGAUGAAUUCAUACGAGGUAACUGCGGCGUGGUUUCGGUAACUAUUACAAAAACGGAGUGAGAAAGUGUGAGCAUGUCAUCACGAGAAGACAGUAAUCGGUAGUGGUAAGAAUGGAAAUGAAAAUAAACGUGGGAGGAAAAGAGAAAGAGGAAGACCGAAAAAUGAAUGUUUGGAUACGACGGAGCAUAUGGGGUGAGAACGCUGAAGGACAGCCAGAUUAUGCGAGUGGAGAUCGAGUGGAAGUUUCAGACCCCAUGGCCGACCCCAAACGGCUGGCGCGAAAGCGAAGAACGAUAAAGAAGAGAACAAUUGAAUGCUUUAAAAAUCGUUAAAAAAAAAAAAAAAAACCGCAACAUUUCUAAAAUGAAAACGCGGAUCUCCAGCGGUAUACAACCGUAGUAUCGUUCUAUUUGUUAUACGUGCUCAUAUCUGUCGUUUUCAUUUGUUAUAGUAAAAUCAGAUAAAAAGAGAAAAAGGUAAAUAUACAAAACGUAUGUGAAAAACACGGUGCGCGGCACGGGGGAACGGUGAGAAAUUCGCAGUUAGAAAAAUGGUCGGGGCGGGAGACUUUUUUGCGUUUUGCGUUUUGCGUUUUAUCGUACGGACGUACAUAACAAUAACGCACCCGAAGACACGGGAGACGAACGACGGUUAACGAGUUUGACGCAUCCGCAGCUGACGCGCCUUGUCCGCAAGACGCGCGUGGGCGUGCGUGUUGGGCGUUGCCGCGAGCACUCGGGAAUAAACUCAAACUCGUUCGGUUUGUUUGUUUUUUUUUUUUUUUUUUACGCGAACGAUAUUUUUUCCGACUAGAGAGUCUCUACCGUUUUCAAAUUCGAAUUUCACCAUUUUUUUUUUUUUUUUUCUAAUAAAAUGCUCGGAAAAUAUUUCUACGGUAAAAAAAAAAAAAAAAACACAGGCGGGGGCGAAAUUCUACUCUACGUACCGUAUGGUAACGGGAGUCCCGGGGGAGACGCUCGCCGGCGCGUAUGUUACAACGCGUUCGGAACGACGGGCAGUAUUUCGGCGCGGUGUUGCGGUGAAGGAUGGCGGGCGGGGGCUUUAUAAAGAAAAAAGAAAAAAAAAAAAAGUAAUCAAAAAGAAAAAACGCUACCGGUCGGCCGUUUUACGCGAACGAAAAUAAAUCCGUCCGUCUGGCGCACGCGAAAAGACGGACACCGCGCGGGGUGACGACGCGCGCGCGGGCACACGCGUCGUGUCGAAAGCGAAAUAUUGCGUGCCGGCGCUUGUUCGUCCGUCCGAUUUAUCGAUGCGGAAACAGCGUUCGUCCAACGGGUCGUCGAAAACCGAAAAUUAAUUGAAACAAAUAAAUAAUACGAGCGUGAUUUAUUCGGACCGACGGGCCGCGGUGCGCGUGUCCGUUUCGGUUUAACAACACGCCGACGCGCAUCGAAAGCCGGCAGGUGUGUGUUGUUAAAAAGAAAGAGAAAAAAAACAAACAGAAUUUUUUUUUUUUUUUGGGGGGGAGGGAAAGCUAAUUUUAAAUACGGCGGUGCCGAACGCCCGCCAGUAACCCAUCCCAGCCCGCCCGCCACCCUUAUUCGAAAACAUUGUCGGCAUUGUCGGAUUCCGUCUUGUCGAAUGCGAGACCGUAUUCGUUCUUUGUCACAUUUCGAUUUGACUAUGCGAUAUUUUUUGUCAUAAUUUGUGUUUUUUUUUUUUUUUCGGCCUACUAUCUUGUAAUAAAUCACGGCCCUGACGGUCCCGAAAAACCCUCGACCCGUGACAAACCUAACCGAACACGAGUUCAGCGCGUAAUUUUCUCAAACGUUUAACGCUCGGUACGCUGCUGCCGGUGAGCGCGGAACGUGUCAAUUUAUCCGCCGAAACGUUUGUGAGAGACGACGGCACAUUCGGUUUUCCGUCGCGCACCGAUACCGCCCGAGUCGUUUGUCGGGGUACGUUUUCGCGUCGUAAAAAACGGUUCUUUUGUCGCGGACAUAAUGCCAUGAUGAGGCUUGUUUCGUAGCCACCGGUCGCAUUGAACCGUAUUCGUUGGAUGACCGGAUUAUUAGGCAUCAUCAUUCUCGGAUUCGUGCGAAUUCGCGCAUCUGCUUGCCGGUGGAAUACGUACGCGUACCGUAUGCGAAAAUAUUCGUCCCCGCGGAUGAUAAAUUGUCGUACGGUCGGGUCGACGUUACUAUGUCCGUGCGUAUCCGUCCGGCCCGGUCUUUUCUGCGGUCCAAUAACCGCGUGACAAACGAACGGCGUUCGUAUAUUGCCGUGCUCGUCGAUCACUCCGCCAACGAUCCGACGACGGCGACUGGGGAGAGAAAAAAAAAAAAAAUGUCCCGACGGGAAAAAACGGUUUCCGACGUCGAAUCAUCUCGAUAAAAUCAACCGAAAUAUUAUUUAUCAUUUUUUCAUGUUGUUUCCCGGUUUUGGUCGACCGGAACGACGCCCCUGACCGCCGAUCGACAGGCAACCCAUCGUGCGUCAGCGGUUGUUACGGAGCGAACAUCACUGUGAACGGCGGCUUACGUCUUGUUCAGCGGCGCGAAAUCGAAAUCGGUCGGCAUUAAAAGAUUCGAUCGCGCAACGUGUCGACCGCGCUUUUCGUUGGGACACCGAUUAACGCGAUUUCGGCCCCGGGGAACGAGACGGUUUUCAAUGUUAUUUAUUUAUUUUUUCUCCUCCAUACCGUUUUCUCGCGAAAUUUUUCGCCAUAAUUUUCGAAUAGUUCAAUACUUUAAAAACAUUUUGUCAUUUAUUUAUUGAAUAUAUAUAAUUUUUUUCUUUUAUUUAUCCUCGGGAACAGAGAAAUUUAAAUGCGUGUUGUAAUUUAGUGGAUUUCAGGUUUCUGACUUGUGUUUCCCCCCUCCCCCACAAUAAAACACGUUUUUCUUGGUUUUUUAUUGGCUUUUUCUAGACGCGGUAAAUUCUUGGACCAUUAUAGCGAUUUUUAAACCAACUAUUUGCAUUUGACAUUUUCGAGGAUUUAACGUGGCUUUUAUUUCGCGGGUAUUUUUUGGACUUCUAUUCUGACGGUUUUAUAAGACAUGUCCGAAGAUUUAAUGAAAAAAAAAAAAAAAAUGUUCGAAAUGUAGAGAAACCGUAAAUUUUUUUUUCACUUUGACGGCGUUCGGAAUAGUAAUAAAUUGUAAAGUGAUUUUCGUUGAAUCCGAUCCGUGUGAGUUUCGGAUGUUUUUCGCCGAUCGAAAACGCGUUUUUUUUUUUAUAUGUUCGACGUACGGGUGAAGUGAAACCGAGAGGUUCCACUCUCGGUAUCUAAAAGAAAAUGAAUUUCGAAAAAAACGGAACAAAUAAUACUGGUCGGGAAGAGGGAGGGGGUUGGGAGGGGAGACGGAUCGUUUGGCGCUUCGACCUGUCGACCGUCCGACGUCCUGAAAGCCGGUUUCAACUCUUCGGAUACUGAGCGCGUUGUGUUGCCUACACCAUACCCCUUUGUUCGGCACGUUUUUACAAUAUUCUUAUUGUUUUUUAACGCGAAGACGUGUCGAAAUUCGGAGGCGUUAUCGGCGGCCGCAGAUAUUAUUCUUUUUUUUUUUUUUUUUUUUUUUUUUUUUAAUUUUAUUCAUGCGAUUCACAAUACGUAACUGAAAUAAUGCGCGACCGCGCGUUUUCGUUGCCGCUCGUGCGAAAAAAUAUUGCUGGAGGGGAGUGGGGAAAGAACCGUUGAAAUUCCGCCCGAAUGUACGCGCGGCGGUCAACAACAACGACAGCAAUAAUAAUAUAGUAAUAAAAAACAAAAAAAAAAAAAAAUAAAUAAACAGACGUCCGCCACGGCGAGUAGUGUCGGCGGGUUUUUUUUUUAUUUACAUGCUCGUAUAUUAGUAUUAUUAUUAUUUUUUUUUUUCUAUUGAGAUUCGGAUCGCCGAAACUACCUGUAUUGUAGCGUUACAGGUCCCAUAACGUUAUUACACGCGAGUCAUAAAUAAAAACGAUAAACGGGUCGUUUGUUUGUGCCGGUAUUUAUACGAAAUUUUUUUCGCGUGCCGCGGUUUAAAACUACACCCGUAAUAAUAUAUUGUGCGCCGGUAAUAACGUACAGAGUUGUAUCUGCGGGGUUUGAAAAUUGCCCGACUUGCAGAAAACGACCGAACGCUAGCCUCGAAUACACUCCGUAUUACAUGUAACAUAAUAUAAACGACAAUUAAUUGUACACUUGUGUUUUUUUUUUUUAAAUUUUUUUUUUGUUCCUGUAAAUCAAAAACGUCUCCGACGAAACCUUUGUCGAAACAACGGCCGUCGAAAAAAACACGCCUUGUCGACGUUCCGCGGGUCCGAAAAGUAAAAUCGGGUUAUGCGAAAAAAAUUCCGGCGGCCGGUCGGCCAGAGCGCUCGGGUUCGCGCUCGAUGAAAAAUCGUCGUCGUCCCGGAAAAUAAUCCAGUUGUUAUUAUUACAAAUCGGAUAAAAAAAAAAAAAAAAAAAAAAAAAACUGUUUUCCUAGACAUUCGUUUUUAAUACGCAUAACGGACACGCGGAACACAACGCGAUGAUGGCCGGACGGGAACCCUUUAAAUGGACGUGAAAUAACUAUAGUCGGUCGGUCGGUCGGUCGCGCCGGUCGGUCGGUCGCGCCGGUCGGUCGGUCGGUCGUUCGCGCCGGUCGGUCGGUCGGUCGGUCGCGCCGGAGUGCCGGCAGACGGGACCGUAUUAUUAUCAGUCAACCGCGGCGGCGUUGCGGCGCGAGCAACGAGGCCGGUUUAAACGCCGCGCGCCUACCGACCGCAAAUGUCGCGGACCCGCGCAAUCGCGUAACAAGUGAGGUCGAAGGAUGCCGGGAUUACAGGAUUGAGCGUGCGCCGGUUAGUUAAUCGUUGAUCGUGGCCGGGCGCGCGCAGAAUAUGAUAUUAUUAUCGUCGGUGCCCGUAUAUACAGCUGCGCGCGCUUUUGCGUAAAAGCCUUUAAACUAUACGCGCGCACUUUUGCGCUCGAAAACCCCAGAGCGUACGUUGAAAAUUGGCCGUACGUUUAUUUCCCCCCCCCUUUUCUUCCGCAAUACUCAAUACGUUGUUACGCCGAGACGACGGCCGCGAUAAGGGAAAACGACGAAUUGCCCGUUUGAUUUAAUUAUCGUGUGCGACGCGCCGCGACCGAACAAAUAAAACAAAAAAAAAAAAAAAACUAUUCGUCCUCGCGUGACCGUUACUUCGGCUCUCCGCGUAUAAACGUGUAAACGAUAUGUGUGUUAUAGAUUCGAUUGAGCGCCGUCGCGUUAGCAAUAACGAAACGGUCGUCGGCGAUCGAUGACCGCGGACGUCGUUCCGGUAAUAUGUCAUUUUUUUAAGAAAUUUCGCAACCCCCCCCCUAGGAAAACAAUAAAUACACUCGGGUACGCGGCCAGUAGAGUUACGGACUCGGUCCUUUGUCGUCGCGUGAAAAACGGCUUUUUACGGCCAACAACGAGUGCGCAAACGUUUUAUGGCCCGUCCACCGCCCCGGUUAUUUCGGUUAUUCACGCGCUCGCAUUUGUCGAAACUAGGAGAGACACAUUUGAACUGUCGAGCCGUUGCGGCCGCGCGAAAAUCGACAUCGUUACAACGCGUUUUGGUGUUUCACGACGCGCUACUUUGUACGUAUAAUAAUAUUUCGCGUGCGCGCGGCAACAGAUAUUCGGUUGUUUUAUUUUUUUUUUUUUUUUGAAAAUAAUAUCGCCGAAUAAUUGAUCACCGCGAAAGAGCGCUUUUUGUCGCGUCACCGGGAAUAAGUGCAAUUUCGGAGAAUCGAUUAUCGCGUCCCGCUAUUAGUAAUAAUUACGCUAUGUUUAUAUAAAAAUCAAUAUCCAAUGAUAUUUUCAUUUUUGAUUUUUUUUUUCCUUUUUAUCCGGGACCGUGUCGGCGAAACGUUUUCGAUUCGCUUUUAGACUGUACUGCGACGUGACCGCGGAUAUAGAGCCCGGCACACACCGAGGCGACGCAUAAAACGACUUUUCAGGUCGAAGUGUGUCGGCACGACAAAAGUAACACGUUUCGCUUUCAAUCGAAACACGAAACGAAUUGUCGAUGAAACGUUUAGUUACUUCUGGAAAUGUACCGGACGUUUCGUCGUGUCAACAUAUUUCGAUUUAAAAAGUCGUUACGUGUUGUCUCGGUGUGGACCGGGCUUGACGCGUCGCGACGAUGGACGUUGCGGGCCAAUCGAUCCGCGUAAUACCAAAUUUACCGUUUCGGUUUAGCGCUGUCGUAGCAUCGGUACAGAUUUGCAUUGCGGGCGGAUCAUAGUAUAUUACGAGUAGUUUGGUUUGGAAAACCGUCGUGAUAGAAAAAAAACAAAAAAACAAACGAAAUUCCGAAUUAAGCCGUUAUAUUGUUCAGCAGUAACGGAGAAACCGAAUCGACUGGGAAAAAUAAAAACCUACAAAUAACCGCCGCCGCCGCCGCCCAACCCGAACGACGCGUCGACCGCAGAAAAGACGCGACACCGAUCGUCGUACAUUCGGAACAAUAUAUCCGGUAGAAGUGUAGAACAGAUUUGGCGAACGGCGUUGAACAGCGAUAAAAAAACAAAACGAAAGAAAAGAAAAAAAAAAACACGCACGCAUCACGGUAAAACCGACCCGUUCCUCGCUGUGUUUAGUUACUCUACGCCGGUGACACGUCCGCAAUUCGCGUGCGAUUAUCGGUCAUUUCGAUGUAAAUCGGAUAGCGUGACGUCACGGGUGCUGUACUUUUGAUAAAUGCCGUUUUGUUGACGGUUAUCGCGUUCGGUUAGGGAGUUCGGCGGAUGAAGUUCUAGAAGGGACAUUUGCCCCGCGCGCACACCCCCACCCCCCACCCCUCCUCUAGAUUAUACCCGGAUCAAACGCGGAAUUUCUGGACGCUCCGUAUUUUCGCGUCGGUUUUCAGACGAUCAACUCGUCAAACCCGGUACGACACUCGUGCGCGGCGAACCCGACGUGUGCGGUGCAGUGUCGCGUCCGAAAUGACGGAGAAUAGCGGUGCGGUGUGGCCGCGCGUGAAGAUCAAAAAAAAAAAAAUAAAAAAUUGUUCCCGACAGUUUCGGGCGUGACGUUUAGAAACACCGUUGUCGUAUCGCGACGUUCGUACGAUUCCGGGGAUGCGUUGAGUUUUUAACGGCCGUCGUGGUAUCCGCUCCGGGAAAACCGCCGGACGAGUAGCGAAUCGCCCCGCCGCGUAUUGUGUCCGCGGUUGUUACAAUCGGUCGACGCGCGGUCCGUCCCGUAUUUCGAUUGUUGAUAAUAUUCGCCCGUCUCGGCUAUACGCGUCGUCGUCGUCGGUUUUUUUUUUUUUUUUUUUUUUUUUUGUUCCUUUACAAUAAUAUUAUUAUACCGCACCUCGGGUCGACUUUCUCCUCUAUUUUCGAAUCUAGUUUACCCCCCACCAUCUCCGCCGCCGCCGCCGCCGUCGCUUUUACGCCGAGUGUCUAUCUACUAUCAUCGCCAAUAUUACCACUACUACUACUACUACUACUACUACUACUCCUACUACUAUUACUACUACUACUCCUACUACUACUACUACUACUACUAUUACUACUACUAUUACUACUACUGUUUACUACGGCUACUAUUUUUUACCGUGUUUAAUAAUAGAUAGACCGUGCCCUGUUAUAGAGAUGACGGUUCUAAAUAAUUAUCGAUUUGUAAUCGGAGCGAAAUGAGAGUUGAAAAAGAUUUUCGAAAUGGGAGGGAGGUGGUGGAGGUUAAACCCACCUAACGCAUUACUAAGUAGUCUAUCGGUUUGCGGAGUGAUCCUCGGUCAACUGUCACACCCGGCAAAAAAUGACAAACUGGAACGAUACACGGAAGAAAAGUAAAUUGCUCGCUCUGUUUAGGACAUUCUAAAUUCCCGAUCGAUUCCUGUUGACCCGCGUUGACGAGAUAUUUCACUUUUAAGUUUGGGUAGGGGAGAGUCGCGGAACAUCAUUUGUACGGCGUUACGAAGUGAGGUGUUUGAAUAAUCACUGCCUUUCCCUUGUUUAAACAUAAAAGCGGAAUAACUCAACGGACAGCGGGAACACAAAUCUUCAACGCCGAAAUGUAUUUUAAUUAAUACUCCGUAUAUUUCUUCUUCUUCUCGACCUUUUACGGUCCAUGAAGGGUUUUUAAUGCCUCUACUACAUUCUUCCAUUUGAUUCUAUCCAUGCUGUCCGCUAUUGAAACUCCCCGAGUGCACCUAUUUAUCACCAUAACCUGCCUAUCCAGUAUUAUCUAGAACGAAAAUUCCGUUGGCCCUCCAGACGAGAUUCCAGUCCAUUCAACUUGUUUACUCUUGAGAUAAACAUUGUUACUGGGUUUCUGGUAUAUUUAUGAUAUACGUAUCUGGUAUAUGUACGAGUAAAGGUUGUCAUUUUGAAGAUCACAAUUAUAAGUUUGACAAAAAAAAUUUACGUUAUUGUAAUAUUUUAGAACUGCUUGUUUCGUAAAUAAAAAAAUAUUAAAAAAAAACUCGAAAAAAAUUAGUACUUUCCGAGAUUAAUGAGUGCCUUAUCGAGGAUUGAUCGUCCUGUCUCUCUCUCUGUCUUGUUAAUUUAUUAUUCCCAUAACCCCCUCACAUGAAUAAUAAUUAUCGUUAUCUCUGGAUCCGUCGAACCAUUUUGGGUUCUUACUGGCGAUUCGGCGCCCGUGGUCCGCGUAUCGUAUAAUGUUCGCGUUGGCUUCGAAGUCGCAGAUCCGUUUAAUAACGAAGACACGGAGGCCCGCGGCUAGACGAUAUUUGUCUGCGGCAACACGAGUUCGACGAACCCAAUAUAAUUAUUAUAUUACAAUAAUAUUACCGUCAAAAUUAUGCACACGGUUGUUUGUGCGGGAUUAUUUAAUUUAAAAAAAAAUCAAAAAUACAAACAAGCCGUAGGUACGGGUGGGCCGCUGUUCGAAAGGCGUGCAGGGAGAACGUGAUUUAGUUUAAACUAUAGAGUUUAGAUAUCAUUGUCGUAGCUCAAUAAAACAUAACGAAAAAAUAAAAAAAUAAUGCCGUUAGUUUCAAUAUUAGAGCGAACUAACCUAUUAUUGGUGGCGGAUCCAGGAUAAAAUAACGGGGGAGAGGCCAAUUUUAAAAAUGCAUAUAAAGCACGCAUUUAUGACUAGCUCAAUGACUUUUGCGUGUUAAGAGUAUAAUAGCCCCUAUCGCCGUCCCUGGAUCCGCCGCCGAUCAGACUCAGAGAUAAGAAUAUUAUCUGUGUCGGAUCGUCGUUUUUAGUUUUCGUCGACUAGAUCGAAUUAGAUUAAAAUAGAUUACUAUAUUUAUAAUAGACACCGUAGUGAGUAAAAAUUAAAACCAAUGAAAUCGAAAUGUGUGUGUGUGGGAAUCUAGAAAAUAAAAAUGUCGCAAACGUUUAAGAGUUACUGCUCCACGCGUGUCAUGUAUUUCGUCCGGAUUGUAUUUGUAUCGUCGGUUUCCAUCGGAUUAAAAGACUGUAGUAUAGAAAUGUCUCGAAAAACUCCGUGCGAAAAAUCCGCGUAUUUUCCAUGGUUUCGGAAGAUUUUUACUGACUUUCACGGACGUAAAUGAUUCAAAAUUUAAAAUAAAAACAUGCGCGGAUUCUUGAAAAAAAAAUCCCGUUCGAUCUGCUCAGAAAUCGUAAAAUACGCAUUUUAGCGAUUGUUUGUUCUCGCAAAACACUAAUCCCGAUUUGAAAACAGAUUAAUAUAAAUGUUUGUUUUUUUUUUUUUUUUGUUCUAGGUAAGCAGAAAUAUAAAAAUAGAUUUUUUACUGUCGAAACGGACGGGGAGGAAAAUUUGAACGACGCAUAAUGCCGUCGAAUCGGUGAGUUUUAAAACAUAAAUAUAAGCUUUGUAUACAAAAUAACUCGAGAAAAGAAUUUGUAAAAAUAAAAAAAAUCUUUUUAGUAAAAUACCAGGUUUCCCGUAGUCGCCCCGAUUAUAUCUCGACAAAACUGACGGAUCAAAAUUUUUAAAUUUUAAAAUCUAUAUACGAAUAUGCGGGGGCGCUUACACUACAAUUUCACGAACAAUGGUACCUUAGUGAAUUUUAUUUGUUUUUCUUAUUUGUCGAUUUUUUCGUCGGUUCCCAUGCGAUUACUGCGUUAUUUACGAUUUAUGAUUUUUCUCUUGAUAUUUUUAGAAUCUGAGUGGAACGAUAAAUGCAUUGGUUUUACAAUGAUGUUUAUUUUAUUUUAUUUUUUGGUUUUUUUAUGUGAACGCUUUUUCUACUCAGUAUACUCCGAUUAUCAAGUAUAGCACCUUUUCUGAAAGGAAAUGUUCUCUGGGUGGUACUUUAUACAGGUCAUUUUUUUCAGAUUCUCAUUAAUAUUCGAGAUAGUGAGGAAAACGUCGGUCUUUAGGUUAAACAAGAUCGAAAGAUUAAAAAUAUGGUUGUCAUUGACAACCGUUUUUGUUUAUUUUUUAUUAUUAUUUAAAUCUUUUUUAAACAGUCAUUGCUGUCAUGAAAACGCAUAUUGUUGUAUCCAUUUUACCAUAAUAUGACAAAUACCAUUUAUCGUAUUGUGGACAAAGUAACAUUAUCAACGGAACUCAGUUCAAAAUCGAUUUUUCGUUAGCAAUGGUUUAUCGUUGCUUACAGAUACAUUAAAUUCCCUUCUGUAUCCUACCUUCCCAACUUCCCACAUUCAACAGUGACUGCACCCACGUAAGAAGUAUGUCCAUCCUUGUUCAAUUUUUUUUUUUUACACCGUCAAUUCAAAUUGGACCUGUGCGUACCAUGUUAUGAAUUCCGCGUUACGAUUGUCUUUAUAGAUUAUCUUUCGUACUACGUAAUUUAAUGUUUUAUAAUUAUGACUUAACAACUGGGUAAUAAAUUGUUCGGGUACGAAAAAUUCCGUAACGGUUCGGUAACGACGAUUACAACACGUGACGGAAAAACGUUUCGGCAAGAAGCGUUCGGGUCGUGUCGAAAUCGUUACCCGUUUAUUCUGUAGCGUCCGAAAAACGUAGCGGAGGUAACGGAUUUUUAACGCGGUUAGCGACACUUCUGAUAAAAACGGUUUGUGGAACCGAAUUAAGAAAAUCGGCUACUAAAGUAUACAUUGUAAACGUCUAUGCACACAAUAUAAAACCAACGCUCAUAGUUGGUUUUUAAAAACCGUUAAGAUUAAAACAAAUUUAAUAUUUUCACAUUUCAAUCAGUUUUACUAAAAAUAUGGAUAGUUUUUAGAAUAUUUUGUUAUUUUUGUUCCACCUAAGCAUAAGCACGUUUAAAGUUUGCCAUAAUUGAUAUUUAUUCGUAUCGUAAGAUAAAUUUUCGAUAAUAACAAUGGAAAAUAUUGUAUUGUCUGAGCAAUUAUUAUCACGAUCCAAAACCCACGGUUAGAUUAUGUUAGGUUAGAUUUUUAUAAUUUUUAGUAAGUAAAAUUUUUACACGUGCAAAACAGUUAUUUUUAAUUUCCCGAAAUUUUUUUUUUUUAGAUUUCAUAAAUAAACGAUUCAAGCACAAUAAUAAUUGAUAAAACAAAAAAAACCGGUGUUGAGCGACCUAACUAAUAACGUAAUUAAAAACUCAUUAAAAACAAAAACUAACCCGAAAGCGGCUAAUUUUGUUCAAAGACCGUUCGUAAAACCAAAACCGAAUAUUUCAAAAACCGGUUUUGAAAAUCAAAACCGAGACCGAUAAAUUUCACAAACCUAUUUGAAAAUCGAAACCGUUAAAAUUGAUAACGGUUUCGAGUCUUGUACUUGAAUCGUCUAUUAGGUAAUAUAUUAUAUCUUAAAACUUGCAUGGUAUCCGAAUAACUAAAAAUCGUAUUCAAUCUUUAUCUCGGAUAAAUCGUUUGUCAUUGUGUAACUUUAUCCGGUAUCUGAAUAAACAUUUCGGUUAUUGCCUCGCGUCAAAAAUUCGUUAGCGAUGAUCGAUAAACCCCCCCGUUUAUCGAAAAAAAUCAUUUAAAUAGACGCCCCCCGUCUAUUUAAAUGAUUUUUUUUUUCCGGUUUUUUUUUUUUCAACCCACUAAAAUAAUAAUUCCGUCGUAACAACGGUUUUCGAAAAUCAUUUUGGAAAUUGGAUUAUCGCCAACGCGAAACACAUAUUGUUGUAAUAUUAUCAUCACCGUCGUCGUCGUCGAUGAUAAUUUAAUCUCCGUUUACAACGAAUUACGAACUAAAACGGAUUAUCGGCAAUGUACAAGUAGGACAAUAUUUCCGGCGAAGCCGUAGUUACGAAUUAUCACGGGAGGGGGGGGGGGCGAAAAAUAAAAAUUAUCGGUAUUAUUAUUAUUAUUAUUAUCAUCGUUAUUUUAUAAACGCAAAAAUAUUGUAUAGCUUUUUUAGAUUCCGAUUGCGAAUCAGUUUUUUUUUUUAUUGCAACGAUAAAUGUAUAACCUAAAGGUUCCCGAAUUUCCAAUAAUAAAAACGUCACUUGAUCGUACGGGCGAUUGUUAAGAGAGUUUCCCGUGUCCCGAUGGACACGCGGCAAAGUCCGUCGGAUCGACCAGUAUAAAGAGUAAGAGUUCAUACUGACCGCGUGUCCACUAGAAAAACGAAAAUAAAUUAUCGCAUACUGUGUAACAAAAUAACACAUUUCCUAAUGGGAAAUACUCACGCUGGGUCGGUAUGGUAAUCUAAUUUAUAUUGCCCAGGCGAAAAAUUCGCCCGGAGAUUCGUGCGAUGGUUCGGUGUAUCGUGCAAAUAAAUCAUGAUUCGAGAAAUCCGAGGGUUUAAACCGGAGGACGGGAAAUAAUCACCAGAGUCAACAAACAUUCGAGCGCAUAACGUUUAAAACCCUUCGAAACUCUAUGCUGCAAUAACAAUGUUAAAGAUCGAAUAUUAUUUUAGUAAAGUGUAUCGACAGUUGUGUGUACAAAGACAAAAAAACCAAACGAAACUGCAAUAACAAUGUUUACGAUUAAAUAUUACUUUUGUCAAGUUAUAAUAGCAAUAACAAUGGUAAACUUUAUCGCGACAAAACAUAACAGUACAGUAACUGUAUAAUAUAUGAAUUAACAAUCGUAUACAAUGCUGCGGCGCCCACUAAAAGCAUAGCUCAUUGUGCCGUGGGAACGAGUUCUUGACAAUUUUUUAAGAGUGCGCCAAAAACAAUCAGUCGUUCAUAAUAGUGCUAUACGCACAGUAAGAAGGCAAUUUAUUUUAUUUUAUUAAAAACGUUAAACCUCCUUACGAAUCCACUGUUUUCGAUAAAUCUAAGUGCCUGUUUCAAAUAUGUUUUAAAACAUUUUAAAUUUUAACAAAUCGAUCAAUACUAUACAGAACGCUUUUUUGUCUAAACAAUAGACGUAUGUUAACAUUUUGCUUACGUCCAGUUGUUAUGUCGACGGUCCGAUACGGGCAAUAUGUUUACAUAAAUCUACUAGUACUAAAUAGAUUAUAAACAGUCUUAACAAUUUCAACAUGAGGUUUUAUUUUUUAAUAAAAAAAUAGCGCCAGUUUGUUUAGAAAGAUUUAGUGUGAUAUAUUAAUCAGUAACAUAAUUUAUUGUUACAUUCAGCAUAGAAAUAAUGUUGUUAACAGUUUAUUCGUUAACAAUUGGUCGAACUAAAACUAAAUAAAUAACUCUUCUAUAAGAUCUGUGUCUAAUACAUGCCUGGCUUCCUUAAAUAUACAGAACAAUUUACGUAAAUAUGUGUACUAACUAAUCGUGUGUAUUAAUAGUAGUGUAAAAAAAAAAGAAAAAAAAUGGAAAGACAAACGUAUGUCAGACCGGACCGUACAAUAAAAAACGAAUGUAAUAAUAAUAAUAAACGUGAACCGUAUUUCGAUAUUUUAGGAUGAUCUUAUUCCUCCUCCUACGGGGCGCACGCGAUUCCCCUAGGAAAUUCCUACCUUCUUACCGGAGGUGGUGGGGUUGUAAACGCGUCCCGCGAAUAUCGUCCCGGUUGGUGAGGGGGUGGAGGUGGGGUAGGGGUGUAAGAUCCGGUCUCGCCUAUAACCGCCCGCGAUUUCUCGGAGCGGUUUUAUGUUCGGAUAAAAAAAAAAAAAAAAAACACUUAACAGAUUCGCGAGUGCCAUCGUCGAAACCGUGGUGUUAUCGGUGUCGCGCACCCGUGGCGAACAAUUCGAAAAGCCGAUCAGAGGUUUCCCGUCGGCGUGUGUGCGUACGCGAGUUUGUUUCAAGCGGGGAACGUUAAUGCGCGGCCGGGUGUUCGCCGGGAGUCGCGGUCCGUUCGCGACGGACGGCCGAACGUCCGCGACGUUCGUUACGACGUCGUACCGUCGCUGUUCGCGAACACCGUCGGCCGGCGGUGUGCGCGGCGACGGCGCUGUUUUACGGGACGACCUGCAAUUGUGCGUCGCGUUAUUGUUUUGCUGUCCGCGCGCGUCACAAUUUACGGCCCGGCAAUAAAUGUCAACACGGCGCGUCGUCGCCCGGCCGGGUCGUAACGGCCGGGCGGGCGCCUACGAUACGGCCGCGACGAUAAUAACAACGAGCGUUAAUAACGCGGUGGCGCGAGCGCGCGCGUACACGGUCGAAACGACCGCGUAACGGGAAGCGUAUUAACGAGAGAGAGAGAGAGAGAGAGAGAGAGAGAAAAAACACUAAUAAUCGACGAAAAAAAAAAAAAAAAAAAAAAAAAAUUAACAACGAUGUUAUAACGUCAGUUAUCGCGUACGGGCCGAUACGCGCCGGUAUAAUUGAUACGGGCACUCGUACCGCGACGUAUUGUGCGCGGGUUACCGUGCGAUAACGCGGGCGACACCGGCUGCAGCGUACCGGUUUACGCGCGUCACGUACACAACAGACCGGCGCGCGCGCACGUAUAUAAUAACAAUAAAUAAUCUAUACGGUGUACGCACGGUCGGCGCGACGCGGUUAUCGGUAUCGUUUGGCUGUUGCCCGAGAAACGGGCGCGCGCGCGUAAUUUUUUUCGUUCGUUCGUCCGUUUUUUCUUUCUACUAAACGCCGAAACGCGUACAAAAAUAUCGAGCGCUCGUACCCGGCGGACGACGGAUAAGACGCGAUAAGAUAUAAUACGGGGCGGGUUGUCCGUUUCACGUUUUGUCGGCGUUUCACGGGUGGACGGGUGCGGUUGCGCGCGGAGUGUCGUGCGGCUAGGCGUUCCGUCCGUCCGUAUAAAAUGACGGAUCGCCUCGGUUUUAACCCCCCCCCUCCCAUCAGCUCCGGGGACAUCGCGCCGCUCGCGGACCGUCCGUUUCGCUGUCGCCGCGCGGCGCCCGAUUUUUCUCCGCUCGCCGGCGUCGCGAAACGUUUUCUGAAAAUCCGACGGCGCCCCACCGCCCCGGUGUACAGUGUUUGUCUGUUUUUUUUUCUCGGCCGGCCGUACGACCGAAGGUUUCGCACACGCGCGCGGGCGAAUUUGAGUAAUCGAUAGCGCCGGGGGUCCGGAAAAAAUGCGUACGCUUUUAAAACGCGUUUUCGAUACGAAAGUCGUAAUUUAUUGAUGCAACGAUAAUGUACUAAAAAUCAUAUUUUCCGAGUAUCCGCGCGGAUGUAGGUACGGGCUCCAGUCCCCAUAACGUCCCCAACCCUCUUAUCCGCCUUUGUACGCGUAUAUUAUAUUAUAUUUAAAAAAAAAAAAAAUAAUAAAAAAAAUGUUAUAAAUAAAUUCGAGCCGGUAGGGAAAUACAAAAGUACUAUUUUUAGAUAUAAUAAUAAAAAACCGAGAUAAAGCUACACGGGUAUCCGCGGUUUUGUCGUUGACCAGUGGUACAACGCGAUCGUUUUAUAAUAGUCCUGCAUAUUAAAAAGAACGAGUAUAGGUACCUGCAGUGUGAAAAUCAAAAUAUAUUUUGCAUCAUAAUCUGUGCCACUACACGUACACAAAACGGUAUUAAAAAGUUGGUGAUGUUUUUUUUUUUUUUUUCAAAAAUGUGUAUUUGUCCACGUUGGUCUGUUUCGAAAAAGUCUAAGCGAAUCCGACGAGGUUUUCCAUCGAUAAUAUUAUUUACUGCGCAAAUCGUAAGUAUAAUCGAAACACUUAGAUUUUUUUUUUUUAUAUAACAAAAACAAACGCGUCAUAAGAAUUUUAAAUCAGAUUAAAGCGGUUUUUUUUUUUUUUUUUUUUUUAACCGCUUAAUCCAAUUUUUUUUUAAACAUUUUAAUUUGUAAUUAACCAACUGUAUAAUAUUCUUAGCGCUGUGUUUUCAACGAUACAAUGACGCACUGACGCACUAUAUCACGGUCAUAAAAAUGCGUCAUUACCACAAUAUAGCGGUGAGGCGAAAACAAAAUGCUCAACCAUAAGUAUACAUACAUGGAGGGGAGGAUAGGCACUUUUUUCGGCAAACUCAUUAUAUUUUUCCGUUAGAUUUUAACAAUCUUUAAUGGAGUUUUAAAUGCAAGCAAAAAAGCAAUAGAAACACUUUGUUCGUCGUCUUUUUUUUUUGUUUUUUUAAUCGAUACAUCGUUAUACCUUAUACCGCAAUAGGGACGUUAACGCACAUUAUAUUAUGCAUAUAGGAUGCUUUUAAACACAAAAUCCUUAUACGAAGUAAAGUUGAGUGGAACAAAAAAAAAAGAAAGUCAAAGAUGAACAAAAAUAUAAGGAGAACUAAGUGGAAUUAUUUCAUUAUUGUACAUGUCAUACCUUUACAAUUUCAAAUAGUUAUUGAUUAUAAUCAGUGACAAUUUUUAAGGCGGGGGCAACGUGCACGGCGUUUACCGCCCUCUUCUCUUGGCCUUUUUUUUUUAUUUUACUUUUAAAAUUGUUACUCGAACACUACUAUAGGUAUACACGAGCGGAGGGUGUGUCCAGCGGUACGUAUGCAUACGUAUUCGAACGUAAACGACAAUACGAGUGUACAAAACCAAACAAACACUUCGUUUCGGAAACAACUCCCCCUCCCCUCUCCUCUGCGUCCUAAAUUAGUUUUCGGUUACGGUGUCGCGAAACGCUUACGAUAAUACCCGCAGUUGGACCUCGCGCCCUUUUAUUUGAUAAACUUCGAAUCCGCCGCGGCCUCUACAACGACCGCGAGAUUGCGAAAUUAAACCGCCGUGGACGUAAGUAUUAAUAUUUCGGUUUGCGCGGACCUUUGACGGGGAGUUUGGACCCGGAACAUAUCGCCACAGCGAAACUCCACUGAUCCGUUAUUGCGUAUGAUACGUUGCGCUAUUUACAGCGGGGUCUGCACAAGACGUUACUGGAAAUUAUCGCGAACGCUCGCGAAUUCUGACCGCGACUUAAUGUUUUAACGAACGGUUUUCGAGUCCCGUCCGACCUAAUCGGAAAACGUAAUAAGCGUACCGCGUUAUUAUGUGCGUGGAAAUUCGACCGUGAAUUCCGCGCGAUUUUGCGACAACGGGAACCGUCGACGGCUGUAAUAUUUAAAACGGCCAAAGUCGCCACGAUAUCAAACGUAUGCAAACACGAAUCUAACGUUUUCAAAUGGGUUUUUUUUAAAACUUGUUCGCGGCGCUCGUAAAUCGCGCGUUCCGUGUCCGGCACGGGUUUCGCGGUCCAUCAACACGAACCUUAAUGCAGUGGCGGAACGAGAUGUUUUACUUUGCGAGCACCUUUAUGGCAGAACGUUAAAACUCGCAUUUUCCGUGGUUCGCAUUAAUACAAAACGGAUUGCUCGUCUCACCAGAGUGACGUACAUAUUAUACGGUCUUAAGUAAUACAACUGCGCGGGUCGACACGACUCGGGGUGAUUGGGUUUUUUUUUUUUUUUUGCUCAUUAUGAAUUUUAAGUUUUUGAAACAUGUGUAUAACGUAUACAUGUGUAUAAAACAGGGAUGACCUUUAUUUUUUCUUGUAUUUUUCGGCCCGGGGCACUGAGUGGGUGGAUAUACUUUGGUUUACUGCGUGGGCAGUGGUAAUUCCUCUGUGCGCCACUACGUCCCACAUACCCUGCCUUAGGUCGCUCGUAUAGCAGACUAGUGUUAACAAUGUUGGAAAAUGACAGCCGAUAUUACUUACAGGGCGUAUUUUAAUAGGACUUAAUCAUUUACACUGUGGACUCGGUAUUUUCACAGAACGAUUUUUCGGACACACCACAAAUCUACAUAAAAAUUCUGAAUUUUCGCGAUUUGUUUUUCAAUUAUUUUUGGGCUUCACCAAACCGCCGAUCGAAAGUUUGGAAACACGAAAUUCCGAUUUGAUAAUAAAUAUUGAUUCGGUAAUUCAGUCUCGAAGAAAUAAUUUUUGCUCAUACUGAGCCGAGUCCGCCCUGGUAUCAUGUUGAAAAAAUAGUUAUCCACAAGCGAUAUGAACCGUGGAAUUCGCAUCAGUCUGUUUGUUUUCGUCGUAUAAUAUUAACGGAAUUCGAAUUAUUUUCGCAGGUUUAGAAUUCGAAUUUCUUUAUUGGUCAUUUUAUAAACUGAAAUAGUUUUAUUAAACACACUUAUAAAUAACCCGACUGCUGUACUCGUAAUCGAAUUGAUGUAACGACGGCGAUAAAAUAUUAUCGUAGUUUAUCUCAAAUCGCCGCUUAAAUUCAAUUGAAUUUUUCGAUUUCAAUCGUACCGCUCGUACCGUUUACCACCAAAAUAAACCUCUGCCGUAGGUAAACAGUCGUUGAAACCGAGCAAAACGUCGUCAAUCUGAAUAUUGGUCCCGUAAAGUACGAGUGUUUGUCGCUCGCCGAUAAAUACAUAUAAAUCAAAUACAAUUGGUUCGAAUUGAUUAUUGUUUACUCUCGGUUAUUCGAACAUUCGGUAAAUCGAAAACCGACCCUGUAAAUCUCCCAAAAACUCCCUUAUCGGAACAGCGGAAACACUAGAGAUAGACUUGCCGAAAGGACGCCGCGGCUUGCUGGAUUUUUUCCGCGAGUCUGCGCCUCCGAAAUUCGGUCUCUAGUUCGCGUUUGGUUUUUGUUACGUGAACGACACAAUGUGUUCGCCACGUUAUUCCAUUGACGGCCGUUGGAAAUGCGAGGAGACGGCGCACGCCGCUGCAGCGAUGAUCACCGGCCCGCCCCUUGAGGCGAUCGGGAGACGAAAACGAAAUUCGCCCAGAGCCCCGCCGAUCGCCCCACGCACACGCGCACACGCACACACGCGCGCGUGCGACGGCGCGAAGGACCACGGGGAGCGCGGCGGUUGCGUUACUACGGCCGACCGCGCGGCACGUCCGGGGCGUACCGAGCGAGCGAGUGCGUGUGUCGGCCGUGUGACGUGUUGCGACGCGCGCGUGUGUGGUGCGUACGUGUGCGCGCGCGAGUAUCGCUCCGUACGCAGACGACGACGGCGACGAGCCGACGAAGACGAACGCGAUGCGGUCUCGCCGACGGACGCCAACGGAAACGCGGUUGUCGACCGCCGGGACGACGACGAACGACACUACGGCGGCGCUCGGUUGAAAAGUCAUUCGUUUUACGCGAUCGGUUGUUGUUUUAAUUUUAUUUCGUUUUUUUUUUUUUUGUCUUUCUCUUUCCGUUCCGUCCGCAGUGUUGUCCGCGAGUGUCGCGAAUAUCCGUCUUGGUCCGUCGGCACCGGUGCCGCGACCCGCACAACCGCGCCGCGUGUGUCGUAUAAUUAUAAUAAAAUUCUGUUACGCGCCGUUUUUCCGCCGGCGCGUGUUCGCGCGAGCCCGCGUCCGUCCGUUUCGCGCGCCGUUACCGCCGUUACGCGCCGGCCGGUCUCGGCCCGCAGCACGUGGCCGCGUGUCGCCGCCCCGAAACCGCACGUUGGCCGCGCGCGUCGCGCGAGCCGGCCCAGUUUCCGCGGUUCCCGUCGUCCGCGAGCGCACGUGUCCCGUCGCCGCGCCGCUCCCGGAGUGCGUACCCGGACCGCGACCCCCUGAGCCAGAGCGCCCGGACGCGAUCGACCGUCAACCAUGUUCGUAUACCUGUGCACCAUGAUUAUAUUAUACGCAUUUGUUUUACCAGUCCGUCGUUACCGUUGUCAUUAACGAUCGAUUGCGUUAUUUGCAUUCGCUGUCUGUCGCGAGAUGAUCCGCGGCACGCAUUCGCCGGACGGUCACGCGCAUCGCCCCGCGUCGUCCGGCGUUUGUGCGCGCGCUCGCGCGUGUGUGUGUGUGUGUGUGUACCGCCAGAAAAUCUGCGCGAUUCGCCUGCCGGCCGAAUAUUUCGGACCCGCAGACUCGGGUCGGCAAGUCGGCCGUGGGGUCUUUUUGUUUUGUCCGGCGCGUGAAAAAUGACAAACCGAUCCUAGCGCGUCCUGUUUGGCGCAUCGGGAACGGUUUUUUUUAAAUUUUUUUUUCUAAUAGCCCGUCGUGCGCCCCGUAGUCGCGGUAUAGUCCACAUCCGGUACACCCAAUAUUCCAAAUUUAUCCGUCCGGUUCGUCGGGUAUCGUCGUCGUCAUACGCGUUUGAAUUUCGAACGUUUUUCAUCGUUUCCAGUUGAGUUGCGGUACGGCCGACGAAAACAAUCGACCCGUAAAACCCGUAACGUCUCGGCGGGCCCGCCCCGCGGCUAUUAUCGCCCGGGCGUCGAUCGCGCGAUUCACGCCGACGUUCGAAAACGUCAAAUACGUUUAUUUUUGUUAUUUUCUUCGGAAUUCACGCGACCGCGCGUUUUCGCCCCGCUAGGACUCGGCCCUGCGUAAUCGUUCGGCGCAAACCGACGAAACCGACUCGACAAACGUACGCGAAAAACGGUUUUCACUUUUCGACCGGACCGCAUUGUGCUGACGACUGCCUUUCGCUGCAACCGAAACGCGUCGCGGUGUCAUUUUCAACUCUCCGAAUGCGAACGUUCCCGCUUUCCGAGAAAUUAACGAAAAACCCGUCGGUUUGCCGUCCGGCAAACGUACGGACGGACAAAAGCCGCGACCACGAUGGUUUACUCAGAUUCCGGAUACGGGUGUGCACGUAUGUAUCGUCGGGCCGCGUGCGAACGUCCCGCGCAAUUCACCCUUUGAGCAUUUACCCGAAACACGUGUCGCGCGUCGUUUGUUCGUUUGUUUUUUUUUUUCCCCCCCAAUAUUUCCGUGUAAAUAUUUUCGAUCCGUUAUUGUAAUCUGAUCACGAGACCGCGUGCGUCACUACAAUACGCACGAUAAUAAUAAUUUUAUUAUUAUGCCGUCCGUGACGACGACGUGCGCAAUUCGUGCGUAAUAAGUAUAACGUCUUUUUCUGGUUUUUUUUUUUUUGUUCGUUUUGACGAUCGAGUAGAUAAGAAAACGGACACGUGCAACAGCCCUCUCCCCCGCCCCCCCCCCAUCCGCCCGCAAAUAAAAUUCGAUUUUCAGAAUUUUUUUUCUCGUCCCGUUUUUUAAUGUGCGAAUUACUACGAUAAAACUCAACGGGUUUUAUUUUUUUGCUAAAUAUAUUAUCGGUGGAGUGGGGGGGACGGCGUUGAAAUGUACGUAAAACUCGACUCGACAGUCCGUCACAUGCCCGUCACUGAAAAUCGUUCAAAUAAAUUUUUAUUUUUUUUUCUUACGCUACUCAUCAAACAUGAAGUCUCACUCGGGAGCUAUUUACUCUUGAGAAUGCACAUUUCUCCAACGUUCAAUACAUCGGUAAAUUCUUGAAACGGCCUUAGCCGAUUGUUUAGACGGACAGCGACUUUAAAACUUUUAAAUAGACAUUCUUCUACAUUACGUCUGUAUAAUUGUAAAUAUGUUCGUCUACAUUUUCGACCGGUUUUCUCUUCGGAUAGAUAUUUCAAACUUUCCCAAACCGUGCAGUCCAAAAACCGCGGAUCAAAUGUUUGGAGCCGACGCGAGGCCACGACGGAGUACUUGUAUAAUAAUUACGAACCGUUUGUCAUUUUGUUAAAAAAAAAAACACGUCAGUUCGAAAAAACCGGCCAACGGGGAAAAAUUGACGAAGCGGUUCUCGGUCUUUUUGGUUUUUCUUCGGUUUUUAUCCGAACAUUUAUUGGAGGAACCGGGGACGCUGCAUUAAACCUCGGGGAGUUUCGGCGAUCUCUCCGGGCUAUCUUCUAAUCGCGCAAAUCGUGAGCCGCCGGCUCCCGUAGCAGCGCGUUCGCGGACACCCGAGGAUCGCAGACGUCACGAGGACGAUCGGACGCCGCCGACGCCUACGACCGCCCACGUCUGAUACGGCGUUUUGUUGCGACAAGCGGCGGUUGUCGACGUAGACGUCUCGACAUAUGUCACUAUGAAAAGUAAAAUCGCACGCGCACACCGAACAAUGUGACGCGAAUUAAUAAAUAAUUAAUACGGGAUUACUUAAUAAUUAAUCCGGAUUAACACACUUGUAUUUUAUAGUAAAUCAGAAUUGAUUCGGCAUUCGCGUAUUUAUAAAUAAUAAUUCCUCUACGACUAUGCAAAUUCGUCGUCGACAGUAAUGUGCUGUAUUCAUAUGAUAGUAUUUUAAAAGGCUUUUAAAAGGAUUAAAACAGUUUUUUUUUUUUUUAAAUCCCGUUGAAAAACAAAAAUAAAUUUAUAAAUGUUCGUUAUAGGCGAAGAACGUUCAUUAUUGUAGACGACAAAAUUACAUAUUAUAAUCCGGUUUUUAUUUUCAAUGUAUUUAUAAUUUUUAUUCUCGCUUUCUAUAGACGAGUGCACGAGUGUGUGCGCCGAACGGAAUAAUUCCGAUUUACAGAUGAUUGUACCGAUCAAUCCGGAUUAAUCGAUUGUCGGAUUGUUUUCGUUCGAUAAAACUUAAGUGACCGUAUAAUUUUUUUUCGUAAAAGCGGUACAAUUAUCACAAACCUAACCGACGGCUGCGGAGUUUAAAAGGUGGGGAGAAUAGCGGCCGAGGAGGGGGGGGAGUUAGCUUAAUGACGAGGAGAACUGUAAUAAUAAUCGCACGAAAACGAUUUUAAAACGAAUAACUACUGACGUAUAACUCAUAGUCACUUAUUCAAUAUACAGACAUUUGUAGUGGACGUUUUAUUACACUUUCGAUAAUACUUCAGUGUUAACGAAUUGAUGAAUUGUGGAAAUUGAGACACGCUCUAAAUUAUACCUGUACGGAUACCGUAGAUUAAAUUGAAUCCAUGCUUGAAAUUAUGAAAUCGGGACAAAUUUAACGAAAAUCAGUACGUUUCACCGCCUAACCUAACCUAACGCCCCGGCUGUACGCUUAGAAAUUUAACGGCAUCAGUGGCGUGCCCGGGUAUUUUCAACGACACGGGACGUAGUCAAUAUAGUAAUCGCGAUUUUUUUUGCAGCUUUUUAUCUAACCCUCGAGAACGACGGGAAUUUUUAAAAACCCGGUCCAAAAUAAUAAUACGGAGCUAAUAAUUCGAGCUAUUCGGCUAAUUCGGUUAAAAAUACGCACAACGGUUUAAUCCGAAGACGGAUUUUUUUUUUUUUUUUUGGGAACCACUCGCAAAAACGUCAUAAUUCACUCGCAAAAACGUCAUAAUUCAUUAUUAUUAUUAUUGUUAUUAUUAUUAUUAUUAUUAUUAUUAUUAUUAUGCGUGGCACUGUGGCGUAUCCGUGUACCUAUUUAAAAUAGAGGCACCUCACUUAUUGCGCAGCCACCUCAUAUUUAUUCGACAACGACUGGCGAAACGCCGGGGAAAUUCGUGUCGGUUGCGUAAUUCGCUUUAAUUGUUUCUUCGUGUUUUUUUUUUUUUAAUACGCAGGACCGUUGUUUUUUAAUAUUUUUUUAACCGUAUAGGUACGCGGUAUAUUAUUUUUUAAAACUAUUUUUAGGUAUACUCGUGUAUUAUAUAUAUAUAUGUAUAAUUUUUUUUUACAAGUAAUGUAUAAGGCAGUAUACACGAUGAGGUCCGCCUACGAGUCCGUCACCGCUAUAUAUAUAUAUAUAUAUAUACGAGUGGGUGGGGUGGGGGAGGGGGAAACGACGAAAUCAUUGUAAACGAUCCGCCGCACGCGGAGGAAACGGGGGUGGGGAGAAACGUAUUAUAUUAGGUAUAUAUUAUAUCGGAACCCGUCUGAUGCGGAUAAUAAUAAUAAUAGUAAUAAUAAUAAUAUUUUUUAUACGCCCACGACUGAGUUCAUCUUCUUCGUCUUCUUGCCCGCACGAAUAUUGACCAAAUCGGUCGGUACAUUAUUCGGUGAACCAUCGAGAAACACAUACAAUAAAAUAUGAUCGCCUAUUGGAAAUCACAAAUCUGAAAACAUUUCCUAUCGAUUUGCUCGUAUUCCGCAGUAUCAAAUUGCCCCGAAUAGUAAAUAGCGCUGAAACGGGCACGUCAAUACGAUUUCAUCGUUAAUGUGUUUUCAAAGGCGGCGGUUAGUUUCGCGUCUAAUGCGCAUUAAUGUUAUGCUAUCCAUUCGGGUUACACAAAAAAACGCCUCGUCUUUUAUUUAUUCGGCCCGGGAUCACUCCCCCGCAGUCGCACGGGUUCUAGUUUUUUUUUUCCCCUCGAUUUUCAUUGCCGGACGAGUUUCGGCGAGUUCAGCUCCGCAGCCGUAAAUUCCGAUCGAUGCACGCGUAUUUUAAGACAUUUCUACCGAGUGGCAUUGGUCUAGUGUCUGUGUAGUGUUUAACCGACGUCUGUAAACUACAGUCGGGUCCGCGACUGUUUACAAAACUAAAUUAUUCAUUAUUACGCGCGUUUCGUUAAAUAUUAACACGACGUAUGCACUUUGACGUGCUAGUGUUCUGAUCACGAACGUACCUAACAUUAUAUCGGACAAUCAUUUUAUUAUGGUUGCGAUUAUAACAUCUACUAAUGAUAACAACGAUAACCUAACCGUUACACCGUUACAACAGCCGAUGUACAUUACCGUAUUGCCCAAUCCUUAAUCGGAAUAAAUGUAUGCAUAGGCAUUAGACAGUGCGUAUCGGUUAUCCAGCGUUGAAAAUUGCUCGUUGAUUUCGCGAGAACGUUUUUUUCAACCAUAAUAGCGGUUUACUGUAAUUGUUUGUACACGGACAUAAAUACAAUUGCGAAUACCAAUCAAUUUUACGAUAGUUAUUUCCGUUUUUUUUCUUCACUUCUAAACUUUUACAGUUGAACGCGUUGUACUGUAAAUGGUGUUUUCGCAGUGUUCUCCGGACCGAAAGUCUCGGAUUAAUAUUAUAUUCAUAGAAAUUCAAGUCAAGAUCGCGCCGCUUGAAAAGUCCAUUCGGUCUUUCCGCCCGUCUUCAGACGGCCGUGCACGCGGACAGUCUCGGCGAAAAACCACGGCACCGGGGCGCAGUCCUCGGAUCAUCAGAGCCUCUAGACCAGAUUCUUCUCAAUCCGGCCCUAGGUCCGGGGCACGUUCGGUUUUCGUUUCCGCUGGUCGGCGUUAUUAUCGAUAUGAUUAUGGGCCGCAGUGUACGUUAAUAUUCCGUAAAUCACGCCGUUGGUAUACAAUUUUUUUUUUUUUACGACAUUUUUUUUCACCUACCGAUUUCAGUACAAGCGAAUAAUUUUUACGGUUUCCCCCCGCCUCCUGCUCCUGACAAAAAAAUUAACGCUUUUCCGCGGUGUAACACACGCGCGGCUGCAGCACUUGGACAAACAUUUCGCCGCGCACUCCCACGUCGACGGUAAUUUAUGUAAGCAUACCUGUAUAAUACUUAUUACUUAUAAACUCGUUUUCAACCACCGACUGAAAAAAACACGCGCGUAGUGUUCGUUUAUACACAUAUACAUACCUACAAUAUAGUAUUUUUAUUACCAAAAAGCGAGUAUACAAUAAUUACAUAUUAUACGGCGUAUCGCGUAUAUGAUAUUAUGUGUUCAGCAGCCGCAGCAGCAGGAGUGUGUGAACACACUAAAAAAAAAAAUAAAAAAAUAUUCGUCGGCGAUAAUAUUAUGCUAUGUGAAAAUUACGGCGAACAAACCGCGCGUUUAAAAACGAAAAAAAUUAUAAACGCGUGUAAAACGCCGCAAAAUCCAUUUAACGACGCGACGUAGUUUUUAUUAUUAUUAUUUCUUUUUUCUUUUUUUCGAUAUUUCACCGGAUUUUUCAUUUUCAAAACGUUUUUCGGCUGUACAAUAUACGAUUGACGCAAAAGUUGACGCUUAAAAUUGAACUUAUCUCCGAUAUAUUUCAAACGUUUAUGAGUGAUGUUCGAAACUCAAAUUUGAACGCAUACGUUUAAAAUAGAAAAAAAACAUUUUGAAUUGUAUGCAUCAUAUCGUUCUAAUACUUUUUUUUUUACACUCGCGUAUUAUUCGAUUUUUAUAAUACGAUAAUACUCGAUUCAAAAUAUAAUUUUGAAAUGUUGUUUUCGUUUCAAUUAGUGCCCGGAUUUCAAUGCGAAAGUAAAUUUGCUUUUCUUAGCGAUCCUAAUGUUUACCGAGUACAUAAUUACUUCGAAAAUGAAACUUUUAUUUCGCAUUUAUUACCAUUAGUCUACCAUUUCGUUUAGUUUUAAAUGCAUUAAAUGUUUAUGUAGCAUACGGAUUAAUAGUUUAAAUUUCGGUUACUCAAUAUAUUAUUAUCUCGAGAAAUUCGGUUUUUGCUAUAUUUGAUUUAAUAGGUUUUAUAUAUUCUUUUCGUCAAUAUAGAAUAUUAAUCGUUCUGUUUACGAUUUCGAUAACGCCUUUAUCUCAAAUCAUUAUUGGCGGCUGAGUUGCGUUAUCCGGUUCAAACAAAGAACAAUAAAAACGAGAUAUUUAAUUCGAAUUUUUUCACGUUUGUCCAUUUUCAGAACGGCCGUUUUUAGCACUGUCGGGUUAUUUUUUAAGAUUAUUAUUUCGCUAAAAAAGCAUUGUGUUUUUGUUUUUGUUUGAUUUCGUCAAUUUUUCAAAGCCGUUUUCCAUAGUUUUCGGAGCGUUUAAAUCCGGGCCGGAGCCGCAUUCAACGGCAAUAGGCCGACCUACGGGACCGUUAUGUCCUAAAUACGGUCCUGACCCUGGGCACUGCAGUUAUAAUACACAUUUGCCUCGGCAUAGAUUUUCGGUAUUAUAUUCGUCAAACAGUAUGGAUUUUUUUUUUUUUUUAACAGCAUUUGAUUGCCGGACAACUAUAAUACAUUAUGCACGAGCGUAAAUAAAUAAUUUUCUUCGAUAAAUAACGGUCUCUCGGCCACCGUAUGUUAUUAUUAUUAUUAUUUAGUAAUAAUAAUUUAUCACUACCAUAAAUACAUUGAUUUACGCCCGACGGAAUUUUCGGACGAUAUGUUUUCGGGCGCGUUUGGUCACGUUUACCGAAAAAAAAAAAAAAAAAACAACCGUCGUGGGUCAUAUUAUUAUAGAUAUUAUAAUGAUAGUAUCGUAUCGCGUUUUCCCGUGCACUCUCUCGGCCGCGGUCGUAAAUCAAAUCGCAGAUUCUGUUAUCGAGUAUAAUAUUAUACACAUGCGAUUUAGGAAUCUGCGAUGAUAUACGGUAGGCCGAUUUUCGGAGGCGGAUCCAGUUGAAGUUCUUCGCGGUGGGGGGGGGGGCGGUGGAGGGAGCAGAGCCGGAUUUACGACUCUAAUAUAGACGUUAUAAUCGUGAAAAAUGUUAGUCGGUAUUUUAGCAAUCUAACCUGACCGCGGCGAUCAUAAUCGAAAAUAAUAAUUUAUAAGUAUUUACGGGUACAGGAGUACUUUUUUUCUUUGGAAAAAAAAAAAAAAAAGAAGGGCUAGAGGAAUUUGGAUAGUUUUGAGCUAAAAAAUAAUAAGAACCAGUAUAUGAUUUUCGUUUAAUACCGAGGGCGGGUUUUCCGUACGUAUUGACGCGCAUUCGAGCGUUUUUUCUAUUUCGAAAGGCAACAUCAACAAUUAAUCCUACCGUCGUCUUGCAAUCGGAGGGCUCAGUGCAAUAACUCAUAGUCCGAAAUUGCCUAUAAGAGAAAGAUAAUAAACCGUUUAUCCUACGGACGCGACUCGUAUUUUUUUCACCCAAAAUUCGGUUGUACCAUGCAAGUCCUCGUCCCCUAUUUUUCCCCGCGUUCCAUUUAUAGUAGACGGACUUGAAUCGCAUGUCAAAUCGUAUAGCGUUUUUAUCAUAUUGCUCGAAACUAACAAAAAAAAAAAAAAUCGUUUAUUCGGGCUCGGAAUCGUGCUCACCGAUUGUAAAAUAUUGUCGACUCGCGUGCUUGUGCGGUCACUCGCUCCGCGAAUCUGGAAAAAAAAAACGCAAUCGUCAACUUUCUUUUUAAAACCCUUGCGCUGACCGUUUAAGUCUCCAGACGGCGGCGUAUAAUAUCGUAUUCGGUCCGCAUCGCGAUCUCGUACGUGUUGAUACGCGAAUUACCUAUAAUACUGCAGACGAGGCUAGGCAAUUAUUCUUUUCUUUUUUUUCCGCGAACAUCGAGUCAGCUUUUAUCGCCGAGACGGUUUUUCGAAUGUGAUCUCGGAAUAGGAUUACGGUGAACACAAAGAAAAAAAACGGCCUGAAAACCAGUAUGUCGCGCGUGUCUGUCGAAAGGGCAAAAGCGGCGUCGGGUUAAUAUGUAUAUGCAUAGGUAUGUAAUUUUUUUUAAAAACGUACGUGUUCUCCUCGCGUUCCCUCCGUUCCCCUUCUCCCGAUUCCUUUUGACCGGCAACUUUCGUCGUCGCAGUCGUAAGGUAAUCGCCACGACGUCUGCCGGUUGUGCGGCGUUCCAAAAACGGACACUCUUCCCUUCGAUACCUUAUUGUCAUUUUGUUAUCUUUAGAUCUCUAUCUUUUCAAUCGCGGCGAUAUCCACUUGUAUCCGUGUUUUUUUUUUUUAAUUAUCGCAUAUCGCGUGUGCAGUUCACGAUCGGACGAUUUUUCCGUUCAUCGGCCACCGGUGACUGACCUGCGCUUUGUGUGCCUGCAGGAUACAGUAAUAUCUUAAUCGUUUUUGCGCGCGAGUGUCAAAAAUCGAAAACUGUGUUUUUUUUUUUAUUUCGUAAUUUUCUCCAAUAGUUAUAUUUAGUCGUCUAUUCGGGAGACACUUAAAUUAUGUGCCGUCCGCCCUGCAGUACCCCGGCGUUACAAAAGUAGCCGCCCAUUCCCCUGGCUUUCAUCCCUCGCAUCACGAAUGACGUCAAACAAUGCACAUUAUUAUUUUACAUUACGUUUGUGAGUCGUACGUUUAUGAUGUAGGUUUGUAAAACUAAAUAUUUUCGUUUUUAGAGAAAACCAAAAAAAAGUUAUUACGUUUCGAAACAAGGCGCCGGUUCUGAGGAACUGGGUGCAAUUUAUAGGAAAAAACUCAAAAACUUUCUUUUGGUUUCCUGUUCAAAUGAAAAUUUUGUUUUUACAAACUGUUAUAAGCGUAAUGUAAAAUAACUAGAAAACGCGUAUAGUUUUGACGUAAUUUUACUGACAUAAUACGAUGACUGUCUACCAAGUAGAUUGAUAGGGGAUUUACGAUUCUGUGAAACUUUCAGGACAAUAGUGUUACAGUUAUCCAUUCAAGUUCACCUCAGAAUUAAAUUACCUAGAAAAAUGUAUGCGUAUGUAACGAAUGCGAACAAAUCCAACGACCGCAUUGGCAAAAUUCUUAAACAGAUGAUGUGAUGAUUCACUGCAGGUCUGUACUUUCAGCGAAUUUCUCUGUAGUGUUUGACUUAAAACACUGAGAUUGAUAACAUAUAAUAUGAAGUUAUGUAUAUUGAAAGAGAUGUAAUUGGAUAGAGAGUUGACAGUAUCCGUUUUAUCCCUCAUCUCGAUCAUCAGGUUAUCGGCACAUCGACUUGGUCCUCGUCGGACUAUCGAAAUUUCUUUUAGUAGUAUUUAAAAGUUUAGGUGGGGGGGGGGUCGCUGCUCUUUUAUCUUGCAGAAGCCUCGAAUUUAAUGAUCAAAAAUCAUCCGAUUCUCUAGUUCCGCCAUUACGAGUGGUCCGGCAAGAACGGCGUUGUUGCGAGUACUCCGAAUCUAUCUGCGAAAACAAAAAGGUCAAUUUAAAGGUUUUUUUGUUUUUAUUUUUUACCAACUUCGUAUGUGCGUAUACAUUAUACGAAAUCUGUAAAAUGUUGUUGUUUUUCGAUUAACGCGAAUAACAUGCCAGGAGAAUAUUACGUUUAUAACGGAUCGAACAGCUUGCGAGCGUUCUUUGAAGUCGUUUCGGUCCGUGAAAAUCCCGAUCCCUGAGAACGGGUAUCGGAUUGGCCGCAAGAGAUCGUCGGGGAGAAAAUCAUACAAGACGACUUUUUUAUAGUUUUUUUUUUAAAAAACGACAGUUUUCGGAAUAUCGGGAAACGCGCGUCGGGGCCUUUUAAUGCCGCGAACGAGGGGGGGAGGAGGGGAAUAACGAUUUUACAUGCCCAAAACCACGUAUACGCUCAAUCGGCGCAUAAAUUACAAUGAAUUAUAUUAUGAGAGUAAAUCACGUCGGGCCCACGCUUACAAACCGGUUGCGCAAAUAGUUGUUCAAGUGCGCUCGUUCGUUAUUGCACACGCAUCAUUAGAAUAAUACUUAUCGCGUUUGGAUUUUUUUCGUUAUUAUUUUUUUUUUUUACAACAUUUUUACGGCCUAGCGCGGUCUCUUUUUUUGUUCGCAACCGGCCGACGGUAACCCAUCACCGUUUCCGCCGUCUACGAAAACGUUUACUCUCGGUCCGCGAUCUCGUUAACGUUAUCGUAAACUUUGGACGCGGUUGCAUUGCCAUAGACGUUACACCGUUUGAACGGACUUUCUAGAGCCGACUAAAUGUCGUUUUCAAGAGAAUGCUAAAUGGGAAAUUUUAGUGAAAACAACAUUCGGUGUAUUCGACCGGAUUAAGCGGUCGGGUGCAUAUUAUACGCCCGCGUAUACGUCGUUUGCGGAAAACACGAAGCGCGGCUAACAGACGCUUUCGGGCUCGGGCCGCGAGACGUUUUUUCUCGCAAUUCUACCGAAACUGCUCCGUGGCGACGAAUAAUACUUCGCGCAGCCGCUGGACCGACCUUCCGCUCGGCCUCGGCGAAUCCCCCUGGUAUUUUGUUUUCUACAGGUACACACACACACACCUAUAAGCGAAUAUGUCGGUACCUAUAUAGCUAGUAUAUAUUUAUAUAUAAUAAAACAUUAUCGAGAAAACGAAGGGCUCCGCGCGACAACCAGACAAGUCCAUAUAUGUUUUUAUUUUUCCGCACAGAAAAACGGUUUUUCACGUUUUCGAUGGCGGAUUUUUCAACCGCGCGCGAGAACAGUGUUACGCCGGCGGGUCCGAUCGGCGUGCAUCGUGCACCGCGGAUAAUUGCGAAUAAUUGCGCGGAAUUCGGAAAUUUACGCGCGAAAACCGAACGCGUCCGUACUGAUUUCCCCUUCUCCUCGACAAGCCGACGUGUCUGGUCGUCGCGCGCAGGCCUUCGCAUAUAACGGCAACGAUAUUGUGUCGCGAGUUUUCGAAACACGACCGGCGGAACAGCUGCUGCUGCCGUCGCCGCGGUGACAUCGGCCGCCCGACGUUAUCGCGCCCAACUCUGCUAUCGUUAUUUUCCUUAUCGCCCGACGACGGCGCUCGGUCUACGGCCGCGUCACGCGGUUAUUGCGGCCGUGACCGCGUGGCGAUCACGGGAGUUUGUUCGACGCGCACCAUAUCCGACGGCGAACGUGAAAUAAUAUUUCCGAACGCCCAACCGUCGCGAAAUGGCUGUGACGACGGCACUGGCGAUUUUCGCGGCCGCGGCGGCGUCGUUUGUCUGCUGCGGCCUGCCGCCGCGGUCGUGUCCCGCCGCCCCGUCCCCGCUGCCCUGUGGCCGCGCGGGUCGUGUUUCGAAAACGUCCGCCGCCGUCGUCGACCGGACGACGGCGACGACGCCACCGCCGCGCGUACGGUACUGUGAGGACAGUUGUGUUUGGCGCAGGGGCCCCAGGCCAGGCAAAGGCCGCACCAGCCGGACCAGCAGGCGGUCGCCCAGUCCGGUGGCCGGACCCGCGGCCGCGGCUGCCGCACUGCUGACGACCGCGACCACGAUGACCGCGGCUACGUCCACGACGGCGGCGCCCGGCUACGAGCAGUACCAGAAGUCCCUGUUGGAGGUGCCGUGGCCGCACGCCGAAUACGGGGAGGCGUCCAGCGACGACCUGAGCUCCGAAUGGGAUUCGGACGUGCCCGAUCCGCCGCUCAACGCAAAGGUUAAUAAAUUACCGAUUAUUUCUACGCACCUACCGUUCGUAUAGACGAUCGAACAAUCCCCGCGUCUUCGCGGUCGAAUUUAUAGAUAUUAUCAGCGACGGAUCCGGAAAUUGUUCGAAUACGGGAAUGGGGGGGGGGGCGGGCGAUGGGCACAUUAGAUGCGCAAUUUAUCACGCUUCUCUACUCCUCCGAUCCAAACUGUUGUAAAUCACAAAAUCAUUAAUCACUAAUAUCAGAUUUACAAGUCAACGGUUAUACAUCUGAUACUAUAGUGUUACGUGUACCAAAAUGUCUAAAAAAAUAUCCUCUAUUCGAAUCUGUGUUCGAAAAAAGGGGGUCCCUAUUUGAAAAAAAAUGUAUGUACCUAUUCAAAGUACAUAUAACUAUUUUAUAAAGGUAUAAAGUUAAGGGUAUACAAUUAAAAAACUGGUUUUAAAACAAAGCUUAACCGAUUCCACAAUGAUAAAAUUGAUAGUUCGUAUAAAAAAAAUCGCCCUGUAUAGGUAAACCGAUGAAUUCCUCUAUUCGCUCAGAAUCUAAAAGUAAAUAUUCCGUUUGACCGGUGUUUAGACAUUUUUUUUUAUCUAUGACAUCGUCAUGUUUUCAAGGACGUUUUGAUUUUCGGACUACGUGAUACGUCGACGAUUUCAAUUUUCCCUUUUUUUGUUUCCGCACAAUAAGCUAUUGACACAGUUACCUGCAGUGAUUAAUUAUUAUCUGACUGUGGGUGUGUGAUUAUUUUUUCUUUCUAAACGAUGAGUUUUUACUAACUCAUAUUGUGUUGUACGCGAGUAAUAAGACCGGAGAGAUCGGUCGGGGACGGCUGCGGCCGCGUCGCGGGAAUAUCCGGUCGCGGUCUUUUCGUUUAUAUAAUGAAAUUUACAAGACGGUAAAAAUACCGUCAUCGGCGACAGUGAAAUGAAAAAAAAAAAAUAAAUUAAUAAAUUAAUUAAUUAAGCCGACGACUACGCGAAAAACCGUGCGGACGUAUAGCCGCGGUAGCGUCCGAAGUCCGAGUAUAUUAUUACGUUUGUACGUUAGAGAAAAAUAUAAAUAUCAUCGUGACUUAGCGCCGGCGGUCGGUAAAAUUAUCGUUUUCCACAGUGUAGGCAGGCACGCACGCACGUCGGUAUAAACCGCGAUAAAAAAAAAAAAAAAAUAAUAAUAAUAAUAAAUAAAACGCAAUAGUGUACGUUCGUGUGCCGUUGCAAUUGUCGAGAUAAUCGCCGGCUCGGCGGCGUUAAUCGGCUGCUGUACGAAUACACACCCUGUAUUUUAUUGUGUUGCACGUAUAGCACGGCGACGGUCGUGUACUACCCGGUUAUGUCGUCGAUUAUUUCCGUCUUUGGGGAAAUUUAUAGAAAAAAAAAAAAAAAAAAAAACGUCAGUGGUGUUCUCGACUCGCUUAUAAUAUACUUGGAUCGCCCGCCGAUCUUUCCGUCUUUAACGGCCAACGGGAGAGACGCUUACCGAACGUCCGCGGUAUCUUGUAAAAAGCGCCGGGUGAAUAAUAACGCGUAGUGAAUUUCCAAUCGAAUUUCGCGUAUUCGGUAUUUGAUACCGGAGUGAAUUGACCUUAUUACCGUGCUUAAUAAAUUACGAAAAUUAUCUGCGUUUGUACGUCGGUAUUUUCGUCGACAGGUAUUUCAUGAUUUUCGGGCAAAAUAUAACGGAGUUUUUGAACAAUAAAUUGCGAUAUUUCACGUACUUACUCGUAUCAAACUUUUACAUUAAAAUAACGAAGAAAAAAAAAAAAGAAAGAAAAACCAACGCGCGCGCACCACACAGAUAAUGUUCUGUCCUUCCUAACUAUCGGUAAUUUUGCUAUUUGCCGUCCUCUUGAAAAGUCUGCGUCCAAAACCCACGCGUCUAGUGUUCCUUUUAGGCAAGUAUUCGGGGGGCGGUAGCCGGGUAUCCACCGUCCCCCGCCAGACAAAAUUAAAGACAAAUUGUGUACUACCAGUUCGUUUAACCGUAAUUCAUACUACGAAAAAAUGUGAUAACUAUUAGAGUUUUUUCUCCAGCGCUAAUCCCUUAUGAUAAUCUUUUUGGGUUUGAUGUAAACUGACUGUUUAAUAUUAUUUUCGCAUUCGAACAUUUCAAACGUUGUAGCCGAUCAGCGGAAUACCAACCGCUCAACCGGUCUUCGCUGACUACGCCGCCGCCGUCGUCAUGACUGUCGGCUUUGGUUGAAAGAUCUCUCAGAGUUAUGAAUAGAAUUCCGGGUAGACGCUACCAGGGAACAUGGGCGUGACUAUAGGGGAGGGUUUCAGUCCCCCAGAAUUUCUUAAAGCCAUUCCGGAAUUUUCGGGUAAAUGUGUGUGGAAUUAUUAAUUAAAAUAUGUGACUAUGUGGAGGAAAUCAUGUUCUCGUAGGUGCCUUAUUUUGCUAUAAAACAUUUUUAGGACUCCAGCCCCUUAAAUUAAAGGGCUAGUUACGCCUGAGCUCCCUGGGACCUUAAUACAUUGUAUGACGAUAAGUAUUGAUGGACUUGAGAUUCCUACCCACGAAUUUGUGGAUAGUAUCGUAGAAUUGUAUGCAACGUGUAAUUUGUUAAGCUGUUCUUAUUUUAUAUGCCUACAUCAAUCAAUUUUAAAGUUAACUUUUACCAAAUUAAUGGCGUGGGAUUUGUCUUUAUCUUAUAUUUCUUGCCACCCCCCUCCUCCGAAAUGUUGAAAUGCUCUUCUGGAAAAAAACGCCUGAAAUAAACACUGCACGCACCGUUCGUUCUGUUCAUAAUUAUUGUAAUUUAUCGUUUCCGAUUUCGUCUGGGAGCAAAAAAUCUUCACGUAAAAUACGGAGUUUUUCCGUUUUACGCGGCUGCUUAUCGUGUUUUUUUAAAUUUUUUUUUAAUAACAUAAUUUUUAUACUCAUGGCGCCCGUAUUGUAAUUGUACGAUAAUUGUUAAUUGCGGUUUAUCAUCCUGUACAUACACGAUGACGUCAAUUACUGUUAUUGAAAUACGUGCGUAUUGUUAUUGCAUUGAAAUUUCGAGGGUCAGUUGAACAGUCGAACGCCUAAGGGAAGAAAUGACUUGACGGCCUCACACUAUAAACGCGGCCGUUCUAAAUGGCUCAAAAAGUGUACCGUAGUGCGCUUUAAGGUGUUAUAUUUUAAUUGUUAGUACAUCACACGUGUUAGAAUACACAAUAAUAUACACUUACGCUGUAUCUACCGAAAAUGAAGAAAACGAGUUUUCAUGGACGCGAUUAAAAAAAAAUUAGCUGAUUUCUUCGAGACUCAUGAUAUGAUGCAUUCGUUUCUCUCGAAUUCUUAACCUCAUCUGACCUAGGUUUUAAUUCUGAACAUUUAUAGGCGUGAAACACUGAUGAAACCCUGGGGGCAGAUCUAGGGUCAUAUUAAAUUCAUACAAUUUGUCCCUCCCCCCUCCAAAAAAAAAAAACCGUUCUAAAAACGUUAAAAAUGUUUACGCUUCACAAACGUCUUAAUUUUAAUAUUUUUACACAUCGCAUUAUGUUAUUUUACUGUGCAAUAGUACUUUUUCGAUUUUAUAAUACUACGGAAAAAAAUCGCUUUCCUACAUGAUUUCGAAAAUUAAACUAAACGACUCGAUCGAAUACCAAUUCAGUAGUUAAGUAAAACGUUAGAACCGAUAUUUUCUGUCUCUUUUCAACGUGUCCUCUAUAAAUCGGGGAGAGGUCACUUUUUAUUUUUUUUUUUUUUUCGUUGGGAUUUGUUGACAAAUUAUUGUUAUAUUGUUGUGUCGAUCGGAAGUCAAUUUGAAUACCUAUGUGUAGUGUAUCACACUUUUACCACCACGUGGUCACGUGAUAAUAGACGAAAACACUUUAAUUCAAUAUGAUUCAUUUGAAUUUGUAGCCAUGAAAACACAUACUAUAGAUAGGCGUUUUAUUGUUUGUUCAAACAUUUUUAUUUUAUUCUAUGUCAUUGAACGGUAAUAAAUAUGUAGUAGUGUAUUGAACGGGUGACCGGACGUAUACCCGCAGAAUUCGUACACUUAAUUUUAGUAUACUCAAUAGCGUUUUAAUUUUUUUAAUCGUUUGAAAAACCUACUAAUAUUAUGACAUCAUGAGUAAAGUCAAUGUAUCCUGUACACGAGUCAAUUUUCGAUUUUUCUGGCUAAUUUCGGAUUUUUUUUUUUUUUGAUACCUUUCUAUAUCGAUGUACUUAUUAUUACUUUUAAAAUUGACUUCGUAUAGGUAGUUCUUCUGUUAUGGGUUUAUAUAUAAAAAAAAAAAAAAAUAAAAACCUUGAUACAAAGAGAUAUGAUGUUUCGGAAAAGCGCUCGAGUUCCCCUGGAUCGAGAGAGAUAUAAACGAAGAACUAUUAGACGUGAAAAACUGCAACGAACUUUAAUUUGAAGAUUAAUGACUAAAAACGAAAAUAAAAAGACGGACAAACUUUGCACGAUGAGUGGGCCACUGUUGUAGGUGAGAAAUUAGGUAGGUAGGAUAUAGAGGGAAUUUAACUAAGAAAACCGAUUCGGAGCAAAGUUCCUCUCUAAAGUACCAACUAAAUAAAAAUAGAUAACAUUUCUUAUCAGAAAAGGUAAUAGACAGAGGAUUAUUUCUGGUAGAACAGUUGCUCUCAGAAAAAAAAAAUUACAUUGUAAAACCAAUUGAUUCCUAUCACAACGUUCUGAAUCUAAAAUAUCUUUGCAUAUCAUUUAUAGAGUUUUAUCGCUUUUUCUAUAUAUUUUUUAAAUAUUUUUGUUUUUUGAGAAGGAGGUAGGCUUUAAAAUGCAUACUCUAGCGACGGUGACCUUUUAAUGCUACGUUCAAUAUUUUUUAUGGCAAUAUUAUAUUGCCGUAUUCGGUUUACGAAGAUCGUAUAGAUAUUUUGUUCCUCUUGGGGCGUGGAGUACGUCACUUCGAUAAAUCGUUAAACCGUAAAAUUGAUACGAACGUCCAACCGAUCGGAUUGGAUAGUGUCAUCGUCGUCGUCGUACCCGUGUCUCGAUUUGCCGCGAUUAUGACGUCGGUGACGGUUUUCUAUAUACGAUGAUAUAUUAUUAUGGUUUUCACAAAAAAAAAACCCGUCUACGGUGUGACGGGGCGUGUAAAAAUGUCAACUCGCGUUACGAUGAUGAGACAACACAAUAAAUUAUAAUUUCAAAAAAAAAAAAAAUAAAUUACACUCGAUACGCGAUAAAACGGUUAGAUUUUCGUUAUUUAUCGGCCGAUUUCUCGCUCCCCCCUUUUCCCUAGUUUUUUAUCGUGUUUAAACAAGUGCGUCACCACACGUUAAUAUUAUUACUGUCCCCUCCCACCCCCUCCCCUUCGAUUUACGGACGAUACUUCAACGAUUUUCAAACGGUUUUUUACCCGGAAUGUCAUCAACGGUCGCGUUUAUACGCAAAAAUUAAUUACCAUUAACUCGUAAUAUUAAUAAAUUAUUGUAGUUGGUGAACUACAUAUUGUUUCGCUAAAUGAUAAAUCGUUUUAUUAUAAUUAUAAUCUAUUUGAAUUUAAAAUUAUUGACAAAAAACCAGACAGGAUACAGGUGGGUAGGCCACUGCAGUUGUUGUGUAGGCGAGAGAAGUUGGACAGAUAAUCGGGUUUUAAAUAUUGCAGAAAGAAACGAUAAAUCGUAUUGUAUACAGAAAACAAAUUCGAUUAUAGGAGCUCGUUUAACGGAGAAGAAAAAUUAGAAAAAAAAGUACGAGCAAACAAAAAAAUUGCAUGAAAACUGUCGGAAAUCUGGAAAAAAUGUUUGAAUAAUAAAAGUACGUGGACCCGGUGUGGACAAUUCGAAACACUGACGUAUUUAAGGGGAGAUAUAUCUCCCCUUUUGACUUUUUUUUUUAGUUUAUAUUAUUUAAAUUUCUACCUGUUUUAGAUUUUCGGUCUACCCGAUAAAUACAUCAUUUUUACUGUGACGCGUGCGUGUUGCUUCUUUUUUUGAUGUCUAUGAACAAUUUUUCUACCAGAGAGAAGCACUACUGUAAACAAAUGGAUUUUUUAUACCUACAAUUUUUUUUUUGGUUUUUCAGGUGUUUUUUUUUUCUCAAAGGCGUUUUAUCGCAUUAAAUUUACAGCCCUAAUAAUUAUUACGUAUAUUCGUCUGGUUUUUUUUUUUUUUUUGAUUUGAACGGGAAUUUUAGAGCUCGAGUUGAAUUAUAUGUAUACAAUUUCCAAAUUCAAUAUCUCCAUCCCCGGGUAACGUAAUGUGAUAAAUAUUCCAGAGGUACGUGUAAUGAACGAUCGAGUUCGGCACAACGCAACCGCCAACUCCCGAAACAAUAUUAUCGUCGGUGAAUCCCGCGCGUAACCUAACUCGGGAACCGCGUGCACACGCUAUAGUCGAAGUCGUCGAAGCCGACGUUUCGGUUGGAAUUUUACCCGCCGAAAGCGCGCGACGACAGACGUGAACAUAAUAAUAAUAAUAAUGAUAAUAAUAAAACUUUAUGCGUUAUCGUACGCUCGUAAAUCCGGUACGGCUUUUGCGGUAUUUUAAAUCGAAUAGCGCGGGAGCAAUAAAGGUACAUCCGCUCGUUCGACGUCCGUGACGUAUAUUUGUGCGCGACGACGAAUUUAUCGACGACACGGCGGUAUUUAUGUUGACAUUUUCCAUCUCGGGGUAUUUUUUUUUAUGAGAUUUUUUUAUAAAUACGUGUAAGCAUAUUAUGUACGAAACGAGUUUUACGUUUGGAAAAAAAAAAAAAAAAGUUUUUUAUCGAUACGGCGUUUGUUGUUCCGCGGCGCGCGUCAGUAAUUCCCGCAAUUGUGUUGUUUUCCCCUCCGUUUAACCUGUUAUUAUUAUUGCUAUCAUCGUCGUGGUUUAUUUCUCUCCCCUCCGCCCCCCCCUCACAUACGCGCGUGCAUCGUUAUCAAAAUAACACGCUAAACGAUUUGUUAUCGCCGCGUAAUUUUUUUUUGUAUUUUUUUUUUUUAAUUUUACCUUUACGUCACUGUACACGCGUUAACCGAACACAGCGCGUUGCACAGCGAACACGUAUAGUAAUAUUAUACAUUACGGGACCCGGGGUUAAACGAUAAUACUAUCGCGGUUCGUUUUCACGGAUUUUAUUUAUUAUUUAAUUGUAUUAUUAAAUUAUUAAAUUAAACUUUGUUAUAAUAACGGUUUCCGUCUGAAUCCGAGCAUACCGGUAAGAUCGUCUAUCGUGCAUCUAUCAUCCGUCAUAUCAUACUUGUGCACGGUUGAUAACCUAAAUUUCAUACGAUCCGACGACGGUGUGUUGUGUAGUCGCGUAAUCUUAUCUACGCGAACGCAAACAAUUCCGACACCGUCGAUUUUCCAUUGUGCGAUGGUGGAUUUUGCAUAGACGUAUAUUUGUGUACUAGUCAGAACCGCGGCAUGUGCGUGUCUCGUACCUGGGAAAUCAGGCGACCGUCUGAUAAGCGAAAAAUAGGCGUCCGGAAAGUAGUAAAACACAAGUUUACGCGGUUUUUUCUACGGAAAUCGUUGACUUAUUGCCACGAAUUUGUGCGUAUCGUGAAUCGCCGUAAAUCAUACCGUGGAUACCGUAAAAAGUCGUAUAAUAUACCUAUAGUGAUAUUUAUGAUAAAUCGCCAUUUUUCACGAUUGACACGAGAAACCGUUAAUUUUUUUUCCGGAUACUCCUUUUUGCUUAUCAGAUGUCCAACCAAUAUUCACGCAAGACGCGGUUAAUUAUAUCUAUAGUUAAUAGGUCUAUUGUAUUUCAUACACGAUCAGUAAUCUAAUAUGAUAGCUGUUAUUGGAUUACUGGCGAUAAAGUCAAGAUAAUACGACAAUUAUGUGUUACCCGUUUACCUUCAUGUACACUCGUUUAUAUCUCAAUUUUGAAGUGAGAGUGAAUUUCCUAAUCCACGGGAUAUAAUGGGGUUAAAAACAUUCCGUUGUCCUAGUCGGAAAUGUAUUACUUUGGUGAUCAGCACGGAAUGUGUAAAUUACGGUGAUUUUAAUUGAAACAAUUUUUUAUAACCCUUAUCCUUUUUUACUGUUGGGCUUCAACAGCAAUCAAACAGCCGCAGACUGUUGUUUAUUAUAACCAUAGAUCUCUAAUAAUCUAUUUUUAUUGAUUAACGGUUAAAAUACGGUCAUGACUUCUUAUCAUUAUAUCACUAAUUGGCAAUUAAAGGAAGAACUGCGUCGACAUUUUACACAUUUUUAUCCACACCACUAGCAUACACAAUUUCACAAGUAUAUUAGGUUGUGCAUAGCUACUAAAUAUAACGUGACUAAAAUCUCUGGGAGAGAGAGAGGGGCGAUCCACAAAUAAUCCUUCUCCUGAUAUCCGGCUCUGGCUCGUACCAGAGUUGGUCAGAGUUAAAACGGUAUUAUUAGUAAUAGUGAUAAUAAAUAAUUAUUUAUUAUUGUGUUGCUGCAUUUGAUGUUCACGCGAAAACAAAUCUAAAUAAACAAAUAGUUUAAAAAAAAAAAAAAAACGAUAAACGUUCUGCUCUGGCACUGUAGUAGCAGCAGACGAUUUUCACUUUCACCUGGAUUGUUCCGAAAAACGAUUUUUUUUUUUUUUGUCCGCGUCUUUCACCAGCAGCGCGGCGCCGAGUGCGGCAUUCGCACGACCGCGUGCGGGUAACAAAAAAUAAUAAUAAUUUAUAAAAUCCCCGACGUUUUUCCCUCCCGUUUCGAAAACCAUAAUACACGAGACGUGUCGCUUUUAUACAAAUAAAUAAUACGUUCUUUUCUCGAAGGCGUGGAGGCACACCGUGUUGUAUAUUUUUUUUUCUCGGUUCUAUAUUAAGAAUUCCGAUCGGACUACGGAUUGGAAAAAAAAACACGACUUCUCGUAUUGUGAUUCGAGCGAUCGUUUUUUAUUCAAUUAUUCUCCCGCGCUUCGCGGCGUCUCGUUGAACAUCACAAUUAUUUAUCUAAUCGCACAUCAGUGCGCCAGGCCAAGUUCCAGAGAACGCACGCCAGUGUUCUUUACAUUAACUAAUUCGUUCGCAUAUCUCUGUUUCUCUACUAUUGGUCAAACUUAUUAGGCACUUCCCGUAUAGGUAGAAACGUUCGAUUUGACACGAAGGUUGUUCUUAUUCCGUGUAAAGAGAAAAAUCCGCUUAAAGGGUCGUUUUCGGCAAGGCGGUAAACCUAUCGCUUCGGUGUGCCCAUAAAACAGCGAUCGCUUUGCCCCGGGUACGUAUAAAAGCUGACGACGACGGCGAGGCCCGUACGUUACGUACGUCAAACGACACUCGCGACGACACAGCAACGACAAAUUAUUAUUAUAUUAAUAUCGACGAGACUCUCUCUCACUCGUCGUCGUGUGUUUAGCUCCGUGUUCGGACUCGGUCGGCGACGACGUGAUUGGCAUCGGUUCAGGUCAUUCACACCUGUCGGCGAGUGGGACCGGUUGCUUUAUGCGCCGCUUGUGUCGGUGUGCGUGUGUUUGAGUGUUUGUGUGUUGUCCGUGUGUAGUGUGUGUGUGUGUGUGUGUGUCCUCCUCCCACCGACAUCGGCAAUCCGUUUAAUAAUAAUAAUAAUAAUAAUAUCUAUCGUGUACCGUUCGAUCGGCCGAUAUAUAUAUAUAAAUAUAUAAUAUUAUUGAUAUUAGGCGUGUUUUGGCGAUGCGGUUCUCAGCAACCCGGUUUAGCGAACAAACCGUUUUGGCGAUAUUGUUUACCGCAACGACAUUAUGGUUUGAGAACCGAACGCAUUUUUCGACAACCGGGUUACACCGACAAUUCAGGGGCAUUCCCGAGAGCUAUUACUAUACCUAACCGAACUUUCGGGAAACACAUCACCUGGGACAAAACGACCGAAAUGUUUUUUUUUCUCUCACACGUUCGAUAUUGUCCGACUCGUAUGCCUGUUCAGUAAAAAUAAAGUGAAACGGAGUCUGAUUACUUAUAAUACUUAUAAUCUAACAUUCUUAUAGGCAUUGAAUAACUUAUAUUCAAUAAUACUACUUGCAGUUUUUAAUAUGUUAUUAAACACGUCUCAGGAACAAUAACUCAUGCGUCCUCCGGAUUUCAAAGACUCGAUAAUUUUACCUAAAAAUAAUAUGUAAACUUCCAAGUUCCGGCCUACUAUAUACAAGUCUAAUGGCACGUUCGCACCUGAGCGCAUUUAAGCCGAGCAUAUUUGAUUUAUCCGUUUAAAGUUUAAACGUUUAUAUUAUGAAAACUCAAACGGUAGUCGAGUUAAUAAGCGUAAACGGCAAAAAUAACGAACUGGACGAGUUGAAAAGUUCAAAUAGAAAUUUGCUUUUUAACUUGUCGAUGCCUUUGUUGAAAACGGCUAUACUCGAUCGGAACGUUCGAUAUCGGCGUUGCUUUCGGCGAACAGACGAACGGGAUUAAACUCCCGCAAAUCGAAAACUGUUGGCCGGACAAUGAAACGGUCCGGAGGAGAAUUCCCGUUUCAAGACCGGCUCACGCUAAUUGUAUUAUUGCGUCCGUUCCGAGACUGUACGCGAGCCGAACAGAGCCUGAACGCCGCGUAUGGUGGGGACCGGCCUAAAAAUGGUGAUCCCGUCGCUCGGCGGUCAAGUCGAUUGAGAGAUUUUUUUUUUAUCUCUUUCUCGACGAUCGCGGGAAAACGGAUUCGAAACGGUUCCUUGGGGCGCGAAGAACGUUUUUUCACGACUACCGUACGCGUGACUUUUGUUUUCAGUUCUCCGGGCGCAGUGUAACGUAAUAUCAACGUUAUUAUACACAGGCGAAAUGGUUUCACGGCGUAUUUUACAAUAACGUCCGAACGAUAUAACGAGGAAGAGGAAGCUCUCGGAAGUCGCAGAAAAAAAAAAGCUAAUCUCCGACGCUUUAAUGUAGGCUCAAAAUAUCGUCAACAUAAGCAGCGCGCUUUACAAGAAUACCGUUGAAAACGGGAAAACGCGCGAAACACAAUUUUCCGAAAUGAAAAUCCGAUAGGGCCGCGAUUAUAAUAUGGCACGAUUCGACUGACACGAAUUUAAUAUAAAAACCGUGGAAUCAUUGAGAACGAACGGAGCGAUUAUAUGCGAUUAGUUCAGAUAAGAUCGGCGAAAACGAUGCGUUUAGCCGUACUGUCGUUUGAAAGCAGCAAGGCGAAAUAGCUAAAUCAGCGAAAUAACUCACGUGAAGUAUAUGGAACAAGUUUGUUUCUUACUCGGAAUGUUCUACAUAGACGUAGUCGAAAAUAAUAUACAAAUUCCAUUUUCGAAUACUUAAAAUACUAUUUCGCGCGUCGUCGUAAUCAAAUCUAUUCUGUUCGAGACGGCGGAUUUUAAAUGUCUUGUUUUGAGUUUUCAAACCGUUCGAGUUUAUCUACACCGACACGACGUUAUAAAAUAAAUUCGUUAUAUUGGAUUCUGAAUAGAGCGAGGACGUUAUUUUGGGCUGACUAAAAUACUCCGUUUUUUUUUCAUUUCGGCCUCCGCAUAGCAUAUCCAUCAUCCGUAAUGCGUACCUACAUCAUAAACGAAUCGGAUUUUCUACCCGGUGGCUAUACUUUUUGUUAAAACCGCCGUUCUGUAAAUUUCCAAUAGUUUCCACAAACUGAUUUAAAAUGAUAUUUGGUACUGUAACCCAAUGGAGUAGACCGCCGUUGUAGGCGCAGAUUAUGGUCAGGUGUGGUAUUUCGAUAUUUGAAUUUAUCUUCAUCUGAAAACCAAACAGAUAUAUUCAAUGAUUUAAAUUAUGAAUACAAAAUACAUUUUUAAUGAAAUUAAUUUUACCUCUUGCCUGACGAAUAUUGAUGUUUACAAAUCUUGAGCAAUUAUUUAGUGGUUAUCGAUUCGUCGGGUUGAAAAUGUCUUUAAGUGUAUGAAAUUCUUGAAAUAUGCUCUAAAAACGCGCAAAAGGUUAGGUAGUACAAUUAAUAUGCCUUAAUAACCCUCAAACGCCAAAAAACAAAACUGUUUGUAAUAUAGACGCAUUAGGUCAUGAAACACAUUUUGGUAGGUGUAAACUAUUUUUUUGGCUAACCAAUAAAAAAAUACAAAUAAAUAAAAAAAUGUUGGUCCUAAUAAUGAGCAAUAUUUCAUAAAAAAAAUAUUAUAAAUUUUGAAAAAAAAUAUGUUCAUAUAAAGUACCACCAGCCGACAAAUCCGUGUAUGUUUCUAUCAUAUUGGUACAGAUCCGAGCAUUUUUACUGACCUUUUUCGAGGGAUUUUGAAUGGGCGAGAAAUAUUAUUAUAUUUUUUUCUAACAACGGUGGCGUGUCAUUUAUUUUUAAUAAUACGACCGUACCUACCUAUAAUAAAUUAUGAUUAAUAUUUCCGCCGAGACGGUUAUUAAAAUAUACCUAUUAAACAGUAUACACACAUUAUGUAUCAUUAUACGAACCCGUUAAAACGUAUUUUUUUUCGAAAUCGCUCUCACGCAAAUUUACUCCGCACUCAUGUUGUAUUAUAUUGUCUCUCGUGUCCUGCCUUGAGUAGCCAAUAGGUUAAUACGCUGCCCUGGAGCGUAUUGACGACCCUUAUAUUUGAAACUUGAGCCACAGACGCCAGUGGAAUCCUCCGGUUGGUCAGAUGUUAUUCGUUUUAAGUAUACAGAUAACUUAUCGUACAACUCAAAAUGCGUUUCGAUGGUAUUUCGAAUCUCAAUAGAUUACUAUCGGCGGUGUCCAUAAACUGUUGGGUUCGAAUCCGACGAUUAUAGGUCAUUUUUUUUUUCCCAGUUUUUUCCCUCUAUACUUCAUGUGCAAUUAUUGUUGCGAUUUUCCAUCGACUAAGUUCAUACUCAAAACCUCGGAUAAUUUUUAAACUAGCACUUACUAUAUAAUGCGUAACAAGUUCCAAAAAUAUCCGCUAAGACGGCGUUGCGGCUCAUAAUGAAAAUGAUAGCCCCGCGUAAUCACUUUUCAGUCAUGCAUAUAUCUUAUAUUGGUCCGUUAUUAAGUUGCUAUAUUAAUUCCUCGGAGACGGCUCCAACAGUGAAAGGUAUUUAACAUAGAGAAGUGUGUUUAUCGUUAAAAUCAUAUUAUCGAUUUUAUAACCUGUAAAAAAUCAUAAAAUUCCGUUAGGCUCUUUUCGAAUUGGGAACGUUUCUACGCGCUCGGGUAUCCAACAAUAGGACUUCUAUGGGCUAUUUUUUUUUCUAAUAAUAACGUUGUUGUCUUUGUUGUUAAACUUUCCUCUCUCUCUGUCUUGCUCGUAACAUUAACGGGUAUAUACACGGUGUUACGGUGUGCUCAAUCUUUUUAUGACAACGUUGCCCCUCCCCCGGACCUCAUGCUCUUCCUCUCUCUAUUUCUUUCGCUCGAUGCUAUAAGUUCAUUUUUUUUUUUUUUUGCCAUAGGUCUGUGACUCCGCGUCUAUUAGGUUAAUUAUUUAACUAUAUUAUUAUUAUCAUUAUGAGCUCCACGGUCGUCUCCUAAUAUCGUUUUAAUUGUUAUUAUACACACUGCCCUAUAACACGGGUAACGUUUAUACGUACAUAAAUUAACGGGCAACCUACCUAUAUUAUAAAAUUAAUUAAUAAUUAUGUAUGCCACACGUCCAGAAAACAUGUUAAUAAUGAACAAUAAGAAACUCGUAAUGGAAUAAUAUUUGUAUACAGAGUGAUUCUUUUAUUGUUGAACACUCGUUAUUUAAACAAGUAUUGGUAUUUUUGAUCGUUGAUAAUUUAAGAAAUAAACGGCUCGAAAAUAUUACAUUUCCAUUAUUUUUGUCGGUAAAACGAUUACUUGCUUUUGAUAUUUUCAAAUGAAGAGCUGUACUUUUUUUAAAUAACCAACGUUCAAUUAUCAAAGAAUCACCCAGUAUAAUUAAUAUAUGUGUGUAUUGAGUGCGAGCAUAUCGAUCGGUUUGUAGAUAUUAUGGGGGACUGGAAUACGCGUACGAUGUGUCCGGGGAAAACAAAAAACCGAAAAUUACCCUGGGAAAUCGAUAAAAUUUUAUUGGCGUGUUGAUGUCUAUAUAGGUAUACUUACAUCGCCGCCGCGUAGGUAAUAUACACGUAAUUAUGUCGUAAAAUUUAAAUGCACGCUGUCGAUUUUCCCAUGAAAUCCGUCGGGAUAUAGACAGUACUUACUAUCGUACACGUGUAUAUUAUAUACGUCCGUUUCCGAGGCGUGGCCGGAAUUGAAAUGAAAAAAAAAACCUUUUACGAUCUCAUCGUGCCGAGCCACGUGUUAAUGCGCGUCCACACCUAAGUACGUUCGAGUAAAGUUAGCGGGGGCAAACAAAAUUAAAUAAACCGUGCGAAUGUAAAAUAGUGAAUUUGUAACGCCGUAGUACAUUUGUCCGUUUUUCUUCUACGUGUUUUCCCGUUUUCCCCCCCAAUUUUAAUGAAAAUUCAAUGAAAAAUCAACAAACUACUUACUUCAUCGCCAUAUAGACGUUGCCAAAUGCAACAAAAUAAGUGUCUUUUCGGUUUUUGAUUUUUGGCAAGAUUUCUGGUUGAAAGUUAUUUACAAUACUAAAAAAAAACCCCCGUCAUAGUAAAACCAAUAUGUUAUUCGCUCCGCUCAGAAUCUGAAACACAUUCUUUUUAUAGGAUUUUGCUAUAGCAAAUUAGAACCCUUAGAGAAUUUGUACUUUCAGCUUCCGGUAUUAACAUCAAUCGGAUAGACGAGAGAACGAUAUUUAAUAAACGAUAACAAAAAAAUAUAUAACGGCUAUUCGGCAGUUUGUUUUGUCGAAAAUGUGAAAAAAUCUUGUUUUUAUAAGAAAACAAACCGCCGUUAUCUAUAUUAUUAAUACUGUUUACCGGAAAUAGUGAUAAGACUUUUAAAUAAAAUAUUAUGUACAUAAGACACCGUUACCUCUGUCCGUCUCGUGCACGUAAUAUAGCAAAAAUUAAACAAAAGGCAACGCAUUAUUCACUUGUACGUAUUUGUAUUAUGCAUACAAAGAAGAUGCGUUUACCGGGGUACCCGAGUGCGUCCCGAAAUGACUCUUUUCAAUGUUCCAAGAGCGUCCGGAAUAAGGCGUAUCACCCAAGAAAAAAUAUCAUAUUUUUUAACGUAGCCCGAAUACGUUACGGUUCAUGAAAAAAGUAUUUACUUUAUUGACCCUGCAGGUUACGAAUGAUUUUUUUUUUUUUAAGUGUUAUAUUUAACGGUUAAAAUUGUAAGACUCGCGCUUAAAAAAAAAAAAAAAAAAAAUGAAACCGAACGGUUGACGGUGUUGUACGCGCGCCGUCGUCGUGUGCGGCGUCGAUUUACGGAGAUCACGUCUGUCCGCGACCGCGUCGGACCGCGCAACGUUAUAAAUAUACAUACGGACCGUGUGUCGAAUAAAUAAUUCGAAUGGGUACGAACGAAAACAACAAAAAAACGAAAAAUAAAAAACAGCGUAUUUAUACCUGGUGUAUACCGGGUAUUGUGUACCGCUCGCCGACGCCUACACGAGCGCGCACACCGGGAAUGCGAAAAACACGAGCGUACGUCGUCGCCGCCGCCGCAGGUACGCGCGGACAAAAUUAAUCUGCGGUGCGAGCGGCCGGUAUUCGCGGUCGUACACGGUUGUCGUCGGAAUUACUGUUACAGUGCGCCGACGGGAAUACUCGCGAGAGGUUUUAUUAUUAUUAUUAUUUUUAUUUUUUUUUUUUAAUUCUAUUUUUCGAAAUAAAACAUUGUAUGCGUACGCUCGGCGAAAAAAAAAAAAUCGCAAUCACCGCGCGAAUCGAGAGUCCGCGGGUGCGUUUAUUUACGAUCGAAAUCAACGCGGUCGGGUCGCGCGGGUCAGGCGGUUUCAUUUUUUUUUUUUAAUUCUUAUUCGCUAGGGUUCUCGCCGAAUUCAUCACUCGCAGGCGUACCGUGUAUACCUUACUUAUAAUUAAUAUCUAGUGGCAACAUUAUUACAUAUAUAUAUAUAUAUGUACCUAAUUAGGUAAUGACUCUAUUAUCUCUCGCCGGCCCUUUCGAAAACGCGCCGACACUCGGUGUAUUAUAUCGCGAUUAUAACGGCGUUGUAUCAAAACCAGAGGUUCCCAAAGUGAAUCCGAAUCGAACACCGGCGGCCUAUAUCGAAUGGGGGAGGGGAGGGGUGAUGGGAUGAACAGGGUGUAAACGGGUCCGCGACAGUGCGGUAAACACACCGCGCAUUAGUGUAAUCGAAUUUCACUCGAUCCGUUUUGCGAAACGUUUCGAUUACCUCUCUCGGCGGUUCCUGGACUCCGAGCCGGCAAUCAAAAUACAUCGGCGCUGACGAUCCCUACGUGAAACCGACAACGUUUGUGUCAAUUGUCGCACGAACCUUCGAAAUAGCUUACACGGUCCGCCCGGGUACCGCGAAACGGAUGAUAAUCGUGUGGCAUGUUAAGCGCGGAUAUAAUUUGUCGGUUUAGACCAAUAUUAAGUACACAAUUCAAAUUUAAUUAACAAAGGUGUGCGAGUAUAAACGAAUUUUUCGUUAUUUUUUUUGUUUUUUUUUGGUUUGAAGUCGUUCGUUCCACAGUACGCCUUUUUGGUAGAGAGCAGCUAUCGAACGAAUACACGUUUGAAGUUAGUCAAUGCGUUUUUGUCAAAACCCAAUAUUACCCGAAAACACGGAAUCGGCCCGUUGUUCACCGUACAAAAAAGUUUAAGAACUCCUGCCAUAAACGAGCCGAAAAACUCUAUACGGCGCGUACGCGACCGCGUCUAAUUAUUACAGCGAUCAUUUCCCGAGAUAGACGAAGAAAAAAACAUUAGGCUGUCGCACAAACAACUGCACCACCGGCCAGAUACAAUCAACGCAGUGUCGAGUUGUAUAGGUCGGAAUUGGCAAUUGCCCGAGGGUUUUUUAGACAAUUACAGCAACUAGGACCCUAGCCGCGGUAACCUGUGUUCUUGGACUCGAAUGAUAAAACCGCGAGAUUGUCUAAAGUAGUUUUUAGAAUUUUCGAAAUCUAGAUAAACGGAUAUCUCGGAAACUAAUGUGGUUCGGCACCUAUUUUUAAUCCGUCCGCGCAAUGUCGAAUCCGAUUUGCAGCACACACCAAGUGUUUCGCGUGCCGGGGUACAGCGAUAAGCGAACGAAAAACGAAUUAAUAUAAUAUUAUUUCGGUUUCGAGACCAGUUCUCGUGUUUUAAUAAUCAUUAUCGCCGUGAUCAUCGGGUCGAUUUGUUUUUUUUUCAAAUAGACCUCACGAUUAUAUACGCGUCCGAAAACGUAUUUAACGGAUAUAUAAAGGUAAUAAUAUAGGUAUAUAUCGCUCAAGUAUUGUCGGGUCUUUCAUGAAACAAAAUCGUAAAAGCCCAGGGAAGUACUAAGGGAAGAAUUGAGUCUAAAGGCAAUGAUUUUCGUCCCAGUACCAUAGUUUUUCGCGGAGACUGACCAAAUAUCUAACCUCGAAUACAGGGGGAAAAAGGGGCCAGGGUUUUUCAAGGGGCACAGCCCGACUUUUGGAUCGACUCAAAUUUGUAUGCAUAAAAAAAAACCAUCCAAAGUUUUUGGGGCUUUAUGAUUUCUCCUCUUCCAUUGAGCUCAGGCUUUUCUCUCCAAGACCCUGCGAAAACUGAUUUUGUAUGCUUAUCAAUCGGCUAGAAAAAAUACAAGUCACGAUAAAUUUCGAGUCAAUUUAAAAAAUUUAAAAAUGCUAUAAACAGAUUUUUAUGAAAUAUUAUAGUAAAAUCAAUUUUGUUUUUUCCCGGGUAUAAUACCGCAUAUAAAUCCUAUUAAUAAAAUUUCGCAUAUGAAAAUUGUUUCUCAAUAUUCAAAUGUUUUUUUUUUUAACUUUUAACGAGUAUAUUAUGUAUUCGAUUUGCAUGCGAUUCCAAUCCGCUAGUACACUGCACUCGGAACUUGUGUCGAAUAUGGUUAUUUUUUAAAUGUAUAAUGAUAAAUUGAUAGUGGAAACAGGGAGACGAAGGGAAUGAAAUACAAAUCUAUAAAAUUAGGAACAUUUUUUUUUUUAAUUAUUUAAAGUCAUAUGAUGUAUAUCCUACGUGGAAUUUUUAAAAAAAAAACAUAUAAGAGGACCCUUCUAGCUAGUGCGUAUACAUUUUGUAAUGUAAUACGAUUUUUUCAAAUCUUCAUAAUCUCCUUCGCGGUUCAGUCUUCUCCGUAAAAUAAUUAUUUUGUUUACUACACGUUAUAAUAAUAUUUUAAUUCGUAGAAAAACCAACAAAUCAAUUUACAGUAGAUGAUUUUCGUCCCGUUUCCGUAUUUCGUUUACAUUAUUUUAAUUUAAGCGUUUUCGUGUUUUAUUUUUUUCAGAAUUCUGGAUGGCGAAAACUGAGAAACAUUGUUCAGUGGACUCCGUUCUUUCAGACCUACAAAAAACAGAGGUAUCCAUGGGUACAACUAGCCGGACACCAAGGUACGUUUGAAAACUAAAUAAUACUAUUGUUAUAUUUCAUACAAAUAUAUUUAAUAGACAUAUAAAAAGAAAAAUUGUAUUUUAAUACAUUUCAAAAAUUACUGAAAUUUAACAACAACUAUUCGCACGUCGUCAUAAACUCUUACUGUGCGAUGCUCGUUUUGUUAUCAAUUCGUCUCGAGUAUUUUUAAAUAAGAGUCAGGCAUUUUAUUUCGUUUUUUUUUUUUCGUUUUUUUUUUUGAUUUAUAAGUCAUUUUAUUAGUUCAUUUUAAAAAUGUAUUUUUUGAAAUGUUUGUAUAAAAGCACGUUUUCUUUCUAGGGCAUUUUUGGGGUUUUGUGUACCGUUACACAUUUUCAGUAGUGAUUCAACUCAAAGACGGGUCCGCGUGAAAAUGACAAAAUAUAAGACCCUUCAUUUGAAUUCUAAAUAAUAAAUAAUAGUGUACACGUACGUGUAUUGAAAUUUCGAAUAAAUAUUUCUAUGCUUGAAUAAUGAAAUCGUAUGCAAACUCGCAGUACUAUCCAUUUUUAUGGAAAUUUAAUUUUCGCACACAAUAAUAGUCCGUAGAAUAUGAUAAUAUGAUAUAAUAACAAAUAUUAAAAAAAAAAUACGAUACCAAGCGGGGAACCGCGACGUAGUAAAAUCAUCUUGUUUAUAUUUUUGUUUAUACAUUACCUAUGCGUAAAGUAAAUUUAAUUUUUUUUUUUUUUAGAACGUCCGAUAAUAAUGCCCCUCCCCUCCCCUUGUCAAGGGCCAUUUGCACAAGUCGCGCGCGUACACGAAACGCCACAUUUGUCGUAUUAUUUUCUUUCGGUUCGAAUUUUACGCGCGAACAAGAUUCGAUUUAGUAAUAUUCCGCAACAUAAAAAACGCGGCGAUGUUUACGAAUGCAAUAAUAUUCAACUACAAUGCCCCGGACGGCGGCGGCGGCGUUCACGUGCAUAUUGUUGUUAUUAUUAUUAUUGAAAACGUGACGAUCGUAUGAUAUUCUCAAGAGUCUCGUAAAACACGUAUAACGUCUUUAUUUUAUAAUUUACUCCGUGUACCUUGAGGCCGCGAAGUCGUCAUUCCUCGCCCGUCUCGGAAAGGCGUAAAAAAAAAAAAAAACUAUUUCGAAAAUUCCGUUCUUUUACACUCACAAUGUUGUUGUAGUAUUUAAUAAUAUAAUAAUUUUUUUUUUUUUUUGUAUUUUGUCCGACGUAUCUAUACGUUUUUGAUUAUUCGUACAGAUAACCGAGCUGCGGUUAUUAUAGGUGUGCGCGUCGUCGUCGUCGUUGUUUUUACAAGUGCGGGUACAAUUUGUUUCCCUCCCGAAACGCUGCGUAACGUUACACUGCCGAUAUUAUUUAAACAGUUUCGCGGAUUUCGCAUACAAUAUCAUCGAGUGUCACACGUGCAACGCAAGGCGACACUUCGUUUUUUCGACGAAAAAUGGACGAGCGUAUUAUUGUUAUUUUUAUUUCAUAACCGACAUUAAAAAAAAAAAAGAGGAUAUUUCUCGUCUCGUGUGUACCGAAUACGCAUCGAUCAAGAUGAUAUUUUUUCGUUUUUGUUUAAAAGAUUAUUGCAUUUCCGCGAUAGUCCCGUAUAAUAAAUUUAAUCGAAAUCCGAUCAUCAUAUUUUAAUAUUUACGAAUCCGAACCAAUAACAUUUACGGGCGGGACGGGGUGAUCAUUGACGUUGCAGAUGUAUUAUGGGAUAUAUUAGGCUGUGUAUAUGCUAUUCACAGUCAAUUUGGUAAACCAUAAAAUAAAAAAUAAAACCUACUAAAAAAAAAAAGAGCCCUGAAAACAGUACCUACUUUUAAGUAUUUCUGUUAAGUAAUCCGUUAGAAUUAGCGCUAAAUAAACGAUAAUUGAACGAUGAAAUAUAAUUAUUAUAUAGCGAGUCACUUAUUAGUGACAAAUGACGAUGAUGUACCACAUAUAAUAGUAGGUGAACGCAGCUGUUACAGUGUCGCCGAAGUCUUAAAAUUAUUCCAUGUUCAACCUUUUAGAGUUGUUUUGUUGUUUUUUUUUUUAGUCGAUCAGAUUUUAAACGAACGAUAAAUGAUUUACCAAGUGGUUUUUUUUUUUUUUUUGUCUGUAAACAACUUAUUUAUCAGAAAUCUUGGUCCGAUCGAAAUAUCUGUAAAAACUUUCUCGUAGAAUUUGCGAUCUACAGUCUCGGUGUACCGUGGAGGUCAUCUUUUAAAUUGUUCUCGUUGGUUACUCGGUUACUUUGACAACGAGGGACAAAAUACUGGUAAUAACAAUUCUCCGUUCAAAACCGUUUUUCGUCAAUAACGGUUUAUCGCCGUCAGAUACAAUUAAUUAUCGUGUUACCGCUUUUAAACUCGACCCCCUAAACCAGCGGCACGCCCGUCGACUGCGGCGUCGGUAUUUUACGAAAAAACCAAUCCGUUUCGUUCCGGGAGUCGAUUUUUUUACUCGAAUAUACUAUAAUGCUAUACGAUUGUACGGUCGACUUUCUCGCACCGUCUCGGACGAACGAGACGCGUACGCGUAUACAGGGUGCCCGCUCGCCGCCAACGAUAAUCGCCCGGCCGAGCGACUGAUUGCGCGUGAAUUCUCGCCCCGCGGCGCCGGGCCGGCGAUCGUUAGUUUUCUCACCGAAUGCACACGGCCGCGCGAGUACGAGAAAUACCGCGCGUUCCGGUCGCAAGUACGGUGGCCUACGGGUUUGAAUUUCGAGGGGAAACGAUCGACACACUGUUCGCGCUUGCGCGCGCCCAUCGUCCAUCACCGUUUUGCCUGAAACGUGGUAUAGACAGACCGCCACUCUCGUUUACAAAAACCAACGGGCUCGUACGUGUUUUCGCCCGAAAUCGACCUUUUAGUCUUUGGCCCAAAUGACUUUUCUUUUACGCAAACGCGAAAAAUAAUGAUUCCGGUUUUCGCCCAGAGUAAUAUUAUUCAUCAGGAAACGAAAAAAAACAAAAAAAAAAAAACAUUUUGGUUAACACUGUAUUUUUUUUAUUUUUAUUUUGAAGUGUUGUUUAAACCUGUACAAAAUCAAGCACGGCAUUUAAAUGAUCCAUCAACGUAAAUUGAAUCAACCAAACACAACAUUUUUAAAUUUGUAUCACAUUAAAAAUUAACAAUACUUUUUGUUUUAUCGUUAGAAAAUAAAAAUUGUUCGCCUCCGCAAGUUAUUAACAAGUACAUCUGUAUUCUUUAAAGCCAAGGGCGCCCGCAAGGGGUUUGCCGGUGAAGGCCAUGGCUUCCCCUCGCUAUUUUAGCUAAUAUUAAAUAUUAAUCGUUUUAUUACUCGUAUGGAUUAAAUAUUCAAGCCAUAAUUACUUGUAAGUUGUAAGUUGUAAAAAAAAAGUCUUAUACUUUUGACUUUGGUCCCCCUCAGUUUAUAUUUCUGUCCUUGUUUAAAGCUUCAGUUUCAAUAAUUUAGCGCCGUUUUCGAUAAUAACUUAUCUAAUUUAUCGGCAAGAUUACGAUGUAUAAUUUAAUUUAGAAUCCGGAGUUUCAUAUAAAAGCCGAAAGUAUUUUAUUGAUUACGACUCGUGGACAGUGAAAACAGGUCCGUGCAUUCGGUAGCCAAAUUGUUUUUUUGUUUUUUUUUUUUUGUUUUUAUACAUUGUAUAAUAUUACUAUGGACGAAAACCGAAGCAUUUUUUUUUUUGAGUUUGGGUAAAAAAAGUAAUUUGGGCGAAAACUAAAAGGUCGAUUUUGGACGACAAAACCAGGUUCGCCCAAAACAAACUCCCAUACAACUAAUACUUCGAAUUUUAUUGCGUAUUAUUAUUAAAAUUUUUAACAAUAACGAUAAUAAUUUAUUUACAAUACCGCAACGCGCGCGUAUACCGGCGGUAAUAGUAAAACGCGUAUCGUCGUAAACGGCGAUUUUUUUACAAUUUUUUUUUUUUUUUUUUCCAUUAAAAAAAUCUGAUAUUACGAUAUUGUUGUGAUGUAACGCGCGUAAUAUAAUAUAUAUUUUUUUUUUCUACGCGUCGUACAUUCGAGUGUGAUUCGUUCGUCGACCGCGUGCGUACAUAUUAUAUAUACGAAAACAAUAACACAACAAUAAUAAUACCACGGCGUUCGAUAAUAAUAAUACAUACACAUGUUAUGUAAAUUUUUUUCCCGAACUGUGUUCAACUGGUGUGGAAAAAUAAGAAGCCAUUACCUACAUCGCGGGUGUUUCCGUGCCUCAACUAGUUGAUAGGUAGCCAUUUGUCGAGCCGAACAAAUUACAGAAUCUAAAUCGGAUUUAUAAUAUUAUAAUGCGUAGUAGAUGAGGAAAAAAUAUCGCGGUUUUGAAUUAUUUAUAAUAAUAUGACGGUGUGAAAAACGAGUUUUUCGACAAAAUAUUAUUAUUAAUAAGAAAAAAAAAAAAAAAAACUACUACUACUACUAAAUUUGUUAUCGUUAUUAUUUUUUUUAAUUAGCGCGAUAGUGUUUUACGAUACAAUUGUACCUGCGGUUUUCGUUUUCUUUCGUAAUAUUAAUUUUUAUACGCGUUAGUGCAUAUUGUAUACGUAAAAAACACGACUUGUUUACUCUUAUCAUUGUUUUUAAAUCUACUAUUUUUGGUGAGAAUCGUGUAUUAUAUUAUUACACUCGAUAAAGCGUGUUUAGGAUAACGCCAAGGAGGACGAGAUAUUAAAUUUAGAAAUGGCACAAUAUUAUGUAAUAUAUUGUAUAAAGUGUACUUACCCAGGAUACAAACAAACACAUCAACGCUUUCGGUCAUUUAUGUCAUUUUUUAAGUAAUCCAAUCCAUACCCUAAUCGUCAAAAUCGAAUAUCUAACUUUUUAUGUAUAGCUUAUUGUUUACAUUAUAUUUUUAUGUUUGAGUACUAAUUUUACCGACUUCAUAAUACGUUUGUUCGGGUAAUAGACUUCUUUUUAAAAGAGAACGUGUUUACACUCAUUUAACAAUAAUUAAAUUUUUAAUUAUUGCGAAUUUAUAUUGCGUGCUAAAAAUGUCUAGAACAGUAUACGAUAAAUUAGUGAUUGAUCUAAGAGGGAGUGGGGGCAACGGGAGUGGGUCAUUUGUCUCCCAAACACUGUAGUGGAUUUUUUCCUUUCUUCAUCAAAGAACACAAAUCGACAGAUCACGGACUAAAUAAAACCCGCGAAUGUGGGAUUAUAAUGUUUCCGAAAUUCGUGCUGCUAUAGAUAGUACCCGAAUUACUAUAAUGUUUUAUUUGUACGGUGAAGCGAAUUAAUAAAUGAAUAAGAGGCUUUUACUAUUUUUAUAGAUGCCUGGUUAACGCGUAAACUCCAAUAAAGACAUUAACACCUAUCUAUACGGCCGUCGUAGUUGUGCGUUUUUACUAAUGUUUGCAAAAUGUUUUGCACUUUUCAUCACCUCCCGCGCCUAACCGAAUCCGAACUUUGGAUUCGACACUACGGUAAACGGCAAAUUCAUCGAAACCGUCGGUACGUCGUUCCUCGUCGCGCAGAAUCUAAGUAAAUUAUUUUAAACUGACGGCCGUCAGUGACGAUGUUACGCGAUUCGUGUAAAUCGCGUUCGAAGUAUGCGAGCGAUGUUGUUUGCCAUUGUCUCGGCUUAUAACGACGUCAAAUCGCGCGCUAUUAAACGAUUACGUUAUUAUUACGGGACGAGUAGGUCGCGAUCGUUACGUUAUUAUUAUUAUUUUGUCCGUUGUAAAACAAACGUGUCUGCCGCCGUACGUGUGUGUACAUAACACGGUAUAAUUGUUGUUGUUUAUAAUAAAAUAAUAAAGUGAAAACGAAAUUAUUAAAAUGGUUAAUUGUUAUUGUUUACUAUUUCGGUUCGUUAAUAUUGAACGUGCCGUAGACCGACGAUAUUAUUAUUAACGGCGUUUCGACUUCUGUUCCGUACGCGCGUCGCCGUGCCUGCAGUGCGCUACUGCCGUAUUGCCACUCGAACGCAAUAACAUACAGGGCGGUUAUCGUCUACCGCGGCGUAUUGUGCGGACAGCAACAGCCGUGAAGUAUGCAUUAUAGUGACAGCGGACGGUUACACAUUGAGCGAAAAUUAGUCGGACGACGACCACUCGUCGUCAUCGUUAUUAUUAAAACCCGAGUCUUGUCAUCGGAGACACUCCUUUCUGUUUGACGUCACGUUCUUUAAUGAAACAAAAACAACGCACUCGGUUCUUGCGGAUGUGUUCAAAAUAUAAUUGUUUCUUCGGGGGAGCGUCCUCUCGACAAUUUCUUCCCGUCAACUGUUACUUCGAAUACGUUUGUUACGGAGUCGGUGUGUUGGAUAAUGUGUCCACAAUUCGCUUUGCCAUCCUUGAUUCAAUUGUGCUCAUCUUCUAACACUCACUCGUUGCUUAUCUCGUGUAUCCGUCUGGUCUUUGCCGUUUUCCAUCACGUCCGCAUCUCUCCUGUCACCAGGUUGUCUCGGUAUUUCGUGUCCGUUGUCCACGUUUCACUACCGUAUGUAUACCCACGCUCUAAACGAAUGUCUUAACGAGUUAUUUACUCGAUCGCGUGCGCGUUUGCACGGUGAAAAGUUGACGAUUGUCUUGGAAUGUUUCCUUUGCUCGUGUUAUUCUUCUUCUGGCGAAAUCUAAAAAAUAUUGACCACAAAUAAUACGGAUAGUAUUAUGAUUAAUGCGCGUGAUCUAUUCAUGAUAAAUCGACGUUUUUCACGGGAAAAGGUUUUUUUUCUUUCUGUAUAACCGCUAAUAUCCACCAAUAAGCAUAGGCAUAUGUCUAUGAUCAAUAUUAAACAAGAAUAAUUCGAAUAAAUUCUAUUGUUUCGGCGGUUUUUCAGUCGUUGAGUCGUUUGACGAUAACACAACAGUUUCAACAUUCGGUCCCGUAUAUUAUAAUAAACUGCCAUAAACGCAUAUUAUUGACUUACGUUUUUAAAAUCGCGUUAUAAUUGAUGGCACGCGCUCAACACUACUAUAAAAUACUUAGGUAGAUGCCUAGUAUACAAUACAGGAGACGGGCCGUUUGUUCACUAGUUUGAAAUUAAAUUAGACCGCGAAAGAAAUUUAUUCGAAAUCCGUUCGUUUUCUCGUAGAUAAUCUCUGACGACGGUUUGUGAUAACAAAAAAAAAAAAAAUCACUGUAUUUUGUUAGUGCAGGCGGAACAACUCGCACGUUCGGCCGGUUUUCCGUCGGCCGAGUAUAUUAGCGAAGAACACAACAACAGCAAUAAUAAUAUUGAAUGUAUGUGUGUGUAUUUUUUAUUUUUUUCUAUGUGUCGUAGCGUAUGUAUAAAUCGUUCAAUGUCAAACCGAUCUAUUGCGAAAACCUCGUCGUCGUCGUCGUCGUCGACGGAGACACUCGACCCGGUGGCCGUAACGUCGUAAUAGGCUAUCCGGUACCAAUAAUAUACCUAUAUAAUAUAAUAACCAGGUGUGGCGAGGCGCUCUACGUGCGUCAGUAGCAAUAAAAUGAAAGAAUUAAAAAGAAUAAAAUAGAACAAUAACUCGUGGAAACGCAAGCGAUCCGCAAAAGCCUGCAUAUUGAAACACGACAGUCCUGUUGUUAUAUUAUAAUAAUAAUAAUAAUAAUAGAAAAAAAAAAAAAAAACCAACGCCCUAGCCUAUUACAAUAAUUAUAGUUUUAUAAAUGAAAAACUAUUAUUUACAACGUGAUUGACGAACGCGUCGACAAUAACGGGGGAGAAUUAAUGAAUAUACCCGGGUCUGAAAUUCGAUUAAAUCCGAUACGAUUAUAAAUUGCCGCUGCUAUUAGUAUAUCAUAAUCACCGCGGGUGUUUUUUUUGUCUACACAGGCACCAAUAGGAAAUUAUUCCAUUAUCGCACGCACAAACAAUUUAUUUACAAUAUUAUUAUUUUCAAGGUUUGACCGUGAAACGAUAUCCGAAAUUUCGUAUACGGUAUUAAUAAUUCAUAGAAAACGUGUCGGAAUAUGUUAUUUUUCGUGAAUUCGCCAAUUUUUAUUAUUUUUCUCCCGGCGUAGUCUCCCGUAGCCUUAUACUUUUUGAACGUUUUGACUGCCACUAAAACACCAUUAUAUUCUGACACGUAUCAUGGUACUUAUUUCAAUCUUUUACAGGUCUGAAAAAAAAAACCAGUGUCCUGUCGUAUUUUUCCCAAAAAUAAUAAACUAUCGAACUGUAAUUGUGACUGUUGUACAUAAUGUUAUAAUGUUAUGUGUAUUUCUUUUACCCGGUACAGUUGAACACUUUUAGUGGCUCCCUCUGCAUCUAAAGAGCUCAAACACGGGAAUUAGAAAUUUUUGUGGGUGGAUUGGAUUAAUACGAUUUCGGUUGAAUUUCAAUAUGAACUUCGCAUCAUGUUGUUGCGGGAAUUUUUUCGACUUUUCACAUCCCUAUAACAGACACCUCUAAAUGAAGCCAGAGGGAUACAAUUCUGCGCGUGAAUGGUGUAAGAAUCAAAUAUCUAAAACUGAUUUUGACUUUCAAAACCCUUCGCCAAUCAUUUUUAUCUUCAGAUUUCAUGUUUUCAGAGUAAAUGUUGAGUUUUAAUUAUCCUUUCAGACUCAUGAAAGUAAGAAACUUGAUUAAAAUGUGUGUCUAUAAAUAUAAUUGCUGUCGAGGAUGUGUCUUCAGAAGGUUUUAACUUCCGACUCUCAACCCCACCAUCUGUUUGUAUUUUAUCACACAUUUCGAGACCUACUUUACCUAUUUUGUCCAAUUUGUAUAUAUACAUAUAUACAUCAAAUAUAAAAAAAAAAAAAAAUUUUUUUUAUAAUAUUGUAACAUAGUAACAAGGAAAAUUCGAUAUAUAGUGUAGAGCUCUGUUGCUCAUGCGUUUUACAUAUUAAUUUUGUUUAAAAUGUGUUUUUGAUUGUAAAUAUUAAAUAAUUGUUAGUUUGUUUUUAUGUUUCAAAAAUUAUUUUUUAUAAUAAUAACUUUUAAUCAAGAAUAAAUAGAAUUUUAAUAAUUAUUUAGAAACAAAAUAUUAAUUGAAAAAAUGUUACUUUUUUUCCAAAAGUAAUAGGAACUUUAUGAAUAUCUUCACUCUUCAGAAUAUAUUAUUAGUUAUUUUAAUUUUUGAACGUUUAAAACGGUUUAAAUAUUUACUUUUCAAAUACAAUUGUCUUUCAUAUAGAUAGUUGUUACUCUUGAUAUUUGAAGCAAGAGCGAUCGGACAUGAUUUCCGGUAAAAAAAGGUGUUAACCGAUACGAAAAAAAAAAAAGAACACAAAUCAUAGUACAAUCAAUACGUUCCUCUCUGCGAACAGAAUUUAAAAUACAAAAUACGGAAUCUAAAUAUAAAUCUAAGUAUACGAUUUAUUAUAUCUUCAAUAACGAGUCAAACAUUUGGAGAAUUGUAAAUCGCAAACCCAGAUCGAAUUCAAAAUGCUCUCAUUUAAACAUUUCGUAGUAAAUUCUCUCUCACUCUCUCUCUCUCUCUCUAAAACCAAUUUCAAAGGUUAUAUGUGUGGGUUUUGUUUUGCGCGAACACGUUUUCGCUAUAUUGGUCAUUAAAAACGAGACAGAGACGGCGAAUGUAACCGCGAUAGCCUCUUACAUAACCACGAAAUUACAUAAAAAUUCUAAAUUCUAACCAUUUAUAUUCGUUUUUAAGAGAAUAUAUUAAACUAGGUGUUUAGUUUUUAAAUGUGACCGUUGUCGUAUCGUAAUAAGUGUACGAGAAUAGUCCCCGAACGUGUUUUCUGUACAAAUUGUCACCUGUUCCUGGCGUUAUCAAUUUUUUUUUCUCUCCGCAACGAGUCGAUCAUAAUCUAAAAGUGCGCAGGUGUUCCCCGUAUAUAAUAUUUACCUGUCCGUGUCGUCCGCGAUAAAUAUAAUAUAUACUAUUUACAUCUGCAUAAUAAUUAUUCAACACGGUCACGGUUGGUCGAUAACAUGUUGAUAUAACCGUCUGCAUUGCCGAUUUCGUACGGUACAUCAGAUCGUUUUUGUCAACGAUAUGGCGCAGUCAUAUUAUAUUAGUAAACGUCUAUUCAAUGUAUACGGAUUGGCAUAAAUAUACCCGUGACACAUUCGUGUUACGAACGGCUCGGAGAAAACGGAAAAAGCGAUUACCACCGCCUUUAGCCGGACCCGUUAACGUGUUUAUUGUACUCGAUAUUGACGGAAGUGCUCCCCCCGCCGAAAUUUUAUAAGCAUAAUUUAUUUUACACCGUUAUUUUAAUGAUUGUGUGCGGUUUUUAAUUUUUUUCCAUCCGUCAACACGAUUUCGACCCGAAAACAUAAAGAGGGUGGUUAUAGUAGUUUGAUUGUAUUUUCGAUAUAAGUGGUGUCUUUGGGAAAAACCGCGCAGAAAUCCGAAACGUCGAACAUUUUCGACAACAUUUCAAUGCCGGUUUUUAAAAUUUUGAUUUCGGAGACUAGCGCGCUCGAAUUUGCGACUUUUCGAUUCCGGAUGAAUCGAACAAUACACUGAUCAUUAUGUAUGCGAUUUUUAAGUUUUAUUUUUUUUUUUUAUGUGUCGUUUAACGAGCUAACUAUCACUUUAAUUCUAAAAUCUUAUCUAUCUCUAAGCAUAACGAGGAACGUAUUGAUUUAAUCUCGGGUAACAAAUUUUCUACCAGAAAUAUUGCUCCAAUCAAAAAACGACAACAGAGAUUAAUUUUUAGCAUUUUUAAUCUAGUUGUUUCGUUGAACAAGUCCUGUCGGCUGCACGCGAAAUCCCAUUGUAGUCUCGAAACUGGCAUUUGUACAAUUUUGGUCGCAUCUCUGGAUUGCUUUGGUAACAAGUACGACGAUAUGACUAAUAAUACUCUACAUGGAAUCGUUUAUCGAAUGGAUAUAAAUUAAAUUAGUCUCAGUACGCGGGUGGGAUGAGCAAAAAAGAAAACAAAAAAAAAACAUCAUGACUAUAAUUUUAGUAAUGCUCUCCCUUCCCUAGACAAAUUUUCUGGAUCCAACAUUGAAUACGCAGCCAGCGGUAUUGUAUCCAAUGUCCCCGGCGUGUAUAGUAAUAAUAAUAUGCAAGUACACAAGACGUGUAUCUAUUGCUCGGUCUGUAAUCGUUUUCGACGUUCUGCGCAACAUCAGUUGUAUAGUCUCCUCCGCAAAUGCGCAUGCGCGUUUCGCGUUCUCCGCGACUCAUUAAUUACAGCGAAAUAAUAAUAAUAAAAAGGAAAAAAAAAAAACGAAUGCGAAACGCCGAGCAGUGUAUUAUACAUAAUGGCGGCGGCGAUCGUGACAAACCAGUUUUGAAUUGCGCUUCGGGCUGUUAAUCGGUUUACAUAGGUAGUUAAAACACCGAUCGUACUAAUACCGCGCGUAUACCCAAUAUUAUUAUUAUUUACGCGUAAACACGCGGCUCCGGUCGUUUUUUAUUUUCUUCUUCUUCCUCUCCUACAAAGUGUAUUUUAUUAAUUUCACGUACGAUUCGCGCUGUCGCACGUACCUCAAUAAUACGCGCGUAUAAUAAUAAUGGCGGCGCGAGAUCCACUCGGUCCGGUAACCGAUACACGGCGGGAGUGCAGCUGCCGGCGGGGCAUCGCCGGAGUUUUCUCGUAUAGUCGGGUAUUUUCGAGUAGCACGGAAAUUGCGUGUCGUAACCUAACGCGGUCGUCACCGUAGUUUUAAAUUUUUUUCGGGUGCAUACGAAUGAGGAUCCGUUUAUAGCCGGGCCGGGCACGGUAAACGGUAUUUGUCAGAAAAACGCGGUAUCCGCUUCUGUCGCGCGCGUCAGAUUAGACCGCCGGACCCGGCGGAGAGUAGCGACGCGAACGGAUGAAUCCUAUACGAAGUAACGGCCGGUUCACAGCCGAAUCACGAGGACGCGCGUGUGCAUACAUGUUGUUUAAUUGUCAAACGUGUAAACGAAAAACGCGUGAAUCUUAUAGGAACGUCUGUAGAGAAUCCAAGAUCAGAUUUUUUAAAAGGAUUAGGAAUAUUUUAAUAAGGUAUACGUGUUUAAAAAAAUGUAAGGUUAAGUUCGGAUACGUUCAGAGUAAAGAUAUUAAAUGAUAACAAUAGGCGACAUAAUAUUAAGCAUUAUACUUGAAAUAGCUGGUGGAAAUUUCAAAUAAAUGUUCAAAUCAAAUAUCACUGAGUAACAAUUAAAAUUUAUUUAACCGAAAAAAAUAUUAUUUUUUUUUUUCAUUUGAAGCUCUCAAAUAAACACUUAAAAACCAUUUUUAAAAAACUUAUAAAAGGAUUUUUAUUUUUUAACUAUUAAAAUAUACAAAAAAAAAAAUUUUCAAAUUUGAUAGCUGAACUCUUGAAUCUUUUUGAAAAUACAUUGGUAAAUUUGUAUUAAUGACGACCGACUCGGAACUCGAAAAGUAAAUAAGAUAACGCAGGGAAACAAAAGUUCUUGGAUAAUGGGGACGGGUGCAGUUUUUUUUAUAAGUAAAAAGUUGGGAAGGUAGGAUGUAGACGCGAAUUUAAUGUACAUCUACAACGCAAUGAUAAAUCAUUACUAACGAAAAUACAUACCUCGCUCCAUUCAGAAUUUAAAAUCAUCAGGGAGGAGGAAGAAAUUAGUGUUUUGUCUGUAACCUACGUAACCAUAAAAUAGAAAAUGAACACGAAAACAAAAAAAAACAGGGAAAACUAGUCAAAAACAUAUAUAUAAAAAAAAAAAAAAUCUAUCAAAAUAAUCAAAAACGCACUUUUAAAUAAUAUUGCGUAUUUAAACAUGACAUAAAUGUCCAUGGCACUAUGCCGGAUUUAAUAAAACGUCAAAAAAAAAACAAAAUAAGCGAAUGCUGUAAAUUCUGAACCUGUACAUGAUCAUUCAUUUAGUCGUCAUAAAAUAUCGGCGGUGACUUCAUCUACGGACAAUGUUUGAACGUAAUAUAAUUAUUAAUAUAUUAAUUUUUCCACUCGGCAGAACGGGCGAUAGAUACUGCGGUAAACAUAAACGAUAAAUAAAAAAAAAAAAAAAAAACAAUAAUAAUAAUAACAGGUACUUAGAUUAAAGAGUAUUUGCUAUCAUAUACGUGGAUUAGCAACGGAAAACGAUAACUGAGCUGUUGUAGGUUUAAUAGGUAGGCGGGUAAAGUCGGCGUUUACUAUUAUUAGUGUUUUUUCUUUUAUUACUACGAUAGCAACACGUUAUUUAUAUAGUAACAGUCGUUUGCAUAUUAUCUCCAUGCGGCACUAUAUUUUUUAUUCAAAUCACACUUCCGUCAAAGGUUUUUUUUUUGUUUUCUCUUAGUGUUUUACUUUCGUGGGUACUUGCGAUAAAUUUCUAUGUAAAACAGUAAGUAUGCGAAGUUUCUCUGUUUCUCUUUUACACGUAAACUGACGUACUCACGUGAAAUCAACAUCCGAAUCUAUAAAAAUGUAUAAUUGAAAAAUCCGUGUACACGGGUAAUAUUAUUCGCGUGUACGCGUACGUUCGCGUAUUUUAGCAUUUUGAUGUUUAUUUUGAGUUUAUAAGAGUAUUGACAACUUUAAUUUAACAAUAAAAUUAAUUAAAAUUAUACAAAAUCCGCAGUAAAUUUAGUAUAUAGUACGUCAUCGCCUUAACACGUGAACACGGAUAACGAAUUCAUGUAUAUUAAGUACACGUGGUACAUUAUAACUUACAAUAAGUAUAAUUAUAAUACACAUAUAAUUUUCUUCACGUGUAGACGGACUCUGCAUUAAUGUACGUAUUUAAUUCACGUAUUCAAUUUACUUCUAGUAAGUACCCGUUUUAAAAACGAGUAGAGCAAAACAAGGUCAACCGGGAGAUCGGCGUAAACUUUUCCGACAAUAUUUUACGAAUAAUAUACACUCGCCUUCGGAGUUUUCGAAUUCCCGUACGGGUCUUUCUAAAAACAUAAUGUUAUUCUUCUAUAAGCCGCUCGGCUCGACUUCUACGGGGUCGCGAAAACUUUGUAAGUUUACGUCUAAUCCGUAAAACCAGCCGAAACGAACGCUCGACUUCUGGAGUUGUCUAACCGUUCCAAAUACCCGUACUACGUGGUUUAGUUAUAUUAAAACAGUAUUUCGCCGUACGAAACGUGCUUGGCUUUUUAAGUCAAGUACCUGUGUCGUUGUCAUUGAAAUCAUGUUGUUCACCAUCCUGCGGUUCCGUAGAAAAUUGCGAUAACGCCAUAAUGCCGUUUUUUUUUUUUUUUUUUUGUGUGAAAAUCUGAUCAAACUAAAAAUAAAUAUUACGAUAAUACGAUCGCUUAUUGAUUUAUUUAAUGGAUUUAUUUAAUUUUUGUAAGCUCAUCACCGUACUAAUAUUAUAGUGCCUGGUGUGGCGAACUCGUUUUGUCUUCGCGCGUGCAUUGUAUUCGGAACCUAUGCCGACAAUAUCCGAUGGGAGGCGUGCAAUAAAAAUUGCCGAAUUAAAAAGAAACAGUGACCGGUAGAAAAUUAUUUAAAUUAAUAGUAAUGCGGAUAUAAAAACAGAUAUAAAAAAAAAAAAAAAUAAGUUUUAACCUUUUUUACUUUUAUCAAACCAUCUCCGUUCCGGCAUUCCUACCGGUUUAUUUCCCCGCGGGAUCCGGUUUAAUACAUCAUUUAUAUAAUUGACGUAGCCCUAAUUAUUUCUGACCAACUCGGUCUUUUGAGUCCUAUUUCAGCUACUAAAUUCGGUUUUCGAAUAAUCCCUUUACUUUUAUGUUGGAUCUAAUUUCAUACGUUUAUCUUUGUUGGUCUGAGGGGCGUCCGUAAAUCCUUCUAAGGAGUUUUCUCACCAUGACAGAUAAUUUUCUCUAACGUUUCACACACGUAAAUAAUCACUGGUCUUGCUAAUACUCUGUGUAGCGGUUCUUACGAUUUCCUUGGAUAGAUGAUAUAUUAUUAUUAUUACUUAUAUCCAUGUUGGCCAUUUUAUCAUUACAAUAUAGCGCAUCGUGAGGUAUCACGCGUGGUAAUAUGGAAAUUCGCCGUUUUUCCCAUCAUGUGUACACAGCGAUUGUACCGGUUUUUAAACAGAGUACCAUAAUAGUAUUAUAAAUCGUUUUUUUUUUUUUUUUUUUUGCAGGUAACUUCAAAGCCGGUCCGGAACCCGGCACGAUCCUCAAGAAACUCUGUCCCAAAGAACAGUUGUGCUUCCAAGUGUUGAUGAAGGACGUGCUCAGGCCUUACGUGCCCGAGUACAAGGGCCACUUGACAACCGACGACGGAGACCGUAUCCUUUUGAAAACUGUAAAUAAUAUUAUCGCUGUCGCGGGGGGGGGGGAUCGAACGAAUCUAUGCACAUAUUGUAAUCCGUUGACUAGCCGGCGAAAUUCCGUGAGUAAAUUUUAACCGCACGUUUCGGAAGAGAAUCUAAAACUUGUGGCAGACUGUUUAAUAACGUGCGGCCGAUCGCGGUGCUCGAUGAAAUAAUUGCGUGUCGGCUUACGGGGGGGGUUUUGUUUUUCCGGUCGUUGACACACUUAGCCGCCGUGUUAAACGCGAUAAUAUAGCUAUGUUUAAAAAAAAAAACAAAAGAAUAAUAAUAAAAAGCGCUUUCGAGGUUGGAGGGGGGCGAGGGGGUAAUUUGAUCGAAAAUUCGAUUUUCCUGGUUCUCGUUACGACGAUUCGUUAAUACGUUCAGAUCGUUUAUCGUAAACGCGAAACGGGGUACAUUAUAAUCGGCUGUGUCGAAACGUCAUUAUUAUUCGCUCGAGUUGGGUGACGCGUAGAAAAAAAAAAAGGAAAACGCGUAAUAACAUUAUUAUAUUUCUAUGGAAAUCGCGUGUCGCGUAUAUUAUUGUGCACCGGUGACGUUCUAUCCCGAGCCGUUUAACCGUUUUAGGUAGAUAGGUACAUAAUAAUAGUGUUUUUUCGGUUUAUUACUUUUGUUUUCGCCAAACGCGCGGGUUCUUCUCGUUUUAUUUUUGUAUAAAAAAAAAACAAAAAAAAAUCGAACGCAUACGUAUAUUUAAUAUCGCCGCGAAUAAUAAUAACGAUAUUAUAUAAACGUCGACCUCCAACCGGAAUGACGUACUGUUCAACAUUUUAUUAUAAAGUCCGUGACCCAUUCUGUGUAUUAAGUUUAAAUAUUAUUAUUAUUAUACGCAUUUUACGUUCGGGCCGUUUAUAAUGCGGGCGCAGACGAAAACGUUUAAAAAAAAAAAAACAGUAGCCGAGUCCCGCAACGUCAAAUGGCUAGUUUUUUUUUUUUUUUUAUCGUUUAAUUAUUAAUUCUUUAAAAUUCGGUCGUGCCCACACACGCGUUUUAUACGCAUUGAGCAUCAUCGUAGUGGGUCCGCGAUAACGGUCAAUAAAAUCGUACGGUAUACAGGACGAUCGGAAUUUUUCGUUUAAACAAAAAAUGAACGUAUGACGACAAAAUUGACAAUAUUGUACAGUAAUUUAUUACGAUUCACAGUUUUAUGAGUGGGUUUCAUAGGAGUACUGGGGGGAGAGGGAGGGGGUGCUAUGGGAUCUUAUGCACCCUAAAAUUUAAAAUUAGCAUUCCCGAAAAACCCAAUCAGGUUUUUCAUAUUUAUGAUAAAAUAUUUCACUAACGUUUUUUAUAGUUAAUGAGCAGAACAAUAUACAGACAAUACAUGUGUGUGUGAAAAAUAAUGUUAAAAUAUGUCAUGAUAAAUUUACAAGUACGAAAUUGUGAAUUUAAGGUGUAGCUAUUUGUUGUAAGAGUCAUGUAAAAGGGAUUUGUGGGGACCCCAUGCGUCUUUGAUGUGUCCAUAAUUUUAGAAUACCCAAAGUUGGUGGUCUAGUUGCGCCUAUUUUACUUCGGAUAAAAAUAGUAAGGGUAAAAGAUUUAAAAUCGUAUACAAAUUUGCUUGUAUACAUUUGUAUACGACCUCUCGGAUGGGAUUUCUGGUAAAUUUGUAAAAUUCAAAUAUGAAUCUAUUUUUUUCUUCUCUUUUAGCAAACAUCGCGUCAAGACGAAAAACGAUUUAAUUUCCUAACGAAUUUCGGAAAAAACUCACCCAAAAAUGGUUUUAAGUUUGUAAAAAGCUGUGGUACGCAUACGUCCACGCGUGCGAUUUUCUCUAUAUUGCAUAUGUAAUAUUCAUAUCAAAAAAAUGACCGCGACGCACAAUUCAGAUCGGCCUGUAUGCUAUGCUAAUAUUAUUACUGCAUCUGUCCGUUAUAACUAGGCCAGAGAAUAUAAAAAUACGAUUAUGAUGCGCUAAAAAUAUAUUUAUCAAAUGUAGAACGUUAAACAUCUAUAGCUAGACUUCUAAUUAAAAAAGAGCUAAAGUAGCAGAGAAUUUUUUUAAAAAUAACUGUGAAGAAAAAAGGUUCAGAAUAUCGUAUUGUAAUAUAUAAAUUUUAAAUAUUUUGUUAAAAUGUCGUGAUUUUUGCGAUUCACGUCAAAAUCUUAAUUGAAAACGAUUUUUGAAUAACAUAUUCCAAUCGUAUCGAACUAUGUCUUAAAAUGGUGGGCAGGUAAAAAAAUGAAUGGACCACCAAUCUCGUUUACAAAACAAACUUCUAAGAUAUAACACUCUUAAUUAAUAUUCUAUACGUACAAAUUUGAUAAAAAUAUGGCUCAGGUACCCAUCACUACCUACCCAUUAACAAAAAGGGCGGCGAUCGCCACUGCAGACACAUUCAAUAUUAUAAUCAGCUUUUUUUCUUAUUUUUGACCACUAUGUAAGCACAAUAUUUACGACAUAUUUCAACAUGUGUGAUUUUUUUAAGUACAAGACACUGCAAUAAAAAAUAUUUUUCGGAGCAAUAUUUUCGGUGAUUAAAUUCGGAUUUUCGAAAUUCGGAUAAAAUUCGUUAACGCCUACCAAAACGAAAACAUAGGUGUUAGUCCAUAACGAUGUUCUAAUAAAUACGAAUAAACAUAUCUAAAGCUAUGGAGUGCACGGAGAUGCGUUUAAAAAUAAUUAUUACGCUACACGAUAGUUAUAAAGAAUUGUAAUUUUGUGAGUUACCUACUUGUAUAUUGUUUGCCGGUUUCGUUCGCGAAAUUCGUCCGACAGUCGUUUUGUAACCCGACAGUUGGGUACAUUUUUCACGUAAACGGUUUUGAAAAUUUAUUGUUUGAAACGCUUUUCGACAUUCCGAUAAGUACUCAUACACAAAUCGCCUGCACAGUUUAAAUCGGUCAGAUGCUUCGGUCAAUGUUUACACAAUAAUAUAGUUGUAGUGUAAGGUGCACUUUAAUCGAAAUACCCAUUUUGAAAAUGUUUGCUUACAGUCGAUUUUCGAAUAAAACAGACGUAUACACCGUUAAGAUGACGUGUUAGACGUGCGUAUUUUGUUGUUCCCGUCUUACAAACACAAGAUAUAGCAAAAUCAUGCUCCCGCAGACCACUCAGAAAUUGCUUAAUUUUAGUUUUAGAGUAAAAGCGCCUAUUAUAUAAUUAAUAGAGAACAAUAUUUUUGGAGGCCAAUACAAUGCGUUUUUUUGAAAAUAUUUUUUUUUUUUUUUUAAGGUUUUAGUGAAUUAAAAAAAUCGUUGAAAAGUCGCAAUUUGUAAUCGGUAAAUUGACUGUGAUUUUCAGAGAAAAUUGAAAAAAAUUAACGUCUUAACCUCCAGAAUAUUCUUUUCUUUUUAUUUUAUUAUGGAUGGUUCUAAAAUCAAAAUUAAAUGAGUUCUGUGUAGUCUGCGCAAGCAUGUUUUAACUAUAUCGUGCGUUAAUAAAACAAAAAUAACAACAGCGUGUGUAACGUCCUCUUAAAAUAAAAUAUGAAUGCGCUCUGAAAAAAAAAAAAAAAAAAAAAAAAAUUCUACUUCACAUCGAAAGUGCGUCACCGUUAUAAACGACCACUGCGGUUAUCCACGCGGAUUAUCGACGGUAAUUAUUUAGGAAACGUAAAUUACAAUCCGUUUUUAAACGAAAGGAAUAAAUAACCUGCUGGGUUUAUAAUGUUUCCGCCGAUUUCAUUAUUUCCCGACUAUACGAUAAAUCGUCUAGAUCGGUAGAUUUUUUUAAUCUCAAAUCUAGAUAAACGAUAAACUAGUUAUCCUAGCCGUUACAAUGCUAUGUGUAACGAAUAAAAUGAUCCUACCAGACAGAUCGUUUUUAAUCGCAAUACUAUUAAAAAUAAUUGGGAAAAAUAUUUGGAUUUUUAUACAAUAUCAGUACGUUUUAACGAAUUAAUUAUUGAGUAACAUCGAUCGCAUAACCUUUACGGAAUGUGAAUGUCUGUAUCGAAUUUGCAGGUACACUUUUAACGCGUUAAGCACGUAAAUCAACGAAAUUAUCUCGUUUAGUGUCUAGACAAAAAGUCCCGAAUUAUUUUCUCUUAUCUUUAUCUGGAUAUUUAAAAAAAAAAAAAACAUUUUUUAAAUUUUGAAACACUGAUAACAACGCUUCGCGGGUGGCAAACUACGACUAUAUUAUAACAUAAUAGUUUAUAUUGUUUCUUCUAAAUCGGUGAUUAGGCCUCUUUUCGACGCCGUGACGAAUGUUUUUUUGAACGCGCAUUUCGUUCACGGCCCGAGCCCAUUGAAAUCCCGUGAUAUUAUUGUUAUAAUAAUUAUUAAUAUAAAAGAAAAAAAAAUUAUUUACGCGGCUGCAUUGGUCGUCGAGGUCGAUUAUAUUAUAUUAUUGUUGUAUUUUCGAAUUUUUCAAACUUCUAUUGUGCCCGUUUGUGCGAAUUUACACGUAUCGCGUAGGUAUAUUAUUAUGAUAUUCUAUUCCGCCGUCCAUUCGGUCCAUCGAUUAUUUUCGACCUCCUCCUACUAAUGUUGUAAACGCGAAAGUUUGUUUGCACGGACGAACGUAUGUGUUUGUUAUCACCUUUCGCCCAAAUCACUGAACAAAAACUACGCAGACCCGCAGAAUUAGCACAUAAUACGUCCCCCCCGUAUUUUACCCCUAAAGGGGGGGCUGACACACGAGGGUCGAUUUGUAUUUCGGGAACGAAAAUCAAAUAAGCGUUAUCGAUUUACGGGUCACUUUUGUGACACGGAUGAAAUUCAAAACAAAAACAAAAAUAAUGAAUUAAUCCGAGAUAGCGUAAUGUUAAGAACUGUACUAUUACUUCUUUUGGCAUGGUUAACGCCGAACGGAAACGCCUUCAACGUUAUAAUAUGAUUUGACAUUUGCCCGAGACGACAUACGAAUCUGAGUGUUGGCCGCUGAUCGAAAUUGACGAAAUAAUGAUAAAGGAAAAAAAAAUUGUUCUUAUGGUUCAGGUUAAUAAUCCUGUAGUUAAUUGUUAGGUACAGAUGACGUAGCCUAAAAUUACUUUAGGUCCUAUUGAUUUUCCUCAUAUAUUCUGACCCGGCCUUUCUCUGCACACGUAUCCUUUUAACAUCUUCUGUAUAACACGAAAUAUAUAUAUAUAUAUAUAUAAAUUUGUUUUAUUCUAUCUGCUCUGGAUUGAAUAUCCAUUUUCAUAGUAGCUGAUUUUCCUCUAUUCUUAUCUCUUCGUUUGCACUCGACUUUUUUAUCCACGAAGGAAUUUUAGCGUUUUCCCGAAAAUAAAAUUGUAUCGAAUGCCUUUAGUUUACUGAGCUUCAACUAAGCUAAUUCAUGGAUGUGUAUUACAGCAGAGAAAAACCAGAGAGAAUAUAAUAUUCAUUGACCACAAAAAAAAAAAAAAAAAAAACACGCACCUAUUAUCAUAGAUUCGCGAAUAUAUCCAUGUAGGCGGAGAUCUGUGCAGUGAAUUUUAAAUUAAAGAGGAAUAAAGACCACGAGUUUAUGAAAACUGUCGCCUUGGCGGUAGUAAGGGAGGACGUAUUAAAUUUAUAGACCGGUAAGAAAUUUUAUUGCAUGUACAUUUUUCAAAUGAAUAAUUUUUUUUUUUUUUUUUUAAUCGGUCUAUAAUACACAUUUUAUACAUUUUUACGCAUUUCUUCGCUAGCUAUAUGUAAUAACGUGUACGUAUAUUUUAAUUUUUAUCUAUUAUUGUUGUAUACGUGUCCGUAUAGUUACUAUUUCAUGGUAUUUUUAUUGUUAAUUGUUGCAUUGAUCCACAUAUUGCGCGCUAGUACGUGCGUAUUUCAACAUAUUGUUUGAACUAAUAAUAAUUAUACUACUAUCAAAGUAUAAUAGUAAUAUUAAUUAAUUACGAAUAAUAAUAUUCGCAAUCACAAAGUUUUUUUUUUUUUAUAAUAAUAGUAUGAAUACGAGCCGACCAUGAGGCAUGAGUAUUAUGAUAGUGUAAAUAGUGUAAUAGUGUUACAAGGAUCCAUUAACAAAAAAAAAAAAAAACAACAAAAUUAAUAAAACGUUCAGCGAGACGGUUUUCUCCCCAGAGUAAAUCUCGUGUGUUUAAUAGUUUUGGUUUUGAUAAUAUUCGACAAUAUAAAUAGGGAAACGGUGUACACGAAACUACGAUAGUUUACCGUUAUACAAGAGAUGUCGUCCACGUGAUGAUAAUGUAGUAUAAAAUUAAUUUCGUUCGAAACGUGAGUUGUAGUCACGGAUAUAUUGAUCCGUAAAAACCAGCGUGUCGAUCGCGGCGGGGGCUCUAUAUUCUGUUAUCUUAUCAUAAUUUAUUUUUCUGAUAAUAACGACGAAUUCAUAGAAACAACUUGACAUUUGUAUCGUUCAUCAGUAAUAACAAUAAUAAUAAUAUCGCAGCAACGAUAAUUGAUAAAAUAUCACAACCGACUUUGUCGAAAAAGCGGCGUCAUCCAACCCGUAGCUUGUCUAUGCGUUAUGUAUUUUACAUGGUUGGCAAUCUGGUCUAUUAUCUGUAUCUGCGAUGACGGUUGUGCCAUCGUCACGGCAAUAAAACAAAACAACAGUGUGUAUCCCAUACCACGAUAGUUACUAUCACUCUCAACAGAUAGUAUAGCGUAUAGCUGUCAAUAUUUUAUUAUGUUUAUGGUAGUGUGAUAGUAGCUUUCGCGAUACUUCAAUAUACCUACCCAGUCACUAUUUCCUUGUUUACACGACACCAAUAGUUCGUGAUAGUCACUAUCGCAGUAUUGUGAAUUUCACUAAUAACGCGAUUACAGUGACAUUCACCGCGUGUACCUGCAGACUCUUAGACGGGCCGAUGACUUUUGAUCGGGUCGACGAGAAAAUCGAAAACACGUUAUCGUUCAAUAAAUCAGGGUUAGGUUUUAGCGCGAUUCUUUUUUUUUUUUUUUUUCACAUACACCCAAUAUAUUAUUUAUAUAUUAUUAUUAACACUAUAUAAAUUAUAGGAGUGACUGAGUAGACAAUGCAAACGAUACCAUUAUAUCAGGUGUAUAUUAUUAUACUAUACACAUUGCAUAUACAGUAUUCAUAUUUUCGCGUGGUCCAAAAUUCGCAUUUGCAUAUUAUAUGGCAGUCGACGAAAUUCUAUAGGUUCCGGGUGUAUCGCCGCUGAAUAUUGUAAUGCACACAAACGACCUUUUUACGAUACCAUAUGAAUAUAGUUCGGGAAUUACGUGGUCGUCGUCUCGUGUGGGCGUCCUGUGUAUACCUAUGUACGUAAAUACGUAUAGAAAUCACGGAUGGUAUGACGAAUCGCUUUUUUUUCGUAUCGAACCUCCGCUAUAAUGAAAUGUCAAUAUCCGCGUAACCGCAAAAAAAAUCGCGUGAAAAAAAAUAUAAUAUUAAUUAUACAUAGAGCAAAAUAAUAUAUUAUAACUACGUUACACAUUUGUUCAAUCAAAUUUUCCGUGACUCGUAAGUGUUUGCACAGUAUACCUACAGCUGGAAGACUUGUUGGGCGAUUUUACCUCGCCGUGCGUCAUGGACUGCAAGAUCGGCGUCAGGACGUACCUGGAAGAAGAACUGGCCAAAGCCAAAGAGAAGCCCAAGUUAAGAAAGGUCAGUAUAUAAUAAUAUAAUGAAAUAUGAGGACAGGAACAAAGGGUGUUAGACGCAUUAGACGAGCAUUAUCGAAUGGUAUUAUAUAAUUUACUAUUAAAACCCAAAAGGACAAAAACAAAUUCUGCCUAGGUUUAACAUAUUUGUAUACAUUAUAUAGACAGGGAGAAAUAGGAAUGGUAAAAUUUAAAAUCUAUAAAUUUGUAUAAUGCAAUAUGAGGACAUGCGUUAGAUUAGUAAUCAGAUGUAAUCAGGAGGGCACAAGUAGCACGCCUAAUCCCGUUGUCACAAAAUAUUUUUAUCGUAAUAUUUUCAUAUUCAUGUUACUUUAGUCUUUAUGGUAUAUGUGAGGUGCGUGUUUUCAGAUUCUGAAUGCAGUGAGGAGUGAAUGGGUUUUAUUAUGUGUUUUUAUUUAAAUUUGUUACCAACUUUUCCUGAGAAAUCUCAUGUUUUAAUCGCAAAAAUCAUAGUAUUUAACGUACUAUUUUUCGAUUAACUUGGACGAAACUUAUUUGGCCUUAUACAAACAAUUUAUAACCAAAAACCAAAAAAAUCCGGACAAAUAUAAUUUAUUUUUUAUUUAAAUAAAAAUGAAUACAAUUUUUAGUACGUUUAGAUUAUUGAAACACGAUUAAACUUCAUUCAGAAUCGUUGUUCGUUAGCUAUGAUAAUAUUAUUUUUGUGCACGGAUAUAAAUUAUGUUACCCAACAUAAUAUGUAUAUUUUCUUCGAAAUUUCUCACUUACAACACUGACCUAUCCAUGAUCAGUGUAUCUUAUACGAGGAUCGUAGAGAACAUGUACCUAUGAAACACCCAUAAUGUUCUGGCGUUUCUUCUGCCCUUUUCCUCACCCCCCCCACCACCCAUUUAGGAAACCUGGCUACGCCACUGGACUGUAAACAUAAACGAGAAAACAGUGACGACUAUUGUCGCUUGAUGCGGAGAACGAGAGCUGAUCUGACUCUGGGACUAUAAAAACAGAGGAUAAAAUUAUACUUAGUAUUAUUAUGUUAUUGUUGUUUAUUGUUUUACACAGGACAUGUACGAGAAAAUGAUUCAGAUCGACCAGAACGCGCCGUCGGAAGAAGAACAUCGGCUGAAGGGCGUGACAAAACCUAGGUAAGAAAAAAAAAAGAAACCAAUAAUAUUACACGUAUAACGUUUUGACGUUUUUUUUUCGUCUGAAUUUUUGCACUCUGUCGUGCACAAUAAUAUUCGAGCAAACCACAACGAUAGUUGAUUUAUUAUCAUUAUUAUUUAUCGGGAGCGUCGGGUCGGACACACGAAAAAAAUAUCGCGAAGUGGCCGUAAUAAUAUUUUAUACGUAUAUAUCGUAAUUUAUAGUAGCCGAACGAGUUUGUGCGUACGCGUAAUAAAACAUAUAUGUAUACAUUUUGUUACCGUCAGAGAAGAAAGAUUUCUAUAUGAUUUACUUGCGAGUAUACAGGGUGUUACGCUUAUUGCGGACGGUUGAUUUUCUCGGAGAAUAUCAAGUGAAAUUGAUUUCUGUUUUUUUUCUCAAUCAUAAUUGUUUCGUUUAGACUUAAUUUUGAAUUGUUUACCCCCGUAAACACUACACCUCGAAUGAGUAUAAUAUUAGACUUUCGAUUUUCAAAUAGCGACCUCAUUUUCGAAUACAGAUUUGAAUUGAGAGUUUGUUUCCAAAGAUUCUAAUAUGCAUUACAUUAAUAUCGGUUUUAUCGUUAACGAGUUAUAACAGUUUAAAGCUCAGACCGGAAUUAUAAGGGAGGAUUAUCGAUUUAUCGCGUAAACAUGGAUACGUAAUGAAUUACACUUUCUUACAACACUUUUAAUUUGUUAAAACUCAUAAACGGCAAAUCCGGUGUUAGUGUUAUAGGAAUACAAAUUUUUAGUCAAAUAUUCUCUAUUGCAGUCAGUGUGUCGAAAAGAGUGGUGACCGUUUUAAAAUCAAAAGCGCGCGCUCAUUUCCAGUACAAACAAGACUGCAGGGGUAAGAGAUACAAUACAAAACGGUUUUGAAAUAAAAUUUAAACGAUUCCGUAAUGACUGAUAAUAAAAAAACAGAAAUCAGAAAUGGAGUCCGCUUAAAAAAUAUCCCGAGAAAAUCGUAACAUAAGCGGAUCACUCUGUAUAGUCGUAAACGCCUUUUUUUUUCUGGCCGAUAAAAAUCGCAUCGUAAACCGAUCGAGUAUAUUAUACACUGUAUCGCGUACGUCUGCAGUAUUUAUAUAUUAUUAUAAACAGUAUUUGAUCGGCUCUUGAGUUAUAGCCGUAAUAAAAUUAACCGCGCAUAACGUAUGUCUCAAUCAUAUUACAAGUAGGUGUGCGAGCGAUUUUUUUUUCGCCCCGGAAAGACAUUUCGCGCGGAAGAACCGUCCAUUUCUUACAAUUUCUAACAGGUUGCGUAAUAAUUACGGCACGCGCAAUAAAAAAAAAAAAACAUAAUAAUAAUAAUAAAUAAAUUAAUAAUAAUAAUAAAAAAUUAAUAAUCGCGCAAAAGACCGUGUACCCGCAGUGAAAAUACUUAUUCAUACGUCUUGUCCUACCGUCCAUUUCUUACAAUUUCUAACAGGUUGCGUAAUAAUUACGGCACGCGCAAAAAAAAAAAAAAAAAAAAAAAACCGUUCGAUUAAUAUUAGCUAUUAUAUACUAACCAGCGGUACGAUCGAAGUUGUUUCCUUUCUUACCGACCCCCCUCCCCAUCUCAUUAACGUUUUCUUAUUGUACGCACGGCGAUUCUUUAGCGGUGCCAACCGGCUGGCGUUUACACGAAGUCUUCUGGUAAACGAUUGAUAUCGGUUUUUUUUUAUUUUUUUUUCAAAUCGUAUUAUUAUCACAUUAUAUUGUAGAACUGUUUGAACACAAUUCCAUUAUUCACAAUAUUUUAGACGUUUUACACGAACACAUAUUCCGGUCAAAUUGGACUUUUUACCGAAAUUAAACGGUCGAAAAAAAGAUUUCAAAACGCUAAUUUCUUUUCACACAUUCGGUCUUGGGGACAUCAUAACGUCAUAUGAAAAAUGGUUGACCAGUAAUAAAUUUUCAAUUAAUUUGUUAAUCCUGUUAACAGUAUUAUAACACGCGUUGUGUGUAAGAGAGAUUUUAAUAAAAUCGAAUAGUUUUUUAUCGGUGUUAAUGAUAAUUUAUUUAAAACAUGUAUUUUUUCGUUUUCGACUUGUUUUUUUGUAAAAUCAAUAUUUUCGUUCCCAUUUUUCAGACUUAGAACUGGCAAUGUAAUUUAAUAUUAGUGUGGUUAAAAAUAUCGGUUUUGCUGUAUUUUGUUUAGAAUUUUAAAAAAUGAUAUUAUUAAAAAUUAGUAAUUAAAUAUAGUAGGUAUAAAUGUGUAUGAUUAAAAAAAAUGUAUUAAUUAUCCGAUAAUAGCCGCACAUAGUCUAAUCGAGUAAUUUCGUUUGCUCGCGAUUCAUAAAUUUUAUCAUGUAUAUACAUAUAAUACAUGUUUAUUUGUUCAGCUAUUUUUUCGCUUUUUGUCCCCAGACUUCUCACUGAGAAGUUCUCAAGGUGUCAUACGUAUCACAUUGCAUGUUUUUUUUUUUUUUUUAAUGUUAAAUAAAUUCAAUAUGUUUGGGUGUGAUGAAUUGAAUGAACUGUUUAAUUUUUUAUGAAAUGAUUCACAAUUAUUUGUUGUCCAUGUCGUUGAGAAUACAAAUUCGGGCCAUAUCUAUGGUGAAAACUGCAUAGUUGGUUAAAUAUAUUUUUCAAAUAUGUAGACACCAAGUUGUUAUAUUAUCCUAUCAUCUUGUGGUUGCAAUAACAUUAUAUUGUACGCAAAACAAUCUUCAACCAUAUCAAAACUGAAAAAAAGAAAUUCAAAAAAUAAUUUUACGAAAUAACUCAUUAUUGUUGUUUUUAUAAGCUUUACUUAGGCUCAGCGGCUGUAUCAAUUGUAUCCUGUACCAAUUUUGAUGAAGGCGGAAUCUACACUUUUUACUUCAAUAGAAGGCCAAAUAUGUCUUGCUGUAUUGUGAAUUGCCUUUUCAAAAUCAGCAUACGACUGAUAGGACGGAAUUGUAAAUUAUUAUUUUUCGCAUUCUAAAACUAAACAUGAAAAGGAAAAUAUUGAUUUUACAAAAAAAAAUCUUUGACGUAAUUUACGUAUGAAUAAAAAAUAUUUAGCCAUAUAUUAUACAAAAUAUACCCGGGCCGCAAUUUGCAUAUAUAUGACUAUGACCUUUUUGGGGAGACGCGAUUUACCGACUACGUUGACCUUAUCCUUACGUAGAACGAAGAUUUCAACGGGUAAAAUGCUAAAAGGGCAUCUCGAAAAGCGUUGGUUAGACGAAAUUAAAUUGAACACGCGCGGAAAACGGAAAACAUCGAUUGUAAAGAAUAGUGUAUUGUUGAUAGAAAUAAACGGAAGGUAAUCGUGUCUACAGCUAUGUAUCGUAAUUACAAAAUGUUUAUAGAAAAGUAUAUCGUCUUAUCGAAUUCGAAUUUAUGUCACACAAAAAAUACUAAACACGAGGAAUGUAUUGGUUUUACAGUAAUGUUUAUUUUGUUUCUACAAUGGACAACUUUUUUACUAGCAAUUUUGUUCCAAUUUACAAUGAUAGCACUUUUUCCGAAAGAAAAUCUGGCCGGGGAGAUACAUUAGGGAGGUCAAAUUUUUAAAUUUUCCCAAGAGUUUUCCCGAUAAAUGGGAAAAACUUAGGAUAAACGAGAAAAUUGGUACAGUAUAAUAACGAAUAGUAUUCAAGAAUACAAAUAAUGUAAAUGUAAUUAUUUUACCAUAAUAUGACAUGUAUAUAUAUUGUUGAAGGACCAACGCUGUAAACCAAACUCCGCUCAUAAUCGUUUUUUCAUUAGCGUUUUAAUCAAGAAUCACGUGGUUUCUAAACUAUUUUUACAAUAUCACUCUGACACUUUUUUUCGUAAAUAUAGUUUAAUAUGGUGACGAAUUAAAGUAUUUAAACGCGGUAUUAUAAUAACAGUGACUUUUUGCUCUCGGUCACUCGUUGCACGACAAUAACGAAAUUAUACGGAAUAAUAACUGUGUGAAAUAUCGCGUGUGAGUAUAUACAAACGUGAAACUAUUAUUUGUAAAAAAUCCGGACAUAAAAAGGAAACACAGCCAAUAACAAAUUCGUUCGAAAUAUUCGUGGAUAAUCGGUACGGGUUCGACGGCUACAAUAUCAUAAUACAUAUAAAAUAGACUCGCCCUGUGUGCGCAUACGUAUAUUGAUACACCGUGUACAAUAUACGAAACCAGCGUGCGUAUACUCGAUUAACGUGUAAUUUCCCCGUCUCUACGGUGGUUUAUGAAAAAAAAAAAAAAAAAAAAAAAUGCACGAAGUAUGCGUGCUCGCGCACGUUUCUACGCGGACGAUAAAAAAAAAAAAAAAAAAAAAAAANAUCGUUCUUCUUCUCGCGAUUAUCACGUGAUAAAGACGUCUUGAGCGCGGUACACGGUAAUAGUAAUAAAAAAUUACACAACCGUUUUUAAUCGUGUAUGUUUGCAUCGAUCGACUUACCUAGCCGCGUAUGGUAUAGGUAUAUACACGAAACACGAAUACAACAACAAUUAAUAAUCGGUCGUACUGUUGACACUGACAAAUAACUUCAAGAGCAUUCGAUAUUGUUAUUAUAAUAAUAAUAUAAUAGGUACCGGACCGUGAGUCCGAUAUUAAUUGAUUAGUAUGAAAAAAAAAAAAAAAAAUGCACGAAGUAUGCGUGCUCGCGCACGUUUCUACGCGGACGAUAAAAAAAAAAAAAAACAAGAAUAAACAAACACGGACUUUGUUAUCGAAAACAACAAUCGGAUGUUACGUAUAUACGCUCGGACGCACAAAGUUUGAAUUGACGUAUAUUGCGUCGAUGUGUGUGUGUAUUGUCUGUAAAAUAACAUCGGACGUUUCUGUUUUCGUUUGCCGCGUUUUUUUAUUGCUACUAUAUUUUUUUACAGAUAUUACUCGUAUCUGUAUAAAAUUAUCGGUUAUGGGUAUUUUUCCGACGCCACGACGACGCUAGUACCACCUGACCUCGUGCGGUUCACGCAUAAUAGUUAGAUACAUAAUACUCUAGGUCUCAUUUAUCGCAGGCCCACGGGAAAACAAAACUGCGGGCACCCGCGAACACCGAUAUACUAGUCGGAGACGGUCGAUUGUUGCGUCCCGUUCGUAAAAACGAAAAAUCGAUUAGGUAUUGUAUGUCUAUUGCCCAUUGCAUUUGGAGAUUUUGUUUGUUUUUUUUUUUCUUACUCUCGUGUUUCGAUUGCGUACGGCGAUGUUAGAAGAUAUUGUAUGCGGAUUGGGAGAAAAAAAAUUAUACAUAAUAUUAUACGGUAUCGUUGUUUAUUAGUUAUUCCAAUUAACAAUGCAUAAUAAUUAAUCGUCGUGAUCAAAGAAUCUCUGAAAACUGUACAUAAUCGUGUUUUUAAUAAAAAAAAAAAAAAAAAAAACCCGAAAUUGUAAACAUACAAGUAUAUUAUUAUAAUUAGUGUAGUUUUUGUUAUUAUUGUUUUGUUUUUUUUGAAAUUGUAAAAAUUACAUUUAGAUAUUUAAAAUUUACAAUAGACAUUUUUUGAUAAGAGAUAAUUAUUAUUAGCAGUCAAGAUUUUUAAUUAUUAUGGUAUUAUUGAAAGGAAAACGUUUUGAGUGACAUUUAUUUUUUUUAAACACUCUAAACGUGAUAAUAUAACAUUAUUUCUUAAAUCGUUUAUUUUGUUUUUCGAUAAGCUCUUGUAUUCGCUAUACUUUUUUAUGCGUUUUAUCGAAAUUCAUUUCUAAUAUGUAUGAUUUUUUUUUAUAAUGAUAAAAAUCAACGGUUCUCACUUUCAACCAUCUACAAUAAUAUUGCCAAACGCAAUCGAAAUUCUCGAUUUUUUUUUUUUUUGGUACGUAAUGGGAUGCACAUCCGUUACAUUCGGACGCAAUCGAAACUCGAGAAGGGUUAAAUAAAUUAAAACGCCCAUAGGUAUGCGCUGCGGUCUUAACGAUCGUAUUUUAGUGCAUUAUGCGUAGUUCGGAUUUUGACCUUUUUAUUCAUUUUUACCUGAGUAUAUUAUGCCCGGUGAAAAUUCGUUUCUGUAGAGAAUUUUUUUUCUUCCCCGAGUUAAAUAUACACCGCUCGAACGUAAUUAUUAUAAACCGGCGGCGCAACGAACCUGCAGUUGACAUUUUCGGACCCCCGAAUAAAAACUACUGAUCAAAAAAACAAAUUGCCUUCUUCUUCCCAUAAUGGCUCUCCAAGAGUUCUUAAAACUCGUUUUAUUAAUGUCGAUAAUGAUCUCACUCGAUCAACUGUCGAGGUACGUGCUGUUGGAGUGCAAAUGUACGAAUAUUUUCGGUACUGAAGACGGUUCGGUUGCGAUUUUAAAUCUAUUAUUCCAAUUAACAAUAUUGUCUAAAGCAUUCGUAUCGUACAGAUAGUUUUUUGUCAACGUCAUUGUUUCCCAGUGUAUAAUAAGCGUGUGGCUCAAAAUAAAUUGUCGACGUAGAAAUACAUAGAUGGCGCGAAAAAACAAAUCCGAACGCGUUCUCGUAACUACAGUAAUAUCUAGUAUAUAAUUAGAACGUUUAUUUUAAAUUUUUAUAAAACUAUUUUUACAUUCUCAAUCAAAAACAUUAUAAUUCGAGAAUAGCGCAUAGUUAUUAUAACCCGGUUACCGGUUAGCGGGUUAUAAUAACUAUAGGCGUGUUAAGCCGAUAUGAUUUUGUUUUUUUUUUUUCUAUAUUUUCUAUAUUUCCUACCGAUAACUUGGUACAAAACCUAGAGUGUAAAUUCAAAAUUAAAAACCGCGAUCCGAUAUUGAAUUUAACGGCCUGUGUAUUGAAGUUAGGGACGCUUUUUGAACAGACUUCAAAAACGGAAAAGAAUUUUCCGAAUUUAUACACACAUAACCCAUGAAAUUUGACAUUCGUAAAUUUGUUGACGAUUUGUUUGUUCAUCUUCCAAUGACAUUAGCGGUUUUUUCUGCGAAAAUAUCGUUUGUAUACUCGAUAAUUGACAUUAAAUAUCGGUUGACGACGAUACUCACCACCAGUUUACACUACGACAAUAACGUUAAAGCGUUAGUGUAUUCUCAUUGUAUUGGAUACGUACGAUAAAGUAAUUAAAUGCACUUAUUACUGCACCAUAUUAGUAUAGGUAGGUCUAUACUUAUAGGUAUACAUUGUUCCAAUCGUCUAAUUAGGUGGAUAACUCAUUUAUGGAAAAUCAAUGAUUGUUUUUCCCGAGCAAACGAGACGAAAAUCUCCCGGACAUUUUGGUCAGUGUCUACGUCACUGUUUGUAUGGUAAUUAUUUUAUAAACGUUUCAACGAGCUUGUUACGACGAGAAAAUAACAGGUGCAAUAGAAUCAAACUGUCGAUUUACGUCUGUUUUGUUUUUCGUCGGACAAAUGAGAAACAAUGCGAUUUCGGUUAGAAUAUUAUUGGAUACACGUACAGCAACGUUAAAAAAAAAAAAAAAAAAUAAAACAAUCCAAACUACUAAUGACACAAUUCGUUAACGAAUCGUCUGUAUGGGUAUAACAUGCAGCUAAUGGUAUCGACUUUAAAUAAUAAUGCACCGGUAAUCGACUUGUUAAAAGAAAAUAAUAAUUAACCGAUCCUUAUUUUUUUUUUCUAUGGGCUCCGUUUAGACGAACAUAGAGCGCGUUUCGGCUGUCUUAUUGAUUUAUGCGUUAGACCGUGUACAUAUUAUAAUACGUGUUUAAUGAUAUUAUACUUACUUACAAAGGCGAGUUUUUAUACAUGUGUACAAGUUUUUUUUUUUCAAUCCUAAGAUUGCUGGUUAAACGACUACUGCGGUCCUCGCCCGUCCUCACUCUAUUCUCUGCAACAGUCCACCGCUACUAUUUUAAGGUCUUUGUACAUAAGUAUUCUUUGCUCUUAUCACCGUGUGUUCGUUUCGAUUUUUCCAUUAUACCAGCUGCGUGUGUAAUUUUACUCGAUAGUAUAUUUUGUAGCAGGAGUGACCAAACGGUCGAUCCCGGACGAUUUCAAUGUCGAUCUCGUUUUGUUAGAAUUUAUUUGUAUACAAUUGCCGUAGAUAAAUUACAAUUGCUGAGCAUUUCUAUCUUAUUAACUCAUUUGCUUAUCAAGUAAUACAUUUCAAGAGUUUUUAAGCAUUGAUCAUUUUUUUCUGGCUCAUUUCAUUUGCAAUACUAAAUUAAAAUCUUAAUAAAAGUCCAAUUAAAAACAUUAUUUAAUUAUACAUUACAUUUAUAUUUAUUAUUUUUAACUAUCCAUUUUUUUUUUUUUUAAUGGAAGUUGGUUUGCAAAGAAAAAAUAAACUGUUUGUAAACCUCUACCAAAAAAGUUCGAUCACCACUUUUAUACAGGGACAUGUUGUAUCCUACCAAAUUCGGCCACUGUUUUCCUACUCCUCCUCCGAAAAUAUCAAUCGAAAUCGACCAAAUGAUCAAAUAAGUUCGAGAAUUAGAGUUGUUUUAUAUUCGGGUUUUGGUGAUAACAUUUUGGUUUGUUUUCAAUACGAAUUUCACCGUGUUCGUGAGAAUUGAGAGGAUGGUAUUUUUUCAGCUUUGUAUUCUAUUUCGUAUAUGCACGGUGUAAAUAUUAAUAAUGUCUUUUGGGGGGUUUCAAUUAGUAACCUCUUCGCCAACCACUUUUAUGCUUAUAUUUCAUAUUUCCACAGAAUAUACCGGAUUCAAAUUUUUAAAUACUCUUACAGACCAAAAUACAAUACGCAUCUAUAACUUGUUUAGAUCAAUCAUAAAAAAUUAAUUAAAUAUUAAAAGUCACCUGGAGCAAGCAAUAUUCGACUAUAGUGAUGGAGCUCGCGGAUGGUCUUAUACAUAUAUUAUUAUAAUAUCGCAAAUUCAUAAUGUUGUAAUAUUUUGGGAAAUAUAAAUUAUUAAAACUUUACAAUAUUAUAAAAAUGAAAACAUUGUAUUGUUUGUAUAGUAUAAUCGAUUAAUCGUUGAACACUGAUAAAAGUCAUAGACAUUACGUUUUUUUGACGUUUAUUUAUCAAAAUUUAAAUCAACUUAAUUAUUAACAAUUAUUAAUUGCAGUCUCGGUUCAUGUACAAAUAAAUGUGUAAUAAAAUAUCUUUUAGCAGAAUAUGAAAUUUAUCGGUUAUAAACGAUUAGGAGGACGAUGAAAAUAUUUCCAAUCUUAAAUUUAAGGUGGUAAUUGAAACACCCUCGUUGCAAAUACGUCUCGUGAACGGUUUGUUUUUUUUUUUUUUUUGAACGUGCAUAUCGAAGCUAUAAACCUAUGACCUAUGACCCAGCUGUAUAUAUGUGAGUUUAGUCGAACGAUUUCGAAAUUAAUUUUAUUUGCUAGAUAACGUACAGAUAAUAUUCAUUACUCACCAUACGGAUAUUUUAAAACUAUCGAUUUUAUAGUAUUAUGACAAAUACUAUUAGGUAUUUAUAACGCGGUUGAGACAGAGACAGACGAUAAUUUUAUAAUAACUGUUCAAAUAUUAUUUGUCAAACGAAUCGAAUAUUAUAUCAUUGUUAUGUAUUCCCUACAAUAUUACAACCGUGGAAAUAAAACACUAACAUUACGGACUCUGAGCCGGUUACGCGAAAAGUAUUACACAUAAGUAAGUAUUUAAAACGUACAAAUGGUGAAGCGUAAUAAUAUUGUGAAGAAAUGUGUUUGCUGCAAUUUCGAACAUCGUCUUUAGAAUAUUAUUUAAUGUUCAGAGGCGCAUGAUAAUAAUAUUCCUCUUCCUACACCGCGUUAAGGAUAUUUGGAUUUUCGAUAUUAUAAAUGGCCUGUAAAAAUCGAAUGGUAUGUAGUUUUUUCGCGGCGGCGCUGCGUGGCGCGGUCUCAAACGAAAUUUCGUAUUUACAUACGGGAAAACGAGUUUCUUGACAUUUAUAAUAUUUAUAUUGUAUACAAAGAAUGCCAUCGAAAUUCGCGUUACGCAAUAUGUUGAUAAUGUCAAUAUUGUUUGUUGUUUACACAAAUUGGAAAAAAAUAACUCGUAUCGUUCGCGUUCGAAUUCAAAUAUUACAAAAGUGUUUGUAUAUAUAGAAAAAAAAAAAACCGAUCGACUCUUCGUCGUCUGUAUACGAAUAUCUAAGGAAUACUUUGUAUUUUUAUUUUUCUGUGUGUUUCGGUGGAUUUCGUUUAAGUAAACUAAAAAAUUGUUGGCAAAUAACGCGAUCGGAGGGGUAGGCGACUUUACCUGUAACGCACAUGUAUUCGUCGUGGUACACUCAAGUCGGGGGACGGUUCAAAACGGAUAACCGUAUAUACUUGAAUAAAAUCGAUUUCAAGGAGAAAACACCAAGCCUUUUACCCAAACCCGGUAAAACGUUUAUGAUCAUUGUGUAGCCCCGCGGCUGUAGAAGCUCCGGCUGCUACUAUCGCCGAGUUUCGAUAACCGCAAUAUUCGCAAUAACCUGUGUUCUCUCCUGCGAAUCAGUUACGCCAAGUAUCUCCAGUACUCCGUCCCAGUGGCGUGCUGAACAUUUUUCACACUUGAGGCAAAACAAACAAAAUAGAACACGCCCGUUCAAAACGUGGAUCUUUAUGGAUGCCCUACAAAUAAUUACAACAACAACUUUAUUUAGCUAUAUUGACUACGUACUAUAUGCUAUCAUAUCCGUAAGUAGGUGUAUUAAUAGUAUAAUGUACAAAACUAAACGCAUCUCUGAUCUCUGAACUAGUCAAUCUCAAUUAACAUUCAACAUAUUUGGUCAGCCACCCAUCCACACAUUUUAAUAAUGAGGCAAUUGUCACAAAAAACCUACUUCGGCACGUCACCGCUCCUUCUCCCCAUCUUUCGUUGGUCUGCCUCAGUGCCUUUUUCCUGUCGGUUGCCAUUCGAUCGAUGCCAUUACAAAUACGGUACCAUUGAUUUUUUUUUCUUUUCUCACUGUGUGUCCGAACCACUGAAUUCUCCGUCCGUAGCUGUACAUUGUUAUACUUAAACAAAGUUCUUUGACCAUUUCAACGUUUUUUUUUUCUUUUUAUGUCAACCAUUUAGUGCUUUAUCGAAUGACGGUCCACAUAUUGAUCUCAGUAAUUGUUUUCCAACAGUUGUUUUUUUUUUUUAUUUCUAUUCAAUUAGCGCUGUCGUAAGCCAUACUUCACAACUCAAUAAGUUAACGUGUGUCUUACGAUAUAGCUACGUAUAAACGUACACUAUUCCCGUAGAGAAUAUUUACUUUGAUUUAAAUUAUUUCAACGUUAAUAAUACAUUAUGAUUAAUAUUCGUUUUGCAUCGCUCGCAGGUAUAUGGUUUGGAGGGAGACGAUUUCGUCGACGGCCACGUUAGGCUUUCGGAUCGAGGGUAUCAAGAAGAGCGACGGCAAAUCGAGUAAGGACUUCAAAACGACCAAAACCCGGGAUCAAGUGAUCGAAGCGUUCCGAGACUUUGUCGCAGGUUUCCCGCACGUCAUUGUGAGUAUACCCGCCUGUCGUUGUUUUAGUCGUGUACUUAGGCCAUCACCGCAUGUCGUUUCGAUAACAUUCCGUUUUGACUUUUCGCAGCCCAAGUACAUCAGCAGAUUGCGGGCUAUCCGGGACACGCUAAUGGAAUCCAAGUUUUUCACCACUCACGAGGUUUGUAUAAUACACCUGUCAUGGUUAUUAUGUGCGAAUAAAUAAUCUCAAAAUUAAAAAAAAAAUAAAGUACGAAAUGUUAUUCUUCCUAGUGACGAGUUGUGUGUGGUAAACACCAGUCUCGGGUUCCAGUGUCGUCUUUUUCAAUAUAUUAUCCCUAAAUAAUCUCACCUAAAAUAACGUUUUACCGUAGAAAUUAUUUUUUUCUGUUUAAAUCGAAUUUUAGUAAAAUUAAAUUGAUCCCCUACACUCGAUUUCUAUUAGAAAUACGAUAAAAAUAUUAACAUUUUUAUUAUUCAAUAAAACUUUUGUUAAAAAAUAAAUAUUAUUAUUAUUGAUCCUAAUAAAGGGAUUGGUUUCGUUUUAGAAGUGAUUUUUAUAGGAGAAAUUUCGACCGCGGUCACCGUAAAAAUCUAAACAUCUAGACACGGUCGCAGUCCUGCGGUAAGACGAGAUGUUAUUUUUAUAUUUCUCUAUAGUUCUACACGUUUCGGAAACUCGUUUUCUUUUUUUUUCUCAAUAUAAAUUUCCUCGGCACUACACGCUGUACGAGUGGUAUUUUCUAUUCAAUUAAUCGGUCUAUGAAGAAGACUGGUCGUAAAAAAAAAAAAAAAAAUAAAUAUUCUACCGACUUUAUAGAAAAUCAGCGGACAGUUAUUACACAACGCACUGCUGUGACCUUAAAAGAUAAACGAUCUUUACACUCGACGCCUACCACUAGAAUCCAUUACCGAAACGUAUUAUAAUAAUAUCAUAUAGCGUACGAGUUUUGUCGGGUUCCCUCCCCCCCACGGUCCAUCGAGACGGGGGCGUUAAUCCUCCCAAAUCAAUCCGUAAUAUACAUAUAUAUAUAUAUAAAAUACGGUAUCGAUAACGACGACGGCGGUGUUAUUUGUACGUUAAUAAUAAUUUCGUAAAUAAAGAAAAUCGGCCCGUGUUCGUUGUCCGCGCAACCGUCGCAAUCGUCCGCAUCUCCGGCAAACGCGACGGCGAACUGGAUUUUACGGUGGAGAACAAAAAAAAAAAAAGAUAAAUACGAAUCGCGCGAGGAAGGAAACCGAGAAAAAACAUAAACGAAAACGUUUCGCUGCGGCGAGUGACAUUGCGCGGAGACUUUUCUCGCGCGCACGUGUCGCGACACACGGAUCCGUCGGAUCCGAUGCGCACGCGUCGACGUCACCGGCGCCCCGUGUAAUAUCCGAAACGUCGCGACACGCCCGUAAAACGUAAUAUUUCAUCCGGGUAAACAGCGGCGAAACGAAUGUGUCUGUACGGUCGUUAUGCGCAGAGAAGAAAUCGGCGUCAUGACGCGCGCAACGAGGAAAACGCACUGCGCGCCGUCGUUAUUGUUUGUUAUCGCUACUUUGUUUUCCGAUUUUAAUUGACGUUUCGCAAUUCACGUCCGUGUUUGUUAAUAUCGCGUCAACGCCAAACAACAGUCGUUACCGUUGUCGUUUAAAAUCCGCGGUGCGCGAUGCCCUUUUUCGGACCGCGUUAUCAUAACGCGGCGUCCCACGGCGACAAUAACAUUACGACGCGAUAACAACGGCGGGCGCAGUGUUCGCGUAAGGCAGCGGUUCUCAACCGGGGGUCCGCGGACCCCUAGGGGUCCCCGAGAAGGUAUUAGGGGGUCCCCGGAAAAAAAAGCGAAAUGGCGGAAAAAUUGAAAUUUGUUGUAAUUAAUUGAAAUUACUCGCGAAACCAGUUGUGAAAUAUUUUAAAUGAUGUAAAUAGGUUUUUCGUAACUUAUACGGUUUAGUAUAAGCGUAUUUCAUCAGAUGCCUGAUUUCAAAAAGUUAAGUGCUAGCAAACAAUCUCAAGGAUNUGUGCUUACAAAGCAUUCAAUGUUUUACUACCGUUUACGAGCUCUGUAUUAGUGGAGAGAGCCUUUUUGUCAUACACAUGUAUUAAAAAUAAGUACCGCAAUAGACUCUCGGUUUGUUCAGACUUACGAGUUUAUUUAUCAUCCGUGGAGCCAGAUUUCAAAAAAUUAAGUGCUAGCAAACAAUCUCAAGGAUCACAUUAAAAUUACAUUUUUAACUCAAUAUUAUUUUUAUAUAUACAAUGUAUUGCGCAUGUUGAUCAAAAUAAAUCAAGUUUUUCAUUAUUAAACUUAUUUCGUUAAUUCGUAUCUAUUUUAUGUGAAAAUAUAUGAAAAAUUGGCAUUUGGGGGUCCGUAAAGUAGUAGUGAGUGGUCAAGGGGUGCGUGAAUGAACCGCUGGCGUAAGGGGACGCUGCGCACUCGUUUGCCGCGGCAUAAACGCACGGCGUCGUUACGUCGCGCUUACGCAGACUGCACAAAAGAAGUCGUUCGGUUUCGGUUUUAGGGCACGGCCACGCGGGUUUCCCAAGAGAACUUGGACGAGAGUAUCGCGUUCGUCCGUGAAAUUGUUGCCGUUCGACAUAUCGACAGUGAGAUUGCCUAUGCAAAACCCCUUAAACGAUCACAGUCGCGAUUUUUUAUGGCUCGUCCGUUUGGCGUUCGAAAAACCAUAUUACGGAUGCGCAAUACAGAAGUGUGCUGUUAAUAACAAACCGGAACUUUUUUAUUUGCAAAAUAAAAAAAAAACAAAACAAAAAGUAAAAGAGGACCCUCGAGACGGACUGUAUAGGAACUUAAACGAACUCGGACAGAACGUUACAUAAGAACGGUCUCUGUCAAGCCAUAUUUUUUUUAGUGAACAUCUACUGCGUGUCCGUCCUCCUUCCUUAUAAAAAAAAAAAAAAGCUCCGCGAUCAGAUAGACCGAACCUUACUCUUGACUUUUGAAUUUUUCCCAUUUAUUCAACCCCUCUCCACCAUCACUGAGAUUAUUUUCUCUAUAAAACCUAAUUUUUUGUUACAAAACUUACUCCCUCAAUUAUUUACCGUUUAUUUUCUAAUGGACACGCGGUAAGUGAAAUCUCGUUUCACUGGAUGUCCAAUAGACUUUAAUUUAUAUCGAUUUAGACACCGCCAUUUCGGAACACUUCUGUGAAAAAUGCGAAGGUUUUUAUUAAUUAUAUACCGUCACUUUAUCGCUGUAUACUUCCGACGAACUCCGCUUAAAAUCGUUUCCGUUUACAACGAUAACUAGAAAACAAACCACGACAGUACCAUCUGAAAUUUAUCUAUAGUCGAUAAUAAUUAUAUGAUGGAGCUGUGCUAAAACAUAACGAUAUAGUAACGAGUUUUUUUGUUUUUUCGUCCACAGGUGAUAGGCAGUUCGCUGCUGUUCGUGCACGACAGCAAGAGCGCCAACAUUUGGCUGAUUGACUUCGCCAAGACGCUGAUACUGCCGCAGGACACCAAGAUCAACCACACUUCGGAAUGGGUGGUGGGCAACCACGAGGACGGUUACCUGAUCGGCAUCAACAAUCUGCUGGACAUAUUCACCGAGAUGAACGCCGCGACCGCGUUCCCGGUCACGCUCAUCGAAGUCACAGCCCCGUCCGAAGUCGCAUGAAGCUCUUCCACCGUUGCCGUCGUCGUUGUCGCCGUUGUCGUCGUCGUUCCCCGCCCGAUCGCCGCUGCACACCGGCAAUAAUAUUAUUAUAACAAACGUUUCCGAAACGAUGCAUAGAAAAAGGAAUAAAAAAUUACGCACCUGUAUAAAUGUUAUGUGCGCGAACGCGACUUAAUGCCCUGACCGCACAAACGUAAUAACGUAGUUUUACGGUUUCGACAGACGGAAAUCAAAAAGAAAUUAAAAUACAAAUUUUCAAAAAAAAAAAAAAAAAUUUAUUACUCUAACCAGCGGCGUGUGUUUCGAUAUUUCGAUUAGUUUUUUUUUUUUUUAUUUCCCCCCACCCCUCUCGCGGGUAUAGCGGGAUAUUACGAAUAAAUAUUAUAUGGUAUUAUAUUUUGCCAUCAGUAUUAAAAACAGUGAUGAAAUAUUUGAAUAUUUUUUGAAAAACGACGGUCUAGACGGCGAAUUCGACUAUAACACCGCGGUGUCGUUUUGUAACGUAAACCGCCGUACGUAAUCGGUGUCGUUAAAAUCGUAGAAAUUCAAAAAAAAAAAACAAAAAAUUUAAAAAAAAAUGUAACGCGACAUGUAAUGUACUAUGUUAUACACGAUUCUCAAACGCAAUCCGUCACGGAGCGCGUGUCGGCCACCGACUCUUGCAUAGAAUUCGCGCGGAAAUCAUACGUUCUCGCGCGGGUCGUCCACCUCCCCCAUCCACCACCCACCGCGGGUACGCGGCGCGUCGCGCGCGGACUCCGGGCGGCGACGACGGGCCGGACCGCAGGCGGACGGACGGCGGAAGCGUACGCGUGAACCGGACCGCGGCCGCGACGAAUUCGCGAGGACGCGCCGAAACGAACGGACGCCGUCCGCCGUCUUCGCGGCGGGCCCGACAACCUCGGCCGCGCACUGCGUUCCGCCGGCCGUUCCCGCCGGGUCACCGAUCCGCUAGCCGGCCGUCGCGGCGCGCCGCGGAAACCGUAAAUGCCGAAAAGAUGCCGGUGUCGAUCGCGCUAAUAUUACGAUGUAUUUUUAUUAUUAUUAUUAUUAUUAUUAUUAUUAUUAUUAUCGAUCGUUCCGGCUGCGGCGGCGGUCGUCGCGUCGUUGUUACGGGCGGUUUUCGACGUUUCGUCGUUUCAUUAUUCUUAUCAUCAUUAUUAUUAUUAUUAUUAUUAUUAUUAUUAUUAUUAUUUUAUCGAUAUAUUAUUAUAUUUUGCGAUUAUCAUUAAUUAUCGUUAAUUAUUAUCACUAAUUCCCCCCUUCCCGAAACCGUUUAUAAAAACGCACGGACAUCGUUUUACUUUGUCGACGCCCGGACGACAAUUAUCAUUAACAAUCUCGUUUCGUUCGGCGCGGACGAGAUGUGUGUGUGUGUAUGUUUUUUUUUUUUGUAUCAUUUAUUAUUUUUUAGCUCCGUGUGAAAUAAUUUUCGAUUUUGUCGCGUACGCGUAUAAAGGAUUCCGUUUCGAUUCGAUUUUUUUGUUUUUUUUUUUUUUUGUCGUCCCCUUGUACAGAAUAUUAAUUAUAAAUAAUAAGACUUGUGAAGUAAACCCUUAAUAUUGUUAUAUGAUUUUUUUUUUUUUUUUUUUUAUUUCACUUCGCACAUGUGUACAUAAUAAAUCGUUAUCGCCUAUUUUUCUACCCGUUGUUUUUUGUUUUUUUUUUUUUCGUUUCAUGUUUCCGUAUAUAUAUUUCUUAUCGAUUUUGUGUACGAAUGAAAACACAUCAUUACAGUUAUAGGAAAGACAAUGUUUGUAUACGCUUCUUAUAAAAGUACACGCUUCUUAGCAGUAGUUGUACAGUAGGCGCAGCUAGUUCACCGACCAUAAUCAAUAAAUAACAGUAUAGGUUAAGAAUAACCUGCUAUGAUAAUUGAUAAUUUGAUUACAUUAUAAUAUCACAUUUACUGUUUAAAUAUUCAAAAUUAUACAGUUUUCUUGACAAAAUAAAUAUAAGAUAUAAGAUGUAAGGUAUAAUAAAAAAAAAAAUAUUAUAUUUUUUUUUUUUUAUGUCUAGAUAUAUUAUGCUUAUUUAUUAUCUUAGAUAAUAUAAUAUUAUAAAUGUGUAUUAUCGUUAUCUCUGUAUCAAAGCGAUUUCAAAGCAUUUAUCCUUAUCUUUAUCUUUAUCUAGAUAAAUUGUAACUAUCCGUGUCUCAACACUGGUCCCCGGAGAAGGGGGGAGGGCAGCUAUGCACCCGAAAUCCUCUGUGUACGACAUUUAUAAUAAGCAACUAUAUAUUUCGCGUAUUAUAUAAAUUUUUUAACUUUAUUUGUUAUACAUAUAAAUGCAUUGUAUGAAGGUUAUUUGUAUUUUGUUGCGCGUAUUAAUUACGAAACAAUUACAGAAAAAAAAUAUUCAACUAUAAAAAUUAUACAACGGGUAUUUUUGGGGGUUGUAUUUUUAAAAUCGGGGGUGCUUAAGACCCCCUAGCACCCCAUAGUUGCACCUAUUAAUCUGUUUCAGAAGAGUAUUCUACUACUAUGGAACUUACGAAUGAUUUUUCAUAGAUAUUAAUUUCCUGAUGGGAAUUGUAACAAUCGGGCUUCCACGUGAGUCCCUCUCAGUAAGACCCAGUAACCGUCUGGUAUUAAAAUAAUAAAAAAAAUAAAAAAC
Cinara cedri is the source of this 91787-nucleotide messenger RNA. NCBI's taxonomy places the organism in Eukaryota, Metazoa, Arthropoda, Insecta, Hemiptera, Aphididae. The record is from the annotation of a GenBank genome assembly.